Messenger RNA from Gavia stellata (red-throated loon), 98838 nucleotides. It is a transcript of the gene TTN, whose product is annotated as titin. NCBI's taxonomy places the organism in Eukaryota, Metazoa, Chordata, Aves, Gaviiformes, Gaviidae. Gene Ontology annotation, biological process: protein phosphorylation. The coding region runs from base 197 to 97864 and encodes 32555 amino acids. Gene Ontology annotation, molecular function: ATP binding; protein binding; protein kinase activity. The transcript is spliced from 257 exons. The record is from RefSeq and is a predicted model, not a curated record.
UCGGGUGUAGGGAUUGCAAAAAACAAAACUACACUGUCAAGACUGUGUAGUUUUGUUUUUAUGAUUAGAGGCUCUACAAUUCUCAUGCUGGGAUUGUCUAAAAAAUCUUACUCUGGAUAAGGACGUCGUUCAAGAAGAUUUCGUUGGGCUUAGCCCACUCUUACAGGCACUUUGAGAGAUCAGAGUGCCUGUAAAGAUGACGACAAAAGCACCAACAUUUACGCAGCCAUUACAAAGUGUUGUGGCACUGGAGGGUAGUGCCGCAACCUUUGAGGCUCAUAUUAGUGGUUUCCCAGUUCCUGAGGUGAGCUGGUAUCGGGAUGGCCAGGUUCUCUCUGCUGCAACUUUGCCCGGUGUGCAGAUCUCGUUUAGUGAUGGCCGCGCUAAACUGGUGAUCCCCACCGUGACAGAAGCAAACAGUGGAAGAUACACCGUACAAGCCACCAAUGGAUCUGGGCAAGCAACUAGUACUGCUGAGCUACUUGUCACAGCUGGAACAGCACCACCAAACUUCUCACAACGACUACAGAGCAUGACUGCAAGGCAGGGAAGUCAAGUUCGACUUGACGUGAGAGUGACUGGAAUCCCUACACCUGUGGUGAAGUUCUAUCGGGAUGGAGUAGAAAUCCAAAGCUCCCCCGAUUUUCAAAUUUUACAAGAAGGAGACCUUUACAGCUUAAUAAUUGCAGAAGCAUACCCUGAAGACUCCGGUACAUAUUCAGUAAAUGCCACAAAUAAUGUGGGACGUGCUACUUCAACAGCUGAAUUGCUAAUUCAAGGUGAGGAAGAAGCCGUUCCUGCUAAAAAGACAAAGACAAUUGUUUCGACUGCUCAGAUUUCACAAACAAGACAAGCCAGAAUUGAAAAGAAGAUUGAAGCCCACUUUGAUGCCAGAUCACUUACAAGUGUUGAAACGGUCACAGAAGGUGCGACAGCCCAACAGCUCCCACACAAAGCACCUCCACGAAUGCCUCCUAGACCUACAUCAAAAUCACCAACCCCACCAAUAGUUGCUGCAAAAGCACAAAUGGCACGACAGCAAUCACCAUCACCUGUUAGACAAUCACCAUCACCUGUAAGACAUGUCAGAGCACCAACACCCUCACCAGUAAGAUCAGUUUCUCCUGCUGGAAGAAUCUCCACCUCACCUAUUAGACCAGUGAAAUCUCCAUCUCCGAUCUGUAAAACACGUGUAGUGACAACAGCUGGGGCCGAAGUCCUUCCUCCUUGGAAGCAGGAAGGAUAUGCUGCAACCACAGAAGCCCAGAUGAAGGAAACAAGAGUAUCUACAAGCACUACCCAAAUACGAACCGAAGAAAGAUGGGAGGGGAGAUACGGGGUCCAAGAACAAGUUACCAUCAGUGGUGCUACUGCUGGUGAAGUUGUGGCUGGUGCUAGAGAGGUGAGAAAGGACAGUGAAAAAACAGCAGCUGUUGCUACGGUUGUUGCUGCUGUGGAUCAAGCCAUGGUGAGAGAACCAGCUCCAGGUGCUGUAGAGCAAACUGCUAAAAGGACAGCAAUGACUGCAGUCCACGUUCAACCUGUUCAGGAGAAGAUGAGAAAGGAGGCAACAGUAGUAGUUACCAGUGAUAAAGCCACAAAACAAACAGUAAUAUCGAGAACUAGAGAAGGAAUUGUUACUUCACAAGAACAAAGGCACAUCUCUCAUGAAAAGGUAAGAAAAGAACCAGAGAAAACUCCAGUACCCACAGUAAUAAUUGCCACAGACAAAGUCAAAGAACAAGAAAGACUAUCAAGAGCUAGAGAAGAACUAUCUACCAGACAUGAGCAAGUGCACAUUGGUCAUGAAAAGAUAAGAAAGGAAGAUAUGAAACCUUCUGUACCUAAGGUAGUAAUUACCACUGAUAAACCUAAACCACCGGUCAUAAUAUCGAAAAGUAAAGAAGGAAUUGCUACCAAACAAGAACACGUGAGCAUAACCCAUGAAAAGGUGAAUAAGGAAGUUAAGAAAACUACUGUAGUUCCAAAAAUAAUUGCCACUGAUAAAACAGAAGCACCAGUCACAGUGUCCAGAACUAGAGAAGAAAUUACAGCCAAGCAAGAAAAAAUUCACCUAGCUUAUGAUCAGCUGAAUAUAGCGAGUGAUGCUGGAAAAAGGGCUGAAGCUGUAGCUACAGUUGUUGCAGCAGUUGAUCAGGCACGUGUUCGAUCACCCUGGGAACCAGAACAAGCAGAUGAAGCUUAUGUAAAGCAGAAAACUUUGGCAUAUGGCUAUAAAGAGCACGCUGUAACAGACCAGGUUGCUGAGGCCCCAGCAGAACGUCAUGUUGUUACUAAAGAAGUUAAAACUGUCUAUGUUCCUCCUGAGAAACAUAUCUCAGCUGCUGAAAAGAAGGAAGUUCAUGUAUCAACAGAGAUAAAAAGAGCAACAGAAACUAAGACUGAGAAAACAAUUCAUGUUGAACACCCGCGACCCCGCACAGCAAGCCCUCACUUCACAGUCUCCAAAAUUGCUGUUCCUAAACCAGAUCAUACGUAUGAGGUUUCAAUAGCUGGAUCUGCCAUGGCUACUCUGGAAAAAGAGUUAUCAGCUACUUCUGCUGUGCAAAAGAUCACCAAGCCCGUGAAACCACCUCAGCUAAAGCCACAUGACGUCAGGAUAAAAGCAGAGCCAGUUGCGUCUCCACAGUUUCCCUUUGGAGAGGCUGCUGAGACCUAUAAAAGUCACUAUGAUGUUGAGACUAAAAAAGAGACAGCUGUAAGCAUUAAAGGUGAAGCAGUGCGGGAAGAACACUUGGUGUUACAGAAAGAAGGUGAAGCAAAGGUGACAGAAACCGCCAGAGUUCCUGUGCCUGCAGAAAUCCCUGCUACUCCACCUACCUUAGUCUCGGGCCUCAAAAAUAAGACUGUUACUGAAGGUGAGUCUGUCACUCUGGAGUGCCAUAUCUCCGGUCAUCCUCAGCCUACUGUGACAUGGUACAGGGAAGACUACAAGAUUGAGAGUUCAAUGGACUUCCAGAUCACUUUCAAAGCAGGACUUGCUCGCCUUGUGAUUCGUGAAGCCUUUGCAGAAGACAGUGGAAGAUUUACCUGCACUGCUACCAAUAAGGCUGGGAGUGUCAGCACAUCUUGCCACUUAUACGUGAAAGUUUCAGAAGAAAUUGAGACUCGAGAAACCAUUUCUGAGAAGGCUGUUACAGACGAGAAACGCUAUGUGGAGACAAAGGACAUUGUAAUGGAGGAUGUCUCUGCUGCAGCAGAGGAAGUAUCGGGAGAACCCAUACCUCCUUUCUUCAUAAGAAAACCCAUAGUACAUAAAUUAAUUGAAGGUGGGAGCAUUAUUUUUGAAUGCCAAGUAGGGGGCAACCCAAAGCCACAUGUCUACUGGAAAAAAGGUGGAGUUCCUCUAACGACUGGCUACAGAUACAAAGUGAGUUACAAAAGAGAAACCGGGGAAUGCAAACUUGAAAUUUCCAUGACUUUUGCCGACGAUGCCGGAGAAUACACUAUUGUUGUUCGUAAUAAACAUGGAGAAGCUUCUGCAACGGUCUCCUUACUAGAAGAAGCUGAUUAUGAAGCCUACAUAAAAUCGCAACAAGAAAUGAUGUACCAAACUCAGGUGACUGCAUAUGUACAGGAACCUAAAGUGGCUGAGGUAGCCCCAGCUAUUUCAUAUGGUGACUUUGAAAAAGAAUAUGAAAAAGAACAAGCCCUAAUUAGGAAGAAAAUGGCAAAAGAUACAGUGAUGGUCAGAACUUUUGUUGAAGAUGAGGAAUUCCAUAUUUCUUCUUUUGAAGAAAGACUUAUCAAGGAAAUUGAACUCAGAAUUAUUAAGACCACCUUAGAUGAACUUCUCGAAGAAGAUGGAGAGGAGAUGAUGGUUGAUAUUUCUGAAUCUGAAGCUAUAGAAGCAGGAUUUGAUUUAAGAUUAAAGAAUUACAGAACCUUUGAAGGGACGGGAGUUACUUUCCAUUGCAAGACGACUGGAUAUCCAUUGCCAAAGAUUGCAUGGUACAAAGAUGGUAAGCGCAUAAGGCAUGGAGAGCGCUACCACAUGGAAGUUCUGCAAGACGGCAGUGCCAGUCUGCGUUUGCCUGUUGUUUUACCUGAAGAUGAAGGAAUUUAUACUGUCUUUGCCAGUAAUAUGAAAGGAAAUGCCAUUUGCUCAGCAAAACUCUACAUUGAGCCAGUUGCACCCACAGCAGCUUCAGGUUAUAUGCCAGGACCAGAAGUUAUGAGACGAUAUAGGUCUAUUUCUCCACGCUCUCCAAGCCGUUCUCCUGCCCGCAGUUCUCCUUCUCGUUCUCCUGCCCGCAGAUUAGAAGAAACUGAUGAAGGACAACUAGAGAGACUAUAUAAGCCAGUUUUUGUGCUGAAACCUACAUCAUUUAAAUGUUUACAGGGGCAAACAGCAAGAUUUGACUUAAAAGUUGUUGGCAGACCUAUGCCAGAGACCUACUGGUUCCAUAAUGGUCAACAAGUGGUUAAUGACUACACCCAUAAAAUAGUGAUUAAAGAAGAUGGCACCCAGUCAUUGAUCAUUGUUCCUGCUAUGCCUGAUGACUCUGGAGAAUGGGCUGUAAUUGCUCAGAAUAGGGCAGGCAAAGCUUCAGUCUCAAUGACACUGACUGUGGAAGCUAAGGAAGACCUAGUCAGACCACACUUUGUGGAAAGGCUGAAGAAUGUUAGUGUAAAGGAGGGCUCUAGACUGGAGAUGGCAGUGAAAGCUACUGGUAACCCUAAUCCUGACAUUGUAUGGCUGAAAAACAGUGACAUCAUUGUACCUCAUAAAUACCCCAAAAUAAAGAUUGAGGGAACCAAAGGGGCAGCUGCCCUUAAAAUUGAAUCUACUGCCAGGCAAGAUGCUGCAUGGUAUACUGCUACUGCUAUCAAUAAAGCUGGGCGGGACACUACUCGGUGCAAAGUAAAUGUUGAAGUUGAACAUGCAGAACCUGAACCGGAAAGGAGAUUAAUCAUUCCGAAAGGAACUUACAAAGCCAAGGAGAUUGCAGCACCAGAGUUAGAGCCUCUCCAUUUGCGUUAUGGUCAAGAGCAAUGGGAGGAAGGAGAUCUCUAUGACAAAGAAAAGCAACAGAAACCAUUUUUUAAGAAGAAGCUCACAUCUUUAAGGCUCAAGCAAUUUGGACCAGCACACUUUGAGUGCAGGCUUACACCAAUUGGUGACCCAACCAUGGUGGUGGAGUGGUUGCAUGAUGGCAAACCCUUGGAAGCAGCUAAUAGACUCCGCAUGAUCAAUGAAUUUGGGUACUGUAGCCUGGAUUACGGAGUAGCCUAUUCCAGAGAUAGUGGAGUGAUCACUUGCAGGGCAACUAACAAAUAUGGGACAGACCAUACAUCUGCUACUCUGAUUGUGAAGGAUGAGAAAAGUCUUGUGGAAGAAUCCCAGUUGCCAGAAGGCAGAAAGGGACUGCAGCGAAUUGAAGAGUUAGAAAGAAUGGCCCAUGAGGGUGCUCUUCCUGCAGUUGCAGUGGACCAAAAGGAAAAACAAAAACCAGAAAUUGUUUUGGUUCCUGAACCUGCAAGAGUCCUGGAAGGUGAAACAGCGCGAUUCCGCUGCCGUGUGACUGGCUAUCCUUUGCCCAAGGUCAACUGGUACCUCAACGGACAGCUCAUCCGUAAGAGCAAAAGAUUUAGACUCCGUUAUGAUGGAAUCUACUACCUGGAUAUUGUGGACUGCAAAUCGUAUGACACAGGAGAGGUGAAAGUCACUGCAGAGAAUCCAGAAGGCUUUAUUGAACAUAAGGUGAGACUUGAGAUCCAGCAGAGGGAAGACUUCAGAUCUGUUCUUCGUCGUGCUCCUGAACCCAAACAUGAGCCUGUAGUGACAGAACCUGGAAAACUUCUCUUUGAGGUACAGAAGGUAGACAAACCUUCAGAGGCAACAACCAAAGAAGUGGUGAAACUGAAAAGGGCUGAAAGAAUCACUCAUGAGAAGCUUUCAGAGGAAUCUGAAGAGCUGCGUAGUAAAUUCAAGCGCAGGACAGAAGAGGGCUAUUAUGAAGCCAUCACUGCUGUGGAACUGAAGUCUCGCAAAAAAGAUGAAUCAUAUGAAGAAAUGUUAAAAAAGACAAAAGAAGAACUUCUUCACUGGACCAAAGAGAUUCCAGAGGAAGAGAAGAAAGCACUUCUUCCGGAAGGCAAAAUCACCAUUCCAACAUUCAAACCAGAGAAGGUUGAGCUUAGUCCAAGCAUGGAGGCUCCCAAGAUAUUUGAACGAAUUCAAAGCCAGACUGUAGCCCAGGGGACAGAUGCACACUUCCGUGUGAGAGUAGUGGGAAAACCAGACCCUGAAUGCCAGUGGUUCAAAAAUGGUGUGCAGAUUGAAAGGACUGAUCGUGUGUAUUGGUACUGGCCUGAAGACAAUGUUUGCGAAUUAGUCAUCAGAGAUGUGACUUCGGAUGAUUCUGCCAGCAUCAUGGUGAAAGCAGUUAAUAUAGCUGGUGAAACUUCUAGCCAUGCUUUCCUGUUAGUACAAGCCAAGCAGUUAAUCAGCUUCACCCAGAAGUUACAAGAUGUUGUUGCUAAAGAGAGAGACUCCAUGGCAACAUUUGAAUGUGAGACAUCAGAACCCUUUGUCAAAGUGAAAUGGUUUAAGGAUGGAAUUGAGAUUCAUUCUGGAGACAAAUACAGAAUGCACUCAGACAGAAAGGCUCAUUUUCUUUCUGUACUAGCAAUUGAAAUGUCUGAUGCUGAUGACUACAGCUGUGCACUGGUAGAAAACGAAUCCAUAAAAACUACUGCAAAGCUUUCUGUUGAAGGUGCUAUUGUUGAGUUUAUUAAAGAACUUGAGGAUGUUGAAGUACCAGAAUCCUUCUCAGGUGAACUUGAAUGUGAGGUUUCCCCAGAAGACGUGGAGGGGAAAUGGUAUCAUGGUGAUGUUGAACUCACUUCUAAUCAUAAAUAUGUGAUUGCAUCCCGCCGUGGUCGCCAAAUCCUCACUAUUAAAGAUGUUAAUAAAGAUGAUCAAGGAGAGUAUAGCUUUGUUGUUGAUGGAAAAAGGACUUACUGCAAACUGAAGAUGAAGCCUCGUCCCAUGGUUAUUCUUCAAGGACUUACUGAUCAAAAAAUCUGUGAGGGAGAUAUUGUACAACUUGAAGUUAAAGUCUCCCUAGAAAAUGUGGAAGGUGUCUGGAUGAAAAAUGGUCAUGAAAUUCAAUCAAGUGAUCGUAUUCACAUUGUGUUGGAUAAACAGUCACACAUGUUGCUGAUAGAAGAUGCAACAAAGGAAGAUAGUGGAACUUACUCUUUUAGUGUUCCUGGUCUUGGACUGUCAACCACUGGACAGAUCACAGUGUACAGUGUGGAAAUAGUGGUGCCUCUAAAAGAUGUUCACGUAGUUGAAGGAACAAAAGCUAUCCUCGAAUGCAAAGUUUCAGCACCUGAUGUGUCUUCCUCCAAAUGGUACCUAAAUGAUCAUCAGAUAAAGCGUGAUGAACGUGUACAAGCUGUAUGUAAAGGCACUAAACAGAGGCUAGUGCUUACCAGAACCUAUGCAUCAGAUGAAGGGCAUUAUAAGCUAAUGGUUGGCAAAGUUGAAACAAGUUGCAAUGUCACAGUUGAAAAAAUUCAGAUUAUUAGAGGUCUUCACGACAUCACCUGCACUGAAACACAGAAUGUAACUUUUGAGGUUGAGCUCUCCCAUUCAGGGAUUGAUGUAAUUUGGCAUUUUAAAGGCCAAGAGAUCAAGGCUGGUCAAAAAUAUAAAAUUGAAGCACAUGGCAAAAGAUAUAAAUUGACAGUGGUGAAGAUGAUGAAAGAUGAUGAAGGAGAAUAUGUAUUUUAUGCUGGAGAGAAGAAAACAUCUGGAAAGCUUAUAGUAGCAGGUGGUGCCAUUUCAAAGCCUCUCACUGACCUUACUGUGGCUGAGUCCCAGACAGCUGUUUUUGAAUGUGAGGUGGCAAAUCCUGAAUCAGAUGGCCAGUGGCUAAAAAAUGGUAGACCAUUACCUAUGACAGAUCAGUACCGUGCUGAAUCUGAUGGUGUAAAGAGAAGGCUCAAUAUCCCUGUCACGAAACUGGAUGAUAUGGGAGAAUAUAGCUAUGAAAUAGCAAGCUCAAAGACAUCUGCCAAACUGAAGGUCGAAGCUGUUAAGAUAAAGAAGACACUAAAGAACUUGACUGUGACAGAAACACAGGAGGCAGUUUUCAGUGUAGAACUGACCCACGCUGAUGUGAAAGGAGCUCUGUGGAUUAAAAACGGUGUUGAACUUGAAUCAAAUGACAAAUAUGAAAUUUCAGUGAAAGGAACUGUUCACACACUGAAAAUCAAACACUGUGUUGUCACUGAUGAGUCUGUUUAUAGCUUUAAGCUUGGAAAGAUAGGAGCAAAUGCCAGACUUCAUGUGGAAACUGUCAAGAUCAUCAAAAAGCCAAAGGAUGUCACUGCUUUGGAAAAUGCUGUUGUCUCCUUUGAACUGAGUGUAUCCCAUGAUACUGUACCAGUCCGAUGGUUCCACAAAAAUGUUGAGCUUAAACAAAGUGAUAAACACAAGAUGAUAUCUCAAAGGAAAGUUCACAAGCUUAUGCUGCAUAACAUAUCUCCUGCUGAUGCUGGGGAAUACACAGCUCUUGUCGGGCAAAUUGAGUGUAAAGCAAAACUGUUUGUGGAAACCAUACACAUCACAAAGACCAUGAAAAAUAUUGAGAUCCCUGAGACCAAAACUGCCUCUUUUCAGUGUGAAGUUUCUCAUUUCAAUGUGCCUGCUGUCUGGUUGAAAAAUGGUGUGGAGAUUGAAAUGAGUGAAAAGUUCAAAAUAGUGGUUCAGGGGAAACUCCAUCAGCUCAAUAUCAUGAACACAAGCAGUGAAGAUUCUGCAGAAUACACAUUUGUCUGUGGAAAUGACAGAGUCAGUGCAACUCUGACCGUAAAACCCAUCUUAAUUACCUCCAUGCUAAAAGACAUCAAUGCUGAAGAGAAAGAUACAAUAACAUUUGAAGUUACUGUUAACUAUGAAGGUAUCUCAUAUAAAUGGCUGAAGAAUGGUGUAGAAAUAAAAUCGACUGAUAAAUGCCAGAUACGAACAAAGAAGCUCACACACUCCCUCUCCAUAAGGAAUGUGCAUUUUGGUGAUGCUGCAGAAUACACUUUUCUUGCUGGAAAAGCAGCUUCAUCAGCCACUUUAUAUGUAGAAGCUCGUCACAUUGAAUUUAGGAAGCAUAUUAAAGACAUCAAGGUUGUGGAGAAGAAGAGGGCUAUUUUUGAAUGUGAAGUUUCAGAACCUGACAUUCAGGUCCAGUGGAUGAAGGAUGGACAAGAACUCCAGAUUGGUGACAGGAUGAAAAUUCAGAGGGAGAAAUAUGUCCAUCGUCUCAUCAUUCCUUCCACAAGAAUGUCUGAUGCUGGUCAGUACACUGUAGUAGCAGGUGGAAACACAUCCAGUGCCAAUUUGAUAGUGGAAGGUCGUGACAUUCGUAUCAGAAGCAUCCAUAAAGAUAUUCAGGUCAUUCAGAGACAAAGAGCUGAAAUCGAAUUUGAAGUCAAUGAAGAUGACAUUGAACCACAGUGGUACAAGGAUGGUAUUGAGAUCAACUUCCAAUAUGAGGAAAGAUACAGUUAUGUGGUGGAAAGGAGAGUUCAUCGAAUGAGCAUCUUUGAAACCACUUACUCUGAUGCUGGAGAAUACACUUUUGUUGCAGGGCGGAAUAGGAGCUCUGUUGUUCUCUAUGUGAAUGCUCCAGAGCCACCCCAGAUUAUUCAGGAGCUAGAGCCAACCACUGUGGAGUCUGGCAAACCUGCCCGCUUCUGUGCCAUGAUAUCAGGCAAACCCCAGCCCAAAAUUUCCUGGUACAAAGAUGAUCAAAAGCUUUCUCCAGGUUUCAAGUGCAAAUUUCUUCAUGAUGCACAAGAAUAUACUCUAUUACUGAUUGAAACUUUCCCUGAAGAUGCAGCAGUGUACACCUGUGAAGCAAAAAAUGACUAUGGAGUUGCUACAACGUCAGCUUCACUUUCAGUGGAAAUCCCAGAAGUUGUUUCUCCUGAGCUAGAAGUGCCAGUGUAUCCACCUGCUGUUGUAAUACCACUACGUGAUGCUGUUACAUCUGAGGGACAGUCUGCUUGUUUUCAGUGCAGAGUUACAGGGACAGAUCUGAAAGUCUCUUGGUACAGCAAAGAGAGAGAGAUCAAGCCAUCACGGUUUUUUAGAAUGACUCAGUUUGAAGACACUUACCAGCUGGAGAUUGCUGAAGCUUAUCCAGAGGAUGAAGGAAUCUAUACCUUUGUGGCUAGUAAUUCUGUAGGCCAAGUGACAAGCACUGCUGUCUUGAAGUUAGAAGGAUUUAAAAAGGUUGAAGAAGUUACAUCAGAGUCCCAUUGGCAUGUUUCAUCUGUCUCACUUAAGGAGGAGUCUAUUGGCCAAAGGCCCACCUUUAUCCAGCCUAUUUCAAGCUGCAGGGUAUGCAGCGGGGAAUCAGUCAGAUUUCAAGCUAGAGUCUCUGGCAUGCCCAAACCAAAAAUCCAGUGGUUUCAUAAUCAACAACUCAUGUUGCCAACAAAAGACUUAGUUUUCCACUUUGAUGAGUCUACAGGCACAGCUAUACUGAUAAUAGUAGAUGCUUUCUUAGAGCAUGCUGGCCAAUACUCUUGCAAGGCAAGAAAUAGUGCUGGAGAAACAACUUGUACAGCUACACUUACAGUGACUGCGGAAGUGCAAGCCCUAGAUAGGCAAAGUUCUGGGAAAGAUGUAAAACAGUCUAUCCAGUCACAGGCUAUAUCAGAACUUCAUGUUGCUCCUCUCACAAAGAAGAACAUUAAAACUUAUCAAAAAGAAUUUAAAUCAGUGCAACAACCAUCACAGGAAUUCAGUGUACAGGUUUUUGAAAGCGUAUUGGAAAGUUUGAUCAUGAAGGCUACAACAUUUGAAGAAAUGGAAGCCAUGCACACAACAAUCCUUUCCCAAACACCUCAGAGCACCAGGAUCUCUGUGGCCACUGCUCGGGAAAUGAAGGAUGUUCCUCCAAAGAUUCUUUUGCAGCUCAGAGACCUAACUGUGAAAUGUGAUGACACUGCUCAGUUCGUAUGUGGCUUAGAAAAUGAAUUCUUCUCUGAGUAUCUUUGGGCCCAUGAAGGUGAAAGGAUAGAAGUGUCUGAAAAAUUGAAGAUAUCACAAAAUGGAAGUGUCCUACUGCUCACAAUCCUAAAUGCCCAGCUGGCAGAUCAAGGACUGUACACUUGUACUGUAUAUAAUGAUUAUGGAGGGACAACAACUGCUGCAAUACUAACGGUCAAAGGUGCUCCUGAAAAAAUUAUUCAUGAGAAGCUAGAGGAAGCAAUUGAAAUGGAAGUGAAAGACAUCGCUAGCUCUCUUACUGUGUCUUCUGAGGAAGGAAGAAGUGAAGGCUACAGCAGCAGCCUUCAGUUGCCUGAUAGAGAGAAAGCACUUGAAUUUGAGCCUGAAAAACCAGUUUAUUCUAGCAAAGCAAAGAUGAAAAUGGAGGGGGGGGACAAAGCCCCUGUGUUCCUCAAACAGUUGUCAAAUGUUGAAGUCUGGCAGGGAGAUGUAGCUAGGCUCUCUGUUACUGUCACUGGCAGCCCCACACCCAAAAUCCAGUGGUUUUUCAACAGUAUGAAGCUAACCCCAUCCAUGGACUGUAAGUUCGUGUUUGCUGGUAAUGACCACAGCCUCAUCCUCCCAUAUGUGGGUGUGCAGGAUGAGGGUGAAUACACGUGCGUGGCCAGCAAUGUACACGGUGAGACCACAUGCAGCGCCCACCUCCACGUGCAGCAGCGGAUGCCAGGGAUUCCUUGCUUUACCAGGGUGCCGGACAGCGUGCAGUGUGCACCGGGCUUCACCGCGAUCUUUGAGUACACCGUGGCUGGGGAGCCAUGCCCUGAUGUGCGGUGGUUCAAGGGGAGCGAGCAGCUCUUCUCCGAUGUGCGUCGUUCUAUUGCUCACCACCCUGAUGGCUCAGGCUCCCUGACAGUGCAGGAGUGCAUGGAGAAGGAUGCCGGGCUCUACACAUGCAGGGCGGUGAGUGCCCUGGGCGAGGCCACAUGCUCUGCUGAGCUCCUUGUGCUGCCCAAGGAUCAUGCUCUAUGCAGGCAGAGCCCGGCCUUGCAGCACUCUGCAGUGGCAGAGGACCAAAGUCCCCUCUCCUACGAGGAGGCUGGCGAGAUUCCUGCCAUGGAAGGAAUGCUCAGCCUUGAGGCCAUGAGGGAGCCCCUGGCCCUCCUUCAGCUCCAGACGAGCCAGGCAGAGCACGUGCUGCCCAGGGAGGACAUCUUGCCUGGCCUGCCACUGGCCUGCCUGGCUGCACAGGGCGUUGAAGAGAUGCUCACCCAGGUGGCCACAACACAAGAGAGCAGCAGGCUUCUGGCAGAGCCACUGCAAACCCUCCCUGCUGGCCUCCAGGCUGUGGUGCCUGCAGCAGCGACGGAGACACAACUGCCAGGCUACCUUGGGACUGUAGCUGCACAGAUACUCUUGCCCAAAGAGCAAGUCAUCCCCAAGGCAGCAGAGCAAAUGGCUGCUCUGACGACAGAGGUUUCCCAAGUCCUUCUACAGGUGUCAAGCACCACUGAGAGCUGUGCCAUAGAUGGUGACCACACCCAGGUCCUGGAGGGCUUCCAGGCAAUGCAAGGUGAGCUGAAGGCUGAACCCAGAUUUGCCUCUGAAUUGGCCUUCACUGCGGGCCAAGCUGUCCCCCUGGAGAACACUUCUUCCCUGGAAGAAACAGAGGAAGAUUUUGCUGCAAGAAUCCAUGAGGGACAGGCUGUGAGAUUUCCCUUGCUGCUAGAAGAAAACCAGCCCCUGGAGGAGGAACAUGUCGUCGAUCUUGCCAGCCCACUUAGGCAGUGUCCAAGGGCAGGGAGACAACCCCAUGAAACAAUGUACACUCACCAGCUCCAGCCAAGCCAAGUCCUUAACAAAGAGAGACAGCUCACUGCUCAGGUUCCCAAGAGCUGCAACUUAGACAUAAAGUCUCAAAUUAGAAAUGCAUUGAAAGCUGCAGUGGUAAGUGAGCAAAACCUCUUGUUUUCAGAAUGGUUGGCUGAUAAAGAAAAUGUUGAAGUACAGACAAUAAACAUCACCAAGGAACAUAAACACACCCUAUGCACCUACAUUGUGACCACAGAAGGACUUAGUCCCAUAGAAAUUCCAGUCUCCUUGGGAGAAGUCAACAUUCAGACAGCUGACCAGAAAACAGUCUUGAAGGAGGCUUUCUAUUCUCUUAUUUGUGAAGAAAAACAUCUCUUGACAGGUGAAAACUCCAAAGCAUUGCCAGUCCAUCCCAGUCCACUUCUCUCAGGAAAGUCCUGUGAUGAAACCUCCGAGCUGCAGCCCCAGGAGGCUGAGAGGACUAUGGAGGCAGAAAUACCCCUGGAGCAGCCUUUGUCUGCAGAAGUAAUCAACACUGUAACUGGGCAUGGUCAAAUCCAGGACGUGGGUGCAGCUGCAGACACUGCUGGUGUAGCCUCCACAGAUGUUCCCACUGAGACACCCACAGAAAUACUGAAAAGGAAAGAGAAAAGGGAAGAAAUAUGUGAGGAAGAGGGCAGAGAGGGUCUGGAAACUAGAGCUGGGAAGCUAGAGGAUGAGCUGGGCAAAGAGAGUUAUCCCAUCAUACACAGCAAACUGGUUGACACUGUUGUGGAGGAAGGGGAGACCGUCAGUCUGGUGACCAUCAUAACAAAUGUCAGAGAAGUGAAAUGGUACUUUGAGGGUAAACUGGUGUCUUCAGGCGACAAAUUCAAGUGUUUGCAAGAUCAAGACACAUACACACUAGUAAUAAGCAAAGUGUGCUGGGAGAUUCACCAAGGAGAGUACACCUGUGAGGCGCUGAAUCAAGGUGGAAAAAGAGCAACAGCAGCAAAACUCACAGUUGUUAAAAGAGUUGCACCAAUUCUGAGGAGAAGGCUCGAAUCUCUGGAGGUAGCUGUAAAUCACGUGGCCAAGUUUACCUGUGAGGUGGAGACUGCUCCCAAUGUCAGGUUCCAGUGGUACAAAGCUGGCCGAGAGAUAUAUGAUGGGGACAAAUACUCCAUUCGCACCUCCAACUACCUCUCCACGCUGGAGAUCCCGAGGCCUCAGGUUGUUGACUAUGGAGAGUAUAGCUGUAAGGCUUCCAACCAGCAUGGCAGUGUAAGCUCUACAGCCCUUUUAACAGUAACUGAAGCAUUUCCACCAACGUUUCUUACCAGACCUGAAUCUGUCACUACUUUUGUGGGCAAAAGUGUCAAGUUCCUGUGUACUGUUUCGGGCACUCCAGUCAUCGACGUUGCCUGGCAGAAAGAUGGCACGACCAUUUCACCUUCGGACCACCACAAGAUCUCCAAAGUGGAAAAUAAACAUAUGUUAGAAAUUUCCCUUCUCACCACCAGUGACAGAGGGGUUUACACUUGCAAAGCUUCCAACAAGUUUGGGGCUGACAUUUGCCAGGCUGAAAUGGUCGUUAUAGACAAGCCUCACUUCAUUAAAGUUUUGCAGUCAGUGCAGUCAGCAGUCAAUAAAAAAGUACGUCUUGAAUGUCAGGUAGAUGAAGACAGGAAAGUAACAGUAGGGUGGACAAAGGAUGGAAACAAAAUCCCUCCAGGCAAAGAUUAUAAGAUUUACUUUGAAGACAAAAUAGCCUUGCUUGAGAUUCCUCUGGCUAAGCUCAAGGAUUCAGGCCAUUAUGUGUGCACUGCCUCAAAUGAGGCGGGAAGCAGCUCCUCUUCUGCCAGCGUCACAGUCAGAGAACCACCAUCCUUUGUGAAGAAGGUCGAUCCAUCUUAUUUACUGACCCCAGGUGACUCUGCACGCCUUCAAUGCAAAAUCAAAGGGUCUCCUGAAAUCCAGGUUACUUGGUUCAAGAACAAUAAGGAGAUCCGUGAAAGCAACACACACAGAAUGUCCUUUGUCAAUUCUGUGGCUGUAUUAGAUAUUUUGGAGAUGAAAGUUGAUGACAGUGGGAGCUACUCAUGUGAAGCUGUAAAUGAGGUUGGAAGUGACAGCUGCACCACCGAAGUAGUUGUCAAAGAGCCUCCAUCUUUCAUCCGAACACUUGAACCAGCAGAGGUAGUAAAGGGAACAAACACCGUCCUUCAGUGUGAGGUUGCUGGCACUGGACCAUUUGAGAUUAGCUGGUACAAAGACAAGAAACAGAUUCGCAGUAGUAAAAAAUACAGGUUGACCUCUCAGAAAGCUGUUAUUUCUCUGGAGGUGUCUUCAUUUAAUAGUGCGGAUGUCGGUGAAUACGAAUGUGUGAUAGCUAACGAAGUUGGGAAGUGCAUAUGCAGUGCAACAUACAUCUUGAAAGAACCACCAUCUUUUGUUAAGAAAAUUGAAAAUGUGACAGCUCUGGCUGGAGAUAGUAUUACAUUACAGGCUGUGGUGAAAGGGUCAGAGCCUAUUUCUGUGAUGUGGAUGAAGGGCAAAGACACUAUUCAAGAUGAUAACAAAGUGAGAGUGACAUUUGAACAUGGUCUAGCAACGCUGCAAAUUACCGGUGUCCAGCUGAGCUCUGGUGGCAAAUACACCUGUGUGGCUGAGAAUGAUGCAGGAAGUCAGUCCUGCUUUGGUGAACUAGCAGUGAAAGAACCUGCCAAAAUCAUUGAAAAAUCCGAAAUCAUCCAGGUAACAGCAGGGGAACCAGCCAUUUUGGAGUACACUGUCACAGGCACUCCAGAGCUAAAAACCAAGUGGUUCAAAGAUGGAAGGCCACUACCUGCCAGCAAAAAAUAUAGGAUCAGCUUUAAAAAUAACAUUGCCCAGCUCAAGUUUUAUGCCACUGAAAUGCAGGACAGUGGCGAGUACACCUUUGAGAUAUCCAAUGAUGUGGGCAUCAGCUCUUGUACUACCAGCUUCACUGUGCUAGAUCGCACUCUCCCUCCCUUCUUUACUAAACCGCUGAAGAAUAUUGACAGCAUCAUUAGCACCUCGUGCCGCCUAGACUGCAAAAUUUCAGGUUCUCUUCCAAUGACCGUCUCUUGGUUUAAGCAGGACACCGAGAUCACUUCAAGUGCCAAGUACACAGUACACUUUGCAGAAGGCUCUGCAUCUUUGGAAAUAAAACACCUAGUUGCAAGCGAUGCUGGAGUCUACAUUUGCAGAGCCACAAACUCUGCUGGCAGCAAAGACAGCAGUAGCACUUUGUUUAUAAAAGAGCCACCCAGCUUCACUGUAGAACCAGAGUCCCAAGAUGUACUGCCUGCAUCAACGGUACGUUUCAAAGGCACAUUUAAAGGCACAACACCACUGACAGUGAAAUGGUUUAAAGGUGAUACUGAGCUGGUGACAGGAGGAGCCUGCUACAUUAUGACAGAAGCAUUAGCAAGUUACUUGGAGCUUUACGCGGUCAAACCAACAGACUCCGGAAAAUACACCUGCAAAGUCUCCAAUGUAGCUGGUUCAGUAACAUGCAGUGCAAACCUGUUUGUAAAAGAACCUGCUGUCUUCAAGGAGAAGCUAGAGCCAACCCAUCUGGUAAAGAAAGGUGGAUAUGCUGAGCUGACCUGUGAAGUUACUGGUACUCCUGAGAUUAAAAUCACAUGGUUCAAGGAUGACAGAGAGCUAAAAGAGAGUGACAAAUAUAGGAUGUCUUUUGCAAAAUCCUUGGCAAUACUCCAUCUUACAGAUGUUGAGACUGAAGACAGUGGGGAAUACCUUUGUGAGGCUAAAAAUGAUGCUGGAAAAGAUAUUUGCAGUAGCGUUGUUACAAUCAAAGAGUCACCUUAUUUUAGCAAGGAGUUUCAAUCCAUGGAAGUCUUGAAGGAUUCUGAUGUGGUUUUGGAGUGUGAGGUGCUUGGCACACCUCCCUUUGAAGUGUUUUGGGUGAAAGAUGAUAAACCCGUGCGGAGCAGUAAGAAGCACAGAAUAAGCAUUGAGAAAUCUUUGAUUAGCCUCCACGUUUUCAGGUUUGAUGCUUCUGAUGUUGGCGAGUAUCAGUGUAGAGUAACAAACGAUGUUGGGAGCUGCCUCUGCAGUUCAGAGGUCACACUGAAAGAGCCCCCACAGUUCUUGAAGAGGAUAGAAAACAUUAGUUCCCUUCGAGGGGGCACAGUCGUGUUUCAGGCUGCUAUUAAAGGCUCAUUGCCCAUUACUGUGUCCUGGCUGAAAGACAAUGAUGAAGUAAUUGAAGACAACAAUAUCAAAAUGACCUUUGUGAACAAUGUUGCCACUCUUCUGGUGAGGUCUAUUGAACUGAAACAUGAUGGCAAAUAUUUCUGUCAGGCUAAAAAUGAGGCUGGAAUUCAGAGGUGUUCUGCUCUGCUCACUGUCAAAGAACCUGCCACAAUCGUGGACAAGGCCGUGUCAAUAGAUGUGACUGAGGGAGACCCAGCAACCUUGCAGUGUAAAUUUUCUGGAACGAAAGAUAUUACAGCCAAAUGGUUCAAAGGUGGCAAGGAACUGACGUUAGGCCCAAAAUAUAAGAUCAGUGUUACGGAUACUGUCUCAGUCCUAAAAGUGCUUCAUGCAGAAAAGAAAGAUAGUGGAGAAUACAUUUUUGAGGUUCACAAUGACGUUGGAAGCAGUAGCUGUUCUGCCAGCAUUAACGUCCUAGAUCUCAUUAUACCACCUAAAUUCACCAAAAAGCUCAAGAAAAUGGACAGCAUUAAGGGGUCUUUUGUCCACCUGGAGUGCAUAGUGUCUGGUUCACAUCCCAUAAGUAUCCAGUGGUACAAGGACGGCCAAGAAAUAACAGCAAGUGAAAAGCACAAAUACUCUUUCCAUGAUAAUACUGCAUUUCUAGAAAUCAAUAAACUGGAAGGCACAGACAGUGGCUCUUACACCUGUGAAGCAACAAAUGAGGCAGGAAGCAACCAAUGCAGUGGGUUCUUAACAGUCAAAGAACCGCCAUAUUUUGUGGAAAAACCCCAGUCCCAAGAGGUUGUGCCUAAUGCUAGGGUUCAUUUCAAAGCACUGGUGAAAGGCUCUACUCCUCUGCAGAUAAAGUGGUUUAAAGACAGCCAGGAGCUCCUCACUGGAGCCAAUCGAUCUGUCUGGAAGGACGACACGUCUAGCGUACUGGAGCUCUUCUCAGCUAGGACAUCUGACUCCGGGAACUACACUUGUCAGAUAAGCAAUGAUGUGGGGACUGCAACUUGCAAAGCAGCUCUGUUUGUAAAAGAGCCCCCCAGAUUUAUUCAGAUGCCAACUUCUGUAGUAGCUUUGCGUGAAGGACAGUCCACCACUUUCGAGUGCCAGGUAGUAGGCACGCCAGAGAUCCACAUCACAUGGUACCUGGACGGGAAUGAAGUGACUGACCAAGCUAAGUACGGCAUGUCCUUCACAGAUGGUUUAGCCACUUUGAAACUAACUCAAGCCAGAGUGUCAGAUAGUGGGAUUUAUGUUUGUGAAGCCCACAAUGAUGCAGGUAGUGAGAGCUGCAGCGUCGAGCUGAAAGUAAAAGAGCCUCCAAGAUUUGUUCGGGAGUUGAGACCCACCGAGGUAGUGAAGGGUUUGGAGGCCACACUCGAGUGUGAGGUGACUGGUACUCCUCCAUUUGAGGUGAAGUGGCUGAAGAACAAUAAGGAGAUGUUCAGCAGCAAGAAAUAUGCCAUCUCAACCAAAGAAUCAGUAUUUACUCUUAAUGUGACUAACUGUGAUGUCUCAGAUGUUGGUGAAUAUCAGUGUAUUAUAUCAAAUGAAGGUGGGAGCUGUUCUUGCAGCACAAGGCUCAGCUUGAAAGAACCACCAUCCUUCGUCAAGAAGCUGGAGAACAUUACUAGCAUUUUGAAAGGUACCGCAUUCUUCCAGUGCGUCAUAGCAGGCGCUCAACCCUUAUCUGUGUCAUGGAUAAAAGAUGAGAAAAUCCUAGAAGAGGAUGAGCACCACCAUAUUACCUUUGAGAACAGUGUGGCCACACUGAAACUUACCAAUGUUGACCUCAGCCACAGAGGGAGAUACACCUGCCAGGCAAAGAACGAGUCUGGCGUGGAGAAGUGUUUUGCUUUGCUUUUUGUACAAGAGCCUGCACGGAUCAUAGAAAAGGCUAAAUCACUUAAAGUCACUGAAAGAGACCCCGUGACUUUGGAAUGUACUGUGGCUGGGACACCGGAGCUCCGAAUAAGAUGGUACAAAGACGGCAAACAGCUCUUGCCCAGUAGAUACUACACAAUGAGCUUUGAAAACAAUGUGGCCAGUUUCAGGAUUGAACCUGUAUCAAAGGAGGAUAGUGGUACCUACAGUUUUAAGGUUGAAAAUGACUUCGGAAGUAGCACCUGUGAAGCUGUUCUCACUGUGCUAGAUCAAUCAAUUCCUCCUGCAUUUAUCAAAAAGCUAACCAAAAAGGAUACCGUUCUGGGAUCUUCUAUCCAAAUGGAAUGCAAAGUUUCUGGGUCACUCCCCAUUACUGCAAAAUGGUUUAAGGAUGGAAAAGAGAUAACUGACAGUGCAAAAUAUAGAAGCCUGUGCCAUGAGAACAGUGUGUCACUCGAGAUUGCUAAUUUAGAGCUGGCAGACAGUGCAAAUUACACAUGCAGUGUCUCUAAUGUUGCCGGGAACGAUUCUUGCAGUGCUGUCCUGACUGUGAAAGAGCCACCAAGCUUCUUAGUAAAACCUGAAAGCCAGCAAGCCAUCCCAGAUUCCACAGUGGAGUUUAAGGCCACACUAAAAGGAACACCACCCUUUACAGUAAAGUGGUUCAAAGAAGACUUAGAACUUGUAUCUGGUCCAACUUGUUUCAUUGGGAUUGAAGGGUCAACUGGGUUCUUAACCCUCUAUUCAGUGGAUACUUCUAGGAGUGGGCAUUACACUUGCCACGUUUCAAAUGACGUUGGCAGUGACUCUUGCACUACAACAUUGAUGGUAACAGAACCACCCAAGUUUGCUAAGAAGCUAGAGGCGGCAAAAGUAGUCAAGCAGGGUGACUCAGCCCGGCUUGAGUGCAAAGUAAGUGGAUCUCCAGAGAUGAAAGUAGUGUGGUUCAGAAAUGACCAUGAAAUUGUUGCCAGCGAAAAAUUCCGGACAUCAUUCAUUGACUCUGUGGCUGUGCUUGAAAUGAAUCAUCUCAGUACUGAUGAGAGCGGUGACUACAUCUGUGAAGCUCACAACCCCGCCGGCAAGGCCAGCUGUAGCACCAAAGUCACAGUGAAAGAACCGCCUGUCUUUAGCAGGAAGCCCUCUCCAGUAGACAUGCUCAAAGGAACCGAGGUUAGCCUGGAAUGUGAGAUUUCAGGAACACCACCAUUUGACGUUACCUGGUACAAGGACAGGAGACAAAUCCGCAGUAGUAAAAAGUAUAAGGUUACAGCCAAAAACUACCAUACAAGCGUUCGCAUUCUUAAUGUUGAAGCUGCAGAUGUUGGUGAAUAUCAGUGCAAAGCACAGAACGACGUAGGAAGUGACACUUCUUUUUGCACUGUGAAGCUGAAAGAACCACCAAAAUUCUUAACUAAAAUAAACAGCAUGACUGUUGUGGUUGGUGAACCUGCAGAGUUACAAGCAAGAGUGGAGGGCUCCCAGCCGAUUUCUGUGCAGUGGCUUAAAGACAAAGAGGAAAUUAUUAGAGAAAGUGAAAACACAAAGAUCACAUUUAUCGAAAAUAUUGCAACUUUACAGCUUGUGCGCACAGAGACAAGCAAUGCUGGAAAAUACAUCUGUCAGAUCAGAAAUGAUGCUGGAAGUCGCGAGUGCAUGGCUACCUUAACUAUUCUAGAGCCUGCGGUCAUAGUAGAGAAAGCAGAGCCGAUGAAAGUUACUAUAGGAGAUGCCUGUACUUUGGAAUGCAAAGUGGCAGGCACACCAGAGCUUUCCACUGGGUGGUUCAAGGAUGGCAAAGAGCUGACCAGCAGCCAAAAAUACAGAAUUACUUUCAUCAAUAAAGUAUCUACACUUAAAAUUAUGGAUGCAGAAAAGGAAGAUGGUGGAUUGUACACUUUUGCAGUGCAGAACGACGUGGGGAAAAGCAGUUGCACAGCAUCUGUUGAUGUUUUAGAUCGAAUCAUUCCUCCUUCUUUCACAAGAAAACUAAAGGAAACUCCCUGUGUCCUGGGUUCCUCAGCAUUGCUGGAAUGCAAAGUCUCGGGUUCACCUCCUAUUUCUGUUGCCUGGUUCCAAAAUGGACUUAAGUUAGUCAAUGGGGAAAAACAUCAAAUCUCCUUUUCAGAUAACCUAUGUAUUUUAGAAGUGAAUUCACUGAGUGACUCAGAUACUGGCACGUACACCUGCAAAGCUACCAACAUAGCUGGUUCAGAUGAAUGCAGUGCUAUAUUGACCGUACAAGAACCACCUUCUUUUGAGAGGACACCCGAGCCUCUGGAUAUCUUGCCGGGUACAAGCAUCACUUUUACAUGUGUUAUCAGAGGAACCCCUCCUUUUAAGGUGAACUGGUUUAGAGGGGCCAAUGAGCUUGUGCCAGGGGACAAAUGCAAUAUCUACUUGGAGGACUCCAUUGUGGAGCUUGAGUUAUUUGAUGUAACUCCUCUCCAAAGCGGAGAGUACACUUGCCUAGUGACUAAUGAUGCUGGCAGGGCAAAUUGUACAACACACCUCACAGUAAAAGAACCGGCUGUCUUUGUAAAGAAACUGAGUGAUCAGUAUGUGGAGCCUGGCAAGCCCAUCAUCCUGGAGGGCACUUACACAGGCAGCCUGCCCAUCUCUGUGACAUGGAAGAAGAACGGCCACACGAUCACUCAAUCUCAGAAGUGUAGCAUCACCACCACAGAGAAAUCCUGCAUCCUGGAAAUACUUGACAGCACCAAAGAAGAUGCAGGAGAAUACACUUGCCAUGUUGAAAAUGAGGCAGGAAGAGAUGUUUGUGAGGCUGUAGUCUCUACUCUAGAACCUCCCUAUUUUCUUACACACUUGGAACCUCUUGAGGUGUCAGUUGGGGAUUAUACAACGUUGCAAUGCCGUGUUGCUGGAACACCAGAAAUCACUGUGUCUUGGUACAAAGGAGAUACAAAACUCAGGUCUACUCCUGAGUACAAAGUGUUCUUUAAAGACAAUGUUGCUACGCUUAUUUUCAACAAAGUGGUUAGCAAUGACAGCGGAGAAUAUAUCUGCAAGGCAGAAAACAGUGUAGGAACUGCAUCUACAAAGGCUCUCUUAACGAUUCAAGAGCGCAAACGACCACCUUCCUUUGCAAGAAAAUUAAAGGACAUCGAGCACCCUGUUGGUUUGCCUCUUAAACUUAUGUGUCGGCUCAAUGGCUCAGAACCCAUUAAUGUGACUUGGCAUAAAGACGGUGUACUGCUAAGUGAUGACCACAAUGUGCACACAUCCUUUGUAGAUAAUGUUGCAGUGCUGCAACUGGUGCGAACUGAGAUGAAUCAUACCGGGCAGUACUCCUGUACAGCCACCAACGCUGUGGGCACUGCCACCUCAAGUGCUAGGCUUACAGUGGCAGAACCCAAGCAAGCACCUGUCUUUGACACAAAACCAGAAUCUAUUGACGUGCCUUUUGGAGAAAGUGCUGACUUUGAGUGCCAUGUUACUGGAGCCCACCCAAUACACAUCACCUGGUCCAAGGAUGGUCGGGAGAUCCGAACUGGAGGAAACGUCAAUAUUACAUUUGUAGCCAACACAGCUCACCUUCGAGUGCUCAGAGUGGGUAAAGGAGACUCUGGCCAAUACACUUGCCAAGCUAGUAAUGAAGCUGGGAAAGACUUUUGCUCAGCCCAACUCAGUGUCAAAGAACCUCCCAAGUUCAUCAAGAAGCCUGAAGCUUUGCGGUUCGUGAAGCAGGGGGACACAGUUCAACUUGAAUGCAAAAUCAGUGGCACAGCAGAGAUCAAAACCAUGUGGUACAAAAAUGAUCAGGCACUCCAGGCGAGCGACAGGCUCCACAUGUCCUUUGUAGACUCCGUGGCGAUGCUAACCAUCUUGGGUGCCAACACUGAAGAUGCCGGUGAUUAUAUAUGUGAAGCCCAUAACUCUGCCGGCACAGCCAGCUGCAGCACUUCAGUCGCAGUGAAAGAACCACCUGUUUUUAGCAAGGUGGCAAGCCCUGUGGACACACUUAAAGGCUCAGAUGUUAUCCUCCAGUGUGAGAUAGCAGGAACUCCACCCUUUGAGGUGGCUUGGUUCAAGGACCGGAGGCAGGUCAGGAGCAGCAAGAAGUUCAAGGUGACAGCAAAGCACUCCCUUGCCAGUCUUCAUAUUCUCAAUCUGGAAUCUCAAGAUACUGGAGAAUAUCAAUGCAAAGCUAUGAAUGAGGUGGGAAGCGACACUUGCACCUGCCCGGUGAAAUUCAAAGAACCCCCACGCUUUGCCAAGAAGCUGAGUGACACUGCAAUCUUCAUCGGGGAGCCAACAGCCCUGCAGGCAGUGGUGGAAGGAUCCCCACCAAUUUCUGUUGUCUGGCUCAAGGACAAGGGUGAAGUUAUCAGGGAGAGUGAAAAUGUCCAAAUGUGGUUUAUGGACAACAUUGCAACUCUUGAGAUUGCCAGUGCAGAGGGAGCUGAUGUUGGGAAGUAUAUCUGCCAGAUCAAAAAUGAUGCUGGCAUGCGGGAGUGCUCUGCCUUUUUACAAGUCCUAGAACCAGCAGUCAUCUUAGAGAAGACGGAGCCGAUCACAGUAAUGGCUGGCAAUCCUUUUACCUUGGAGUGCAAAGUAGGAGGAACACCUGAACUUAUCACCAAGUGGUACAAAGAUGGCAGAGAACUAAGGAGCGACCGCAAAUACCAAAUUACCUUUUUCAACAAUAUAUCCACUUUGAAAGUCUUUUCUGCUGACAGGGGAGACAGGGGCUUGUAUACUUUUGAGGUGCACAAUGAGGUGGGGGACAGCAGCUGCACUUCUUCAGUUGAUGUUUCAGAUCGUCUUGUUCCUCCUUCAUUCUCGAGAAAACUAAAGGAAACAAAUGGGGUGCUGGGAUCCUCAGUGCUUCUGGAGUGCAAGGUGUCUGGUACCUCCCCCAUAUCGGUGGCCUGGUUUCAGGAUGGGAAUGAGAUUGUUAGUGGAGAAAAAUAUGAAAUCUCAUUCUUGGAUAACGUUUGUGCUUUGAAGCUGAAUGCUCUGGAUGUCACAGAUACAGGGUCAUAUACCUGUGUGGCAGCCAAUGUGGCUGGAUCUGAUGAAUGCAGAGCCUUCUUGACUGUACAAGAACCACCUUCUUUUGUGAAGACACCUGAUCCCCAAGAAGUUUUGCCCGGAUCAAGUGUGACAUUAACCAGCUACAUCAAGGGCAGUACUCCUUUCAAAGUGACCUGGUUCCGAGGCAUCAGAGAGCUGGUGCCGGACAGCAACUGUUCCAUCUCUCUGGAUGAGUCUGUGGCACAGCUGCAGCUGUACAAAGUGGAGCCAGGCCACAGCGGGGACUAUGCCUGCGUGGUCACAAAUGAUGCUGGCAGUGCCUCAUGCACAACCCAACUCUUUGUGAAAGAGCCUGCAGUCUUCGUGAAGAAAUUAAGUGAUUUCAGUGUGGAGCAGGGGAAGUCCAUUGUUCUGGAAAGCAGCUACAUAGGCACCCCUCCCAUCUCUGUCACCUGGAAAAGAAAUGGCAUGCCCAUUGCUCAGUCUCCACGCUGCAGUGUUACAACUACUGACAAGUCUGGCAUUCUUGAAAUCUUCAACAGCACCAAGAGCGAUGAAGGCGAAUAUACCUGUGAGGUGGCAAAUGAAGCGGGUGGGGAUGUUUGUCACAGCCUAGUAUCCAUCUUAGAACCACCUUAUUUUGUCACGCACCUGGACCGUGUGGAGGUGAAGAUUGGCAAGCCCUUGAUCUUAAAAUGCCAGAUUGGUGGUGCGCCAGAAAUCAAGGUGUCCUGGUACAAAGACGACACCAAGCUCAGAUCAACACAGGCUUACAAAAUGCACUUCAAGAAUAAUGUGGCAACGCUGGCAUUCUCCACCGUGGAGGAUAGUGACAUUGGAGAAUAUGUCUGCAAAGCAGAAAAUAGCGUUGGCUUCGCCACCUCCAAAGCUUUGCUUGUUGUUAAAGAACAUCAACUUCCCCCUGCAUUCACCAGAAAACUGAAAGAUAUUCAGGAGGUGGUUGGUGCCCCAGUGACAUUUGAUUGCCGCAUAAAUGGCUCAGAGCCUAUCCAGGUGUCUUGGUACAAGGAUGGGGUUCUCUUAAGCAACAGUGAUAAUAUGCAAUCAGCCUUCUUAAAUAAUGUUGCGACACUCCAGAUCUUGCAAACUAGUAUGGCUUACUGUGGCCAAUAUACUUGCUCAGCCCAAAAUGCUCUGGGGACUGCAUCUUCCAGUGCCAAACUUCUCCUCACAGAACAUCUACAGCCUCCCUUCUUCGACAUCAAGCCACUGUCUAUCGAUGUGGCGCUAGGGGAAAGUGCAACCUUUAAGUGCCAUAUGACUGGCUCUGCUCCCAUGAGGAUUACUUGGACCAGAGACAACAGAGAGAUCCGCCCAGGUGGCAACUACAAGAUGACACUGGUGGAAAACACAGCCAGCUUGAUGGUCCUAAAAGUUGGUAAAGGGGAUGCUGGACUCUACACAUGUACUGCCAGCAACAGUGUUGGAAAAGACUCAUGCACAGCUCAGCUGGCUGUACAAGAACCACCAAGGUUUAUUAAGAAACUAGACUCAUCAAGAGUUGUUAAACAGCAUGAUUCCACUAAGUAUGAAUGCAAAAUAGGUGGAUCUCCAGAAAUCAAAGUCACCUGGUACAAAGGUGAAACCGAGAUCCAUCCCAGUGAAAAAUACAGAAUGUCCUUUGUGGAUUCAGUGGCAGUCAUCGAAAUGCACAACCUCAGUGUUGAAGACAGCGGUGACUACACUUGCGAAGCUCAGAACCCAGCGGGUAGUGCAAGCACCAGUACCUCACUGAAAGUAAAAGCACCCCCCAUUUUUACCAAGAAGCCCCAUCCAGUCCAGACCUUGAAAGGGUCUGAUAUUCACCUGGAAUGUGAGCUUCAGGGCACUCCUCCAUUCAAGAUUUCAUGGUAUAAAGACAAAAGAGAAAUUCGGAGCAGCAAGAAGUAUAAGGUCAUGUCCGAGAACUACCUAGCUAGUAUUCACAUUCUCAGUGUGGAUACUGCAGAUGUUGGUGAAUAUCACUGUAAAGCUGUAAAUGAUGUGGGAAGUGACUCCUGUAUUGGCUCUGUAACACUACGAGCACCGCCGACCUUUGUGAAGAAGCUGAGUGAUGUCACUGUUGUAGCUGGGGAGUCGAUUGAACUGCAGGCUGCAGUAGAAGGAUCACAGCCCAUUUCUGUUCUGUGGUUAAAAGACAAAGGGGAAAUCAUUAGAGAAAGUGAUAAUCUUUGGAUCUCCUAUUCAGAAAACAUUGCAACUAUGCGGAUUGGAAAUGCAGAACCAGCCAAUGCUGGGAAAUACAUUUGUCAGAUAAAAAAUGAUGCUGGAGUUCAGGAAUGCUUUGCCACUCUGAGCGUGCUAGAACCUGCAGUCAUUGUAGAGAAGCCAGGCCCAGUCAAAGUUACAGCUGGAGACUCUUGUACUCUGGAAUGCACAGUAGACGGCACACCAGAGCUUACUGCUAGAUGGUUUAAGGAUGGGAAUGAACUGUCCACCGACCAUAAAUAUAAAAUCAGUUUCUUCAACAAAGUAUCUGGGCUUAAGAUCCUCAAUGCAGGACUAGAAGACAGUGGGGAAUAUACUUUUGAGGUGAAAAACAGUGUCGGUAAAAGCAGCUGCACAGCUUCCGUGCAUGUUUCAGAUCGUAUUAUACCUCCUUCUUUCACAAGAAAACUGAAAGAAACAUAUGGUCAGCUGGGUACUUCUGCAGUACUGGAGUGCAAAGUUUAUGGGUCACCACCUAUUCUGGUUUCCUGGUUUCACGAUGGACAGGAGAUUACCAGUGGAGACAAGUAUCAGGCUACCCUUACAGACAAUACCUGUUCUCUGAAAGUGAAUGGACUUCAGGAAUCUGAUAUGGGAACUUAUUUGUGCACAGCUACUAAUGUAGCUGGGUCUGAUGAAUGCAGCGCAUUUUUGAGUGUUAGAGAACCACCAUCUUUUGUAAAGAAACCUGAACCACUGAAUGUUUUAUCUGGGGCAAACAUAAGCUUUACCAGUAUCAUAAAAGGCUCCUCUCCAUUGGAAGUUAAAUGGUUUAGAGGUAGUGUUGAGCUAGUACCAGGACACAGCUGCAAUAUCACCUUGCAAGAUUCAAUUGCAGAACUGGAGCUGUUCGAUGUACAUCCGCUUCAGAGUGGAGACUACACCUGCCAGGUCUCUAAUGAGGCAGGAAAGAUUUCUUGCACAACACAUCUUUUUGUCAAAGAACCAGCCAAAUUUGUGAAGAAGGUGAAUGAUUUAAGUGUAGAGAAAGGCAAAAAUUUAAUCUUGGAAUGCACAUAUAUGGGUACUCCACCAAUUUCAGUGACAUGGAAGAAAAAUGGAGUAAAACUAAUGCACUCUGAAAAGCGUAUCAUCACCACUACAGAAACAUCUGCCAUACUGGAAAUCCCUAGUAGCAAACUAGAAGAUGAGGGGCAAUAUUCUUGUCAUAUUGAAAAUGAUUCUGGACAAGACAAUUGUCAUGGUGCAAUCACAAUACUAGAACCACCUUACUUCAUUACACCCUUGGAGCCAGUGCAGGUGACUGUUGGGGAUUCUGCAUCCUUACAGUGCCAGGUUGCUGGAACACCAGAAAUGAUUGUAUCGUGGUACAAAGGCGAUACAAAGCUGAGAGGCACUGCUACUGUGAAAAUGCACUUUAAGAACCAAGUUGCCACUCUGGUUUUCAGCCAGGUAGACAGUAGUGACAGUGGGGAGUACAUCUGCAAAGUAGAAAACACUGUUGGGGAGGCUGCUUCAUCAUCUUUGCUGACAGUUCAAGAGCGUAAACUUCCUCCUUCUUUUACACGAAAAUUAAGAGAUGUCCAUGAAACUGUUGGCUUACCAGUUACAUUUGAUUGCGGCAUUGCUGGUUCAGAACCUAUUGAAGUAUCUUGGUUUAAAGACAGUGUACAUGUAAAAGAGGACUACAAUGUUCACACAUCCUUCAUAGAUAAUGUAGCAACUCUCCGGAUUUUGAAGACAGAUAGGAGCUUCAUUGGGCAAUAUACCUGCACAGCUACCAAUGCGAUUGGGACUGCUUCUUCUAGUGGCAGGCUUGUCCUUACAGAAGGGAAGACUCCUCCAUUCUUUGAUAUCCCAAUUACACCUGUGGAUGGUAUUAUUGGAGAAAGUGCUGACUUUGAGUGUCACAUUUCUGGAACACAGCCUAUUAGAGUCACUUGGGCAAAAGAUAACCAAGAGAUUAGAACAGGAAGAAACUACCAGAUCAGUUAUGUAGACAACACAGCUCACUUGACCAUCUUGAGAGUUGACAGGGGGGACUCUGGAAAGUAUACAUGCUAUGCUAGCAAUGAAGUUGGAAAGGACUCUUGCACAGCUCCACUGACUGUUAAAGAACGAAAAACUCCACCUACUUUUACUAAGAAACUGUCCGAGGCAGUAGAAGAAACAGAAGGGAAUGAACUUAAACUUGAGGGCCGUGUUUCCGGCUCUCAGCCUUUGAAUGUUGCUUGGUAUAAAAACAAUCAGGAAGUUCAUUCAAGCCCUUACUGUGAAAUAGCUUUCAAAAACAAUACCUUACUUUUGCAUAUAAAGAGCGUAGAGCAAUCAGAUGCUGGUUUAUAUACCUGUAAAGUGUCCAAUGAAGCAGGAAGCGUGUUGUGUACAUCUUCUGUUGUUAUCAGAGAACCUAAAAAGCCUCCAGUUUUUGACCAACCUCUUCAGCCAGCAGCAGCAGAGGAAGGUGAUACCCUACAGCUCAGCUGCCAUGUCCAAGGAUCACAGCCAAUCCGGAUUCAGUGGCUGAAGGCAGGGAGAGAAAUAAGAGCUUCAGACAGAUGCAACUUCAGCUUUGCUAAGGGAGUAGCUCUUCUGGAACUUGCUGCAGUUACCAAAUCCGAUUCAGGAGAAUAUGUAUGCAAAGCUUCAAAUGCAGCUGGCACUGAUACUUGCAAAUCUAAAGUGAUAGUUAAAGAAAAAACAGCAGCUGCACCAGCAGCUAAGAAAGCAGAAGUGGAAGGAAAACUUUAUUUUGUGUCAGAGCCUCAGAGUAUCAAAGUCAUGGAAAAGACUGUGGCAACAUUUAUUGCAAAAGUUGGAGGAGACCCAAUUCCAAAUGUUAAAUGGAUGAAGGGAAAAUGGAGGCAACUCAACCAGGGAGGUCGCAUUAUAAUCCAGCAGAGAGGAGACGAAGCCAAACUAGAAAUAAAGGAUGCAAUAAAAACUGAUUCUGGCAUGUACAAAUGUGUAGCUUUUAACAAACAUGGUGAAAUUGAGAGGAGUGUAAACCUACAAGUUGAAGAAAGAAAGAAAGAAGUUGUUGAAGGGGAUCUCAGGGCAAAACUAAAAAGCACUCCAACAAAAAGGAAGGAAGAAGAAGAACAACAUAUUGAUAUCUUGGAACUUCUCAAAAACGUAGAUCCCAAAGAAUACGAGAAAUAUGCUCGCAUGUAUGGAAUUACAGAUUUCCGUGGCCUCCUGCAAGCCUUUGAGUUACUAAAGCAAACCCGAGCAGAAGAAAGCCAUAGAUUGGAAAUUGAGCUAACAGAAAAAGCUCGAAGAGAAGAUCAGGAGUUUGAUGAACUUGUAGCUUUUAUUCAGCAACGACUCUCACAGACGGAGCCUAUUACUCUGAUCAGAGACAUUGAAAAUCAGACGGUUUUAACAGAUGAGGAUGCUAUCUUUGAAUGUGAGAUUAAAAUUAACUAUCCAGAAAUUAAACUUUCAUGGUACAAGGGAACCCAGAAACUGGACUCCAAUGACAAAUAUGAAAUUAGAGUUGAAGGUGAUCACCACAUACUGAGAAUCAGGAACUGCCAACUUGAAGAUCAGGGAAAUUUCAGAAUAGUGUGUGGACCACACAUUGCCAGUGCCAGGCUAACUGUGAUCGAACCUGCAGUUGAACGGCAUCUUCAUGACACUACUUUCAAGGAAGGAAACACAUGCACGCUCUCUUGCCAGUUCUCUAUCCCAAAUGCCAAGUCUCAGUGGUAUAGAAAUGGGAGACCCAUUAAGAUAGGAGGGAGAUAUUCAACACAAAUCUCUGACAAAGUACACAAACUCAUCAUCAAGGAUGUUAGAACAGAAGACCAGGGACAGUAUACCUGCAAGCUUGACAAUCUAGAAACAACUGCAGAUCUGGCCAUUGAAGCGGAACCAAUUCAGUUCACAAAGAGCAUACAGAACAUUGUAGUGAGUGAACACCAGUCUGCAACCUUUGAGUGCGAGGUGUCUUUUGAUGAUGCAGUUGUGACAUGGUAUAAAGGCCCCACUGAACUGAGAGAAAGUCCCAAGUACAGCUUCAGAAGUGAAGGUCGCUGUCAUUAUAUGACUAUUCACAAUGUUACUGCAGAAGAUGAAGGUGUAUAUUCUGUAAUUGCUCGUCUUGAACCAAGAGGAGAAGCAAGAAGCACUGCAGAGCUCUAUCUAGUAACCAAAGAAAUCAAACUGGAGUUGAAGCCACCAGACGUUCCUGAUGCCAAGGUUGCAGUUCCACCUCAAAAACCAGCUGAAGCUGCCCCUAUUCCUAUUCUUCUGCCUCUUGUUCCACAACCAGAGGAGAAAAAGCCAGCAGAAAAAAAGGUUCCAGUAAAGAAAGUCUCCAAAAAGGUGGUUAAAAAAGGUCCUGAAGAAGUCCCACCACCUAAAGUUCCUGAGGUGCUGCCAGAGAAGCCCAAAGAGAUCAAAAUAACAUCCAUGGCAAGGAGAGAAGAGAUUCAUGAAGAAAAGAAGGAAAUAUAUGAAAAGCCCAAAGAAAUUUAUGAAGAAUGGGAAGAAGAUUAUGGAGAAGACCAUGAUUAUUAUGUCAAGGAAGAAGGCUAUGAUGAAGGGGAAGAGGAAUGGGAAGAAGCUUAUGAGAAAAGAGAAGUGACUUAUGAAGAAAAAAGAGUCAUUCAUGAAGAAGUGGUUGAAGUUCCUAAGAAGCCUAUGCCUGAGCGAAAACAACCAGCAAUUACAGCUGAAAAGAAGGAAAAGAAAGAAGUAACAGUUCGUAAAGUUGUCAAGAAACCUGUCGAUGAAAAAGUGGAGAUAACCACUCAGAGGGUUGCAGAAGAAAAAGUCAAACAGGCUGAGGUUACCAAGAAAGUUCUACCACCAAAACCUACACCAAUGAUCAUUGAGGAAAAAGUUCUGAAAAAGGAAGUACCGACAGUAGAAACAUGGACUGUUUUAGAAGAAAAGAUGUCGGUUUCUGUUCACAGAGAAGAAGAGUAUUCAUAUGUCACAGCACAUAAGGAAGUUGAAGAGGAGGAAGAAGAAGAAGAAGAAGUCGUCAUUUCUACAGAACUGGAGAUCCCUCACACUGAAGUGCCUGAGAUACCAGAGAGGCAUGUUCCAGAAGAAAGAAAGCCUGUUCCUGUCCCUAAGAAAGAAGCUCCACCAGUUAAAGCUCUAAAAUCUCCAAAACCAGCAGCAGAACCAGCACCAGCUGUUACUACUCCAGUGACAGUCCCAGUGGUUGGAAAGAAAGCAGAGGCCAAGCCACCAAAGGAAGAAACUCCGAAGGGUAUCAGUCCAGUCAAAGGUAGGAUACUACAAAAGACACCUUCACCAGCAGAUGCAGAAAGAAGGAAACUCAGGCCAGGCAGUGGUGGUGAAAAACCUCCUGAAGAACCUCCAUUCACUUACCAACUCAAGGCUGUACCACUGAAGUUUGUCAAGGAGAUGAAAGAUAUAGUGCUAACAGAAGCUGAAUCUGUUGGGUCUUCUGCAAUCUUUGAAGUCCUUAUUUCACCAUCCACUGCGAUUACCAGCUGGAUGAAAGACGGAAGUAACAUCCGAGAGAGCCCAAAACACAAGUUUAUUGCUGACGGCAAAGAUAGGAAGCUGCAUAUUAUUGAUGUCCAGCUAUCAGAUGCUGGUGAAUAUACUUGUGUAUUAAAACUGGGGAACAAAGAGAAGACCUCUACAGCCAAACUCAUUGUUGAAGAACUCCCAGUGCGGUUUGUGAAAACUCUUGAAGAAGAAGUCACUGUGAUUAAAGGCCAGCCACUGUACUUGACGUGUGAGCUUAACAAAGAAAGAAGUGUGGUGUGGAAGAAGGAUGGGAAGAUCAUCAAAGACAAGCCUGGGAAAUUUGCUCUGGGCAUUAUUGGUUUGUCACAUUCCCUCACAAUCACUGGUUCAGAUGAUGCUGAUGCUGGCACUUACACUGUUACCGUGGAAGACUCUGAGCUGUCAUGCUCAUCUUGUGUUAAGGUAGUAGAAGUGAUAAGAGACUGGUUAGUAAAACCCAUAAGAGACCAACAUGUGAAACCAAAAGGAACAGCUACUUUCACCUGUGACAUUGUCAAGGAUACACCAAACUUUAAAUGGUUUAAAGGAGAUGAGGAAAUCCCUGCUGAACCAACUGACAAGACAGAAAUCUUGAAAGAAGGAAAUAAAAUUUUCCUGAAAAUCAAGAAUGCUGGCCCUGCUGAUGUUGGGGAAUAUUCAGUGGAAGUUGAAGGUCGCAGAUACCCAGCUAAACUGACCCUUGGUGAACGUGAAGUUGAACUAUUGAAGCCAUUAGAGGAUGUUACGGUUUAUGAGAAAGAAACAGCAAACUUUGAUACAGAAAUAUCUGAGGAUGAUAUUCCUGGUGAAUGGAAGCUGAAAGGAGAAAUCCUGAGACCCUCGCCUACAUGUGAAAUCAAAGCUGAAGGAGGAAAACGCUUCCUAACCUUGCACAAAGUCAAGUUAGAGCAAGCUGGUGAAGUCCUUUACCAAGCACUUAAUGCAGUUACUACAGCUAUCCUGACAGUGAAAGAAAUUGAACUGGACUUUGCUGUGCCCCUAAAAGAUGUUACUGUCCCCGAGAGGCGCCAAGCAAGGUUUGAAUGUGUCCUUACCAGAGAAGCCAAUGUUAUAUGGUCUAAGGGCACUGAUAUACUUAAGAUUGGAGAAAAAUUUGACAUCAUUGCAGAUGGAAAGAAGCAUAUUCUUGUAAUCAAUGAUUCUCAGUUUGAUGAUGAGGGAGAAUACACUGCUGAAGUUGAUGGCAAGAAAAGCACAGCAAGACUGUUUGUGGAAGGUGUAAGGCUGAAGUUCAUCUCACCUCUACAGGAUCAAACAGUGAAAGAAGGGGAAACAGCUCACUUUCAGUUUGAGCUUUCUCAUGAAGACAUGCCAGUGAAAUGGUACAAAAAUGACAAGAGACUCCACACAAGCAGAACAGUUUUUAUUACUUCAGAAGGCAAAGUUCAUAAACUAGAAAUGAGAGAAGUAACACUUGAUGAUAUCUCAGAAAUAAAGGCCGUAGUCAAGGACUUGAACACACAAGCAAACCUCAAAGUCUUAGAAGCUGAUCCAUAUUUCACUGUGAAAUUACAAGACUACAGUGCUGUGGAGAAAGAUGAUAUUAUUCUGGAGUGCGAACUUAGCAAAGAUGUGCCAGUAAAAUGGUACAAAGAUGGUGAAGAACUAGUAGCUUCCAACAGAAUUUCCAUAAAAACAGAUGGCUUGCGCCAUAUCCUGAAGAUCAAGAAGGCUGCAGAGAGUGAUAAGGGUGUUUAUGAGUGUGACUGUGGAACCGACAAGACAAGCGCUAAUGUCAGCGUUGAGCCUCGCUUAAUUAAAGUGGAGCGCCCACUGUAUGGAGUGGAAGUAUUUGUUGGUGAAACAGCACGUUUUGAAAUUGAAAUUUCUGAGCCUGAUGUCCAUCCUAUAUGGAAGCUAAAGGGGGAAACCCUAACACCUUCACCUGACUGUGAAAUCAUUGAAGACGGGAAGAAGCAUACUCUUGUCCUUCAUAACUGCAAACUUGAUAUGACUGGAGAAGUGUCUUUCCAAGCUGCUAAUGCUAAAAGUGCUGCUAAUCUGAAAGUGAAAGAAUUGCCUCUCAUCUUUAUCACUCCACUAAGCGAUGUGAAGGUCUUUGAGAAGGAUGAAGCCAAGUUUGAAUGCGAGGUGUCCAGAGAACCCAAGACUUUCCGCUGGUUGAAAGGAACACAAGAGAUCACUCCUGAUGAAAGAUUUGAAAUUAUUUCAGAUGGAACAAAGCAUGCUUUGAUUAUUAAAUCUGUUUUGUUUGAGGAUGAAGCUAAAUACAUGUUUGAAGCUGAGGAUAAGAGAACAAGUGCCAAGCUAAUUAUUGAAGGUAUCCGCCUGAAAUUCAUUACUCCUCUCAAGGACGUAACAAAAAAGGAGCGAGAAACUGCAGUAUUCACUGUGGAACUCUCCCAUGAAAAUAUCCCUGUUGUCUGGUUCAAGAAUGACCAGCGAUUACAUACCAGCAAAGUGGUUUCAAUGACAGAUGAUGGCAAAUUCCAUACACUCACAAUCAAAGAUCUUAAUAUUGAUGAUACUUCUCAGAUUAGAGUGGAAGCUAUGGGGAAAUCCUCAGAAGCUAAACUCACCGUUCUUGAGGGAGACCCUUACUUCACUGGGAAGCUGCAGGAUUACACUGCUGUAGAAAAAGAUGAAGUAAUCUUACAAUGUGAAAUCAGCAAAGCAGAUGCCCCAGUGAAAUGGAUGAAGGAUGGCAAACCAAUUACUCCAUCAAAGAAUGUUGUUAUUAAGGCUGAUGGUAAAAAGAGAAUCCUUAUCCUCAAGAAAGCUUUGAAGAAAGACAUUGGACAGUACACUUGUGACUGUGGUACUGAUCAAACCUCUGCUAAACUCAAUAUUGAAGACCGGGAUAUUGAGAUUAUACGUCCACUAUACAGUGUGGAGGUGAUUGAGACAGAGACUGCCCGUUUUGAUAUUGAAAUCUCUGAGGAAGGUGUCCAUGGCAAUUGGAAGCUAAAAGGAGAACCUCUGACUGAAUCAGCUGAAUGUGAAAUCAAGGAGGAAGGCAAAAAGCACUUCCUUACACUCUACAAUGUACGCUUAGAUCAAGCUGGUGGAGUAGAUUUCCAAGCAGCAAAUGCCAAAUCUGGUGCUCACCUUCGAGUGAAACCUCGAGUAAUUGGCUUGCUGAGACCCCUCAAGGAUGUAACAGUGACAGCUGGGGAAUCAGCAACCUUCGACUGCGAACUCUCUUAUGAGGGAAUCCCCGUAGAGUGGUUCCUGCAAGGAAAGAAACUGGAGCCCAGUGAUAAGGUCAUGACACGUGCAGAAGGGAGAGUUCACACACUUAUUCUUAGAGACGUCAAGUUAACAGAUGCGGGAGAGGUAUCGCUGACAGCAAAAGAUUUCAGAACUCAAGCAAAUCUUUUUGUGAAAGAACCCCCAGUUGAAUUUACUAAACCACUUGAGGAUCAGACUGUUGAAGAGGAGGCCACUGCAAUACUGGAAUGUGAAGUUUCCAGGGAAAAUGCAAAAGUUAAAUGGUUCAAAAAUGGAGAAGAAAUUCACAAAACCAAGAAGUAUGAUAUCAUUUCUGAUGGCAGGGUCAGAAAACUUAUUAUCCAUGGCUGCACACUGGAUGAUGCAAAAACAUAUACCUGUGAUGCUAAGGAUUUUAAGACAUCAUGUUUUCUCAAUGUAGAACCUAUUCGUGUUGAGUUCCUGAAACCCCUAACUGACCUUGAAGUUAAAGAAAAAGAAUCUGCUCGGUUUGAAUGUGAAAUUUCUCGUCCAGGUGUCAAGGUGAAGUGGUUUAAGGAUGGCAUUGAAAUUAGAAAAGGCAAAAAGUAUGACAUAAUUUCCAAAGGUGCAGAACGCAUCCUUGUUAUCAGUAAAUGUGUCUUCGACGAUGAAGCUGAAUAUGCCUGUGAAGCAAAAACAGCUCGAACUUCAGGCCUACUUACGGUGAUAGAGGAAGAGGCUGUUUUCACAAAAAAUCUUCCUGAUCUUGAAGCAAAUGAAAAUGACACUGUAAAAUUGAUCUGUGAAGUUUCAAAGCCUAAUGCCGAAGUUACUUGGUUUAAAGGAGAUGAGGAGGUGCCUGAUGGUGGUAGAUUUGAACACAUUUCUGAUGGCCGAAAGAGAAUUCUUCUCAUACGUAAUGCUCAUCCUGAAGAUGCUGGCAAAUACACUUGCAAGCUCCCAAGCUCUAGCACAACAGGAAAACUUACAGUACAUGAACUUGCAGCAGAAUUUCUUACCAGACCACAAAAUCUUGAGGUGCUCGAAGGAGACAAAGCUGAAUUUGUCUGUUCAGUAUCCAAAGAGGCAAUUACAGUACAGUGGCUGCGGGGUGACACAGUCAUGGAGCCUGGUGAUAAGUAUGACAUCAUUUCAGAUGGCAAAAAGAGAAUACUUGUGGUUAAAAACUCUAUUCUAGGAGAUGCAGGAAAGUAUACUGUCAUGGUUGGUGAAGCUAAAGCUACAGCACGCUUAACAGUGAUUGAAAAACUCAGGAUUAUAACUCCCCUUAAGGACCAAGAAGUUAAUGAGGGUCAAGAAAUUAUCUUCAACUGUGAAGUCAAUAAAGAAGGUGCCAAAGAGAAAUGGUACAAAAACGAUGAGGCAAUAUUUGAUAGUGCAAAAUACAUUAUUGUCCAGAAGGAUUUAGUUUACACUCUCAGAAUCAGAGAUGCACAGUUGAAAGAUCAAGCUACCUAUACCAUCUCACUGUCAAACCAGAGAGGUGAACACGUCAAAAGCUCUGCUGCCUUAACAGUAUUAGAGGAGGAUCUCAGAAUUGUUGAGCCCCUUGAAGACAUUGAGACCAUGGAAAAGAAAACUGUCACGUUCUGGUGCAAAGUCAAUCGCCUUAAUGCAACCCUCAAAUGGACAAAGAAUGGUGAAGAGAUCACAUUCAACAAGCGCAUUUUGUACAAAAUUGAUAAAUACAAACACUCACUCAUCAUUAAAGACUGUGGGUUUAUAGAUGAAGGUGAAUACACUGUUACUGCUGGACAAGACAAAUCUGUUGCAGAGCUUCUCAUUACAGAAGCACCAGCAGACUUCAUUGAACAUCUCCGGGACCAGACCGUUACUGAAUUUGAUGAUGCUGUCUUUACAUGCCAGCUUUCCAAAGAGAAAGCCAGUGUAAGAUGGUACAGAAAUGGAAGAGAAAUAAAAGAAGGAAAAAAAUACCAGUUUGAAAAGGAUGGAAAUCUGCACAGAUUAAUCAUAAAAGACUGUAGACUGGAUGAUGAGUGUGAAUAUUCCUGUGGAGUGGAUGACAGGAAAUCUAGGGCAAGACUUUUUGUUGAAGAAAUCCCUGUUGAGAUCAUCCGACCACCACAAGAUAUUUAUGAAGCUCCUGGUGCAGAUGUCAUCUUCACGGCUGAGCUGAACAAAGAUGGUGUGGAGGUCAAGUGGUUGAGAAACAACAUGAUUAUCGUCCAAGGUGACAAACAUCAGAUGAUGAGUGAAGGAAAGGUGCACAGGCUGCAGGUGUGUGAGAUAAAGCCCCGUGACCAAGGGGAAUACAGAUUUAUUGCCAAAGAUAAGGAAGCUAAAGCUAAGCUUGAAUUAGCUGCUGCACCUAGAAUCAAGACUGGUGAUCAAAACCUUGUGGUUGAUGUUGGGAAGCCUUUAACUAUGACUGUUCCAUAUGAUGCCUACCCAAGAGCAGAAGCUGAAUGGUUGAAAGGGGAGGAAGGUCUGCCCACAACAACUGUUGAUACAACAACUGACUGCACUACCUUCAAAAUUUAUGAAGCAAAGAAAUCAGAUAAGGGAAGGUACAAGGUUAUACUUCGAAACAAACAUGGCCAGGCAGAAGCAUUCAUCAAUGUAGAGGUCAUUGAUGUUCCAGGUCCAGUUAGAAACUUGGAAGUCACUGAAACUUAUGAUGGUGAAGUUGGCCUCGCCUGGCAAGAACCAGAAAGUGAUGGUGGAAGUAAAAUAAUAGGCUACGUCAUUGAAAGACGUGAUAUCAAGCGUAAGACCUGGAUUAUGGUCACUGAUCAUGCUGAAAAUUGUGAAUACACUGUUACGGGACUUCAAAAAGGAGGAGUUGAGUACCUCUUCCGUGUUAGUGCACGGAACAGAGUGGGCACUGGUGAGCCAGUGGAAACAGAGAGACCUGUGGAAGCUAAGAGCAAAUUUGAAGUUCCUGGUCCUCCUCAAAAUGUAGAAGUUACCGAUGUGAACAGGUUUGGGGCUACGCUUACCUGGGAACCACCUGAGUAUGAUGGAGGAUCUCCAAUUACUGGCUACGUUAUUGAACUGCGUAACAGAGCUUCCAUCAAAUGGGAGCCAACUAUGACCACUGGAGCUGAUGAACUGUCAGCUGUCCUGACUGAUGUUGUGGAAAAUGAAGAAUAUUUCUUCAGAGUAAGAGCUCAAAACAUGGUUGGAGUUGGCAAACCAAGUCCUGCUACACGUGCAGUAAAAAUUAUGGACCCAAUCGAGAGACCAAGUCCUCCCAUCAACCUUGAUCAUUCAGAUCAAACUAAGUCAUCAGUGCAGCUCACAUGGGAACCUCCUCUCAAAGAUGGAGGAAGUCCAGUGUUAGGCUACAUUGUUGAAAGGCAAGAAGAAGGAACAGACAAGUGGAUUCGCUGUAACCCAAAACUAGUACCUGCUCUUACUUUCAAGGUAACUGGAUUGAAACCAGGAUCCAGUUAUUACUACAGAGUCUCAGCAGAAAAUGCAGCUGGUGUGUCUGACCCAGCAGAGGCUAUUGGGCCAUUAACUGCAGAUGAUACUUUUGUUGGACCUACAAUGGACCUAAGUGCAUUUAAAGAUGGGCUGGAAGUUAUUGUUCCAGAGCCAAUCAAGAUCCGUGUUCCUAUCACUGGCUACCCUGUGCCAAACGCCACAUGGUCUUUCGGUGACCAAGUCUUAGAAGAAGGUGAUCGUGUAACAAUGAAGACCACUGCCUCCUUUGCAGAACUUGUAAUUACUCCAAGUGAACGUCCAGACAAGGGAAUUUAUUCUUUAACACUAGAAAACCCUGUGUCAUCUGUUUCAGGAGAAAUUAAUGUUAAAGUCAUUGCUCGUCCAAGUGCACCAAGAGAGCUUAAAGUUUUAGACGUAAUCAAGAACACAGUACAGCUGUCAUGGGAACCUCCAGAAGAUGAUGGUGGAAGUCCAGUUACUGGCUAUAUAAUUGAAAAACGUGAAGUAAGCCGGAAAACAUGGAACAAAGUUAUGGAUCAUGUUGUUGACCAAGAGUUCACUGUACCUGACCUGAUCCAAGGAAAAGAAUAUUUAUUCAGAGUUUCUGCAUGCAAUAAAUGUGGCCCAGGAGAACCUGCAUAUAUUGAUGAACCUGUAAAUAUGUCAGCACCAGCAACGGUGCCUGAUCCACCAGAGAACGUUAAAUGGAGAAAUCCAACAUCAAAAGGAAUCUUCCUAACAUGGGAGCCUCCCAAAUAUGAUGGUGGCGCCCGCAUUAAGGGUUAUCUGGUAGAAAAAUCCCAACGUGGCACAGACAAGUGGGAGACAUGUGGGGAGCCUGUUGUUGAAACAAAAAUGGAAGUAACAAAACUCAAGGAAGGAGAGUGGUACGCAUAUCGGGUUAAGGCUUUGAACAGAAUAGGAGCUAGCAAGCCAAGUAAGCCAACAGAUGAUAUUCAGGCCAUUGAUGCAAAAGAGGCUCCAGAAAUUUUCUUAGAUGUGAAGCUUCUUGCUGGACUUACUGUGAAAGCUGGAACUAAAAUCGAGCUGCCAGCUAAAGUAACUGGAAAGCCUGAGCCCCAGAUUACUUGGACCAAGGCUGACAAAAUUUUGAGACCUGAUGACAGAAUCACCAUUGAAACCAAACCUAAUCAUUCCACAGUCACUAUUACAGACAGCAAGAGGAGUGACAGUGGAACAUAUAUUAUAGAAGCUGUAAAUUCCAGUGGACGUGCUACUGCUGUUGUUGAAGUUAAUGUUCUUGAUAAACCUGGUCCACCAGCUGCAUUUGAUGUAUCUGAAAUCACAAAUGAAUCUUGCCUUCUGACGUGGAAUCCUCCACGAGACGAUGGGGGUUCUAAAAUUACCAACUAUGUCCUUGAGAAAAGAGCUACAGACAGUGAAAUAUGGCACAAGUUAUCAUCAACUAUUAAGGAUACAAAAUUCCGAGCUACCAAUUUAACUCCUCAUAAAGAAUAUGUGUUCCGAGUCAGUGCUGAGAACAUGUAUGGUGUUGGGGAGCCAGUACAGUGUAACCCCAUCAUUGCAAAAUAUUCAUUUGAUCCACCAGGCCCUCCAACUGGUCUCAAGCCUACAGAGAUCACUAAAGAUUCAGUCACCUUAACAUGGAAUGAACCAGAUGAAGAUGGUGGCAGCCCUAUAACUGGCUACUGGGUUGAAAGAUAUGACCCUGAGCAAGAUAAAUGGAUAAAAUGCAAUAAAAUGCCAGUGAAAGAUACAACACUCAAAGUUAAAGGCCUUACAAAUAAGAAGAAAUAUAAGUUCCGUGUCUUGGCAGAGAAUCUUGCAGGACCUGGAAAACCAAGCAAGGAAACAGAGCCAAUCUUAGUGAAAGACCCAAUUGAUCCACCAUGGCCUCCUGGAAAGCCAACUGUGAAAGAUGUUGGCAAGACAUCAUUAUUCCUGAACUGGACAAAGCCAGAACAUGAUGGCGGGGCAAAGAUUGAAUCUUACGUUAUUGAACUAUUAAAGACUGGAACAGACGAGUGGGUGAGAGUGGCUGAAGGAGUUCCCACAACUGAACAUUUCCUCAAAGGGCUUAUGGAGAAACAAGAAUAUUCAUUCCGUGUAAGAGCUGUGAACAAGGCUGGUGAGAGUGAGCCCAGUGAACCCAGUGACCCUGUGCUGUGCAAGGAGAGGCUUUAUCCUCCUUCACCACCUCGGUGGCUUGAAGUUAUUAAUAUUACUAAAAACACAGCAGAUCUUAAAUGGACGGUACCAGAAAAAGAUGGGGGGUCCCCAAUUACCAACUACAUUGUUGAAAAGAGAGAUGUAAGGCGAAAAGGCUGGCAGACAGUUGAUACGACAGUGAAAGAUACCAAGUACACAGUGAGCCCAUUGACUGAAGGCUCAUUGUAUGUGUUCCGGGUGGCUGCUGAAAAUGCCAUUGGACAGAGUGACUAUUGUGAAAUUGAAGAUUCAGUGCUUGCUAAAGAUACUUUCACAACCCCUGGGCCUCCCUAUGCUCUUACAAUAGUUGAAGUGACAAAAGGUCAUGUUGAUUUGAAGUGGGAACCACCUAAGAAUGAUGGUGGCAGACCAAUUCAAAGAUAUGUUAUUGAAAAGAAAGAAAAACUAGCCACUCGCUGGGUAAAAGCUGGCAAGACAGCUGGUCCAGACUGCAAUUUCAGAGUGACCGAUGUCAUUGAAGGUACAGAUGUACAGUUCCAGGUUCGUGCAGAAAAUGAAGCUGGGUGCGGUCAUCCCAGUGAACCAACUGACCUCAUUCAUAUUGAAGAUCCAACAAGCCCUCCUUCACCUCCUCAGGAUUUACAUGUCACAGAUGCAGGUCGAAAGCACAUUUGCAUUGCAUGGAAACCACCUGAGAAGAAUGGUGGAAGCCCUAUUAUUGGGUAUAAUGUUGAGAUGUGCGAAGCAGGAACAGAAAAAUGGAUGCGAAUCAAUUCUCGUCCAAUAAAAGAUCUAAAAUUUAAAGUGGAGGAAGGUGUUGUUCCAGACAAGGAAUAUGUGCUGAGGGUCAGAGCCGUAAAUGCUGUUGGAGCUAGUGAGCCAUCAGACAUCUCAGAAAAAGUUGUUGCCAAGGACCCAGACUGUAAUCCAACCAUUGAUCUAAAAACUCGUGACAUUGUUGUUGUUAAAGGACAGAAAUUAGGUAUCACUGUACCAUUCAGAGCUGUUCCAUCCCCAACUAUUACAUGGCACAAAGAUGGCAAAGAGUUGAAAGCUGGUGACAGAACAACAAUGAAGAGUGACUACACCUCUGCAUUGCUCGAAGUCAUAGACAGUGUUCAUGCUGAUGCUGGUGUUUAUACUAUCACAUUGGAGAACAAGCUGUCAUCAACAACUGGCUCAGUCAACGUCAAAGUCAUAGGUCCACCUGGACAGUGUAAAGACAUUAAGGCAAGUGAAGUAACUAAGAAUUCUUGCAAAGUAUCCUGGGAACCUCCAGACUUUGAUGGUGGUACUCCUAUUCUGCAUUAUGUUCUGGAACGCAGAGAAGCUGGUCGUAGAACAUAUAUCCCAGUCAUGUCUGGUGAAAAUAAGCUUUCAUGGCAAGUCAAAGAUCUUAUCCCAAACAGUGAAUACUACUUCCGUGUUAAAGCUGUCAAUAAGAUUGGAGGAGGUGAAUAUCUUGAACUAAGAAACCCAAUCAUUGCAGAAGACCCAAAACAGCCUCCAGAUCCUCCUGUUGACCUUGAGGUCCAUAAUCCAACAUCAAAAUCAGUAACACUUACAUGGAAACCACCCCUGUUUGAUGGUGGAAGCAAGAUUAUGGGCUAUAUAAUAGAAAAGCUCGCUAAGGGCAAGGAGAGGUGGGAGAGAUGCAAUGACUAUCUGGUACCUCUAUUAACUUAUCCAGUGAAAGGUCUUGAGGAAGGAAAGGAAUAUCAGUUUCGUGUUCGUGCCGAGAAUGCUGCUGGCAUUAGUGAGCCUUCUCGGAUUACUCCUUUUGUGAAAGCUGUGGAUCCUACUGAGGCUCCGAAAGUCUUCCUUGCUGCAAACCUACAGUCUGGCCUUGAGGUGAAGAGAGGUGAUGAGAUUAUACUUGAGGCACAUAUUUCAGGGUCACCUUAUCCAUCUAUCACUUGGCUGAGGGAUGAUGAAGUUGUCAGACCAGAGGAAAUCAAAAAGAGAGUAACAACAUAUACAAGGAAGAAGAAGGGUGAAGCUGAAGAAGAGCAACCUUUCCAGCUCUCACUGCCAGAGCGUAUGAGUAUUGACAACCAUAAAGAAGGAGAGUCUGUACUAUCAAUUCGUGACUCCAUCAGAGCUGACCAUGGCACAUUUACAAUUAAAGUGGAAAAUGAUCAUGGUGUCGCAAAAGCCUCAUGUGAAGUCAAUGUGUUAGAUACACCUGGGCCUCCAGUCAACUUUGUAUUUGAAGAUGUGAGGAAAAAUUCUGUCAUUUGCAAGUGGGAGCCUCCCCUUGAUGAUGGUGGAAGUGAAAUCCUAAACUAUGUGCUGGAAAAGAAAGACAAUACAAAAGCUGAAAUGGGCUGGGUCACUGUCAGUUCAACACUCAGGCAUUGCAAAUUCCAUGUAACAAAACUGAUUGAAGGAAAAGAAUAUCUCUUCCGUAUAUUUGCUGAAAAUAGAGUUGGAUCAGGGCCACCGUGUGUUUCAAAACCAAUGACAGCAAAAGAUCCUUUCUCUCCACCAGAUCCACCUAAUAAGCCUGAUGUGCAAGAUGUUACCAGCAACAGUAUGGUGGUUAAAUGGAAUGAACCAAAAGACAAUGGCAGUCCAAUCAUAGGAUACUGGAUUGAAAAACGUGAAAUCAAUAGUACUCAUUGGGCUCGGGUCAACAGGAACCUUGUGAAUGCUCUGGAAAUAAAAGUUGAAGGACUGUUGGAAGGAUUAACCUACAUCUUUAGAGUAUGUGCUGAAAAUGCAGCUGGGCCUGGUAAAUUUAGUCCACCAUCAGAUCCAAAAACUGCACAGGACCCAAUAAUGCCACCUGGUCCACCGAUUCCAAGGGUUGCUGAUACAAGCGCAACUUCUAUUGAGUUAGAAUGGGAACCUCCUGCGUAUAAUGGUGGUGGAGAUAUCACUGGUUACCAUGUAUACAAACAACUGGUAGGAGUAAAAGAGUGGUCACGUUGCACAGAGAAACCCAUUAAGGUUCGACAGUAUACUGUUAAAGAAGUCAGAGAAGGUGCAGACUAUAAACUCCGUGUUACUGCACUUAAUGCAGCUGGUGAAGGACCACCUGGUGAAACCGAACCUGUAACAGUUGCAGAACCUAAAGAGCCUCCCACUGUUGAGCUGGAUGUUUCUGUCAAAGCAGGCAUUCAGAUCAUGGCUGGGCAAACUAUUAAAAUUCCUGCUACUGUGACAGGGCGUCCUACUCCCACCAUUACAUGGGCUGUGGAGGAGGGUGAAUUAGACAAAGAUCGAGUUGUUAUUGAAAAUGUUGGCACAAAAUCUGAGUUAACAAUUAAGAAUGCAUUGAGAAAAGACCAUGGAAGAUAUGUAAUUACUGCUACCAAUAGCAGUGGUUCCAAAUCUGCAGGAACCAGAGUAGAAGUAUUUGAUGUUCCUGGGCCAGUCCUUGACCUAAAGCCAGUGGUCACAAACAGAAAGAUGUGUUUGCUUAACUGGUCUGAUCCUGAAGAUGAUGGUGGCAGUGAUAUCAUAGGCUUCAUUGUUGAACGGAAGGAUGCCAAAAUGCAUACAUGGAGACUAGCUAUAGACACAGACAGAUCUAAAUGUGAUAUUACAGGUCUAGUUGAAGGGCAGGAAUAUAAAUUCCGUGUUAGUGCCAAGAACAAGUUUGGUACCGGUCCACCUGUUGAAAUAGGACCCAUUCUUGCAGUUGAUCCAUUAGGUCCUCCAACAGCACCUGAGAGGUUCAUGUACACAGAGAGGACGAAGUCAACCAUUACACUUGAUUGGAAGCCUCCACGUAGUGAUGGUGGCAGUCCUGUCUUAGGAUAUAUUGUUGAGAAAAGGAGACAUGAUUCAAAAGACUAUGAAAGAGUUAAUGCAAGGCUCUGUCCAACAACAUCUCUUCUCGUUGAAAAACUUGAUGAACUUCAUAUGUAUGAAUUCCGUGUCAAAGCUGUCAAUGCUAUUGGAGAAAGUGAACCAUCAUUACCCCUCAAUGUAGUUAUACAGGAUGAUGAAGUACCUCCAACUGUUACAUUACGCUUGGCUGUGAGAGGAGAUACUAUCAAAGUGAAGGCAGGAGAACCAGUUAAUAUUCCUGCUGAUGUGACAGGUCUGCCAAUGCCAAAGAUUGAAUGGGACAAGAAUGAAGUUUUAAUUGACCAAACAUCCAGUGCACUUAAGAUAACCAAGGAAGAGGUAUCUAGAAGUGAGGCAAAAACUGAACUUAUCCUGCCUGCAGCAGUGAGGGAUGAUAAAGGCACUUACACUGUGAGAGCUUCCAAUCGUCUUGGCACUGCAUUUCGCAAUGUGCAUGUGGAAGUGUAUGAUCGUCCUUCUCCACCAAGAAAUCUUGCUGUUUCUGAUAUUAAAGCAGAAUCAUGCUAUUUAACAUGGGAUGCGCCUCUUGAUAAUGGUGGUAGUGAAAUUACCCAUUACAUUAUUGAGAAACGUGAUGCUAGCAGGAAGAAAUCUGAAUGGGAAGAAGUCUCCAAAAGUGCUGUUGAGAGAAGAUUUGGGGUAUGGAAUCUUGCAACAAAUGAAAAAUAUCAAUUUAGAGUCCGGGCUGUAAACAAAUAUGGAAUAAGUGAUGAAUGCCUCUCAGAAAAAGUUGUUAUUAAGGAUCCCUAUGGCCUUCCUGGACCUCCUGGAAAGCCAAAAAUUUUAGAUCGCACCAGAUCAUCAAUGCUGGUGACUUGGGAGCCUCCUUUGAAUAAUGGUGGUAGCCCAAUAACUGGCUAUUGGUUGGAGAAGAGAGAGGUAGGAGGUGUCUACUGGUCACGUGUUAACAGGGCUCCUGUGACAAAACCAUCAGUAAAAGGUCUAGAGUACAAUGUGCUUCGUUUGGCUGAAGGUGUUGAAUACCAGUUUAGAGUUAUGGCUGAAAAUCUUGCUGGAAUUGGCCCUCCCAGUGAACCAUCAGAUCCUGCCUUAGCAGCAGAUCCCAUAUUUGUGCCUGGUCCACCAUCUUGCCCAGAGGUCAAAGACAAAACCAAAUCAUCUGUAGCUCUUGCAUGGAAGCCUCCACAAAAGGAUGGUGGCAGUCCUAUAAAAGGAUAUAUUGUUGAAAUGCAAGACGAAGGUAGUACUGACUGGAAGAAGGUGAAUGAAGGAGACAAACUCUUUCCUACUUGUGAAUGUGUUAUUCCCAACUUGAAAGAGCUCAGAAAAUACCGAUUUAGGGUGAAAGCUGUAAAUGCUGCUGGAGAAUCAGAACCAAGUCCUGCAACAUCAGAAAUACCUGUCCAAGAUAUUUUAGAGGAACCAGAAAUCUUCCUUGAUAUUGGAGCACAGGAUUUCCUCUCUUGUCGUGCGGGCACAACAAUUAAAAUCCCAGCUGUUAUCAAGGGUCGUCCAGUUCCAAAAACAUUUUGGGAGUUUGAAGGAAAAGCAAAGACAACAGUCAAGGAGGGAGGUCAUAAUGUACCUGAAGAAGCUCAGGUGGAAGCAACUGAUACACGUUCAGUGAUUACCAUUCCUGAGUGCAACAGAAGUCAUUCUGGACGAUACAGUAUUACAGCAAAGAACAAAGCAGGACAAAAAACUGUGCAUAUCAGGGUCAAUGUGCUUGAUGUCCCAGGUCCACCAAAAGACCUAAAAGUAAGUGACAUCACAAGAGGUAGUUGUAAACUUUCAUGGAAGAUGCCAGAUGAUGAUGGUGGAGAUAGAAUCAGAGGCUAUGUUAUAGAGAAAAGAACUAUUGAUGGGAAGGCCUGGACCAAAGUCAAUGCAAACUGUGGAAGUACUUCCUUUGUUGUGCCUGAUCUGAUAUCUGGCCAAGAGUAUUUCUUCCGGGUACGUGCCGAAAACCGUUUUGGUGUUGGCCCUCCUGCAGAAACCAUCCAACGGACCACAGCCAGGGAUCCAAUCCAUCCUCCUGAUCCACCUAUUAAACUAAAGAUUGGACUUGUAACCAAGAACACGGUGAGCUUGACAUGGAAACCACCAAAGAAUGAUGGUGGAGCUCCUGUUACACAUUAUAAUGUUGAAUGUCUCCGCUGGGAUCGUACUGGAGAAGUGAAAGAGACUUGGAAGCAAUGCAACAGACGUGACGUGGAGGAAACAAAGUUUACUGUUGAGGAUCUUGUAGAAGGUGGAGAAUAUGAAUUCAGAGUCAAAGCUGUAAAUAUAGCAGGUCCUAGUAGGCCUUCAGCCACCGUUGGCCCACUUGUUGUCAAAGACCAGACAUGCCCACCAUCUAUUGAACUCAAAGAAUUUAUGGAGAUUGAAGAAGGAACAGAUGUUAACAUUGUGGCCAAGAUAAAGGGUGUACCCUUCCCCACAUUAGCAUGGCUAAAAGCUUCUCCAAAGAAACCGGAUGACAAAACACCAGUGCUGUAUGAUCAACAUGUCAACAAGAUCGUUGGUGAAGAUACUUGCACUUUAUUGAUUCAACAGUCUCGCAGAAGUGAUACAGGCUUAUAUACUAUAACAGCUGUAAAUAAUCUGGGAACUGCUUCAAAGGAGAUGAGACUAAAUGUUCUGGGUCGUCCUGGACCUCCAGUAGGACCUAUUAAAUUUGAAUCGAUUUUGGCUGAUAAAAUGACAAUAUCAUGGCUUCCUCCAUUAGAUGAUGGUGGUUCUAAGAUUACAAACUAUGUUAUAGAGAAAAAAGAAGCAAAUAGGAGGACGUGGGUACCCGUUACUAAUGAACCUAAGGAAUGCUUAUUCACUGUUCCCAAGCUGAUGGAAGGCCAUGAAUAUGUGUUUCGCAUUAUGGCACAAAACAAAUAUGGUAUUGGAGAACCUUUGGAUAGUGAACCAGAAACAGCACGAAACCUUUUCACUGUUCCUGGACCUUGUGACAAGCCAACAGUUAGCAGUAUAACACGUGACUCAAUGACUGUAAACUGGGAAGAACCAGAACAUGAUGGUGGCUCUCCUAUUACUGGUUACUGGUUGGAGCGCAAAGAAACUACUGGAAAGAGAUGGACCAGGGUUAACCGUGAUCCUAUCAAACCUAUGACACUGGGGGUUUCAUACAAAGUUACAGGUCUUAUUGAAGGCUCUGAAUAUCAGUUCCGUGUUUCAGCUAUCAAUGCAGCUGGUGUUGGUCCACCGAGCAUGCCAUCUGAUCCAGCAAUUGCUAGAGAUCCUAUUGCCCCACCUGGCCCUCCUAUUCCAAAAGUUACUGACUGGACAAAGUCUUCUGUAGACUUGGAGUGGACUCCACCACUAAAGGAUGGUGGUUCUAGAGUCACUGGCUACAUUGUUGAGUAUAAAGAGGAAGGAAAGGAAGAAUGGGAAAAGGUAAAAGAUAAAGAAAUUAGAGGAACCAAGUUCGUUGUGACAGGAUUAAAAGAAGGAUGUUUUUACAAAUUUAGAGUUAGAGCAGUGAAUGCUGCUGGCAUCGGAGAGCCUGGAGAAGUUACAGACAUUAUUGAAAUGAAGGACAGAAUUGUGGCUCCUGAUAUUAAUUUGGACGCAAGCGUCAGGGACAGAAUUGUUGUUCAUGCUGGAGGAGUAAUUCGGAUCAUAGCAUAUGUCUCAGGAAAACCAGCUCCAACAGUGACUUGGAGCAGGGAUGACCAGGCUUUACCAGAAGAAGCCAGAAUUGAAGAAACAGCUAUUAGUUCUUCUUUGGUCAUCAAAAAUUGCAAAAGGAGCCAUCAGGGUAUAUACACUCUUCUUGCUAAAAAUGCCGGUGGUGAGCGGAAGAAGACUAUUAUUGUUGAUGUGCUAGAUGUGCCAGGCCCAGUUGGAAUGCCAUUCCUUACUGAGAACCUAACUAGUGACUCUUGUAAAUUGACAUGGUUUACUCCGGAAGAUGAUGGUGGUUCUCCUAUUACAAACUAUAUAAUUGAAAAACGUGAAUCUGACCAUAGAGCUUGGACUCCAGUAAGCUACACAGUUACAAGACAGAAUGCUACUGUUCAGGGACUGACUGAAGGGAAAGCCUACUUUUUCCGAAUUGCAGCUGAGAAUAUAAUUGGCAUGGGUCCAUUCACAGAGACAACAAAAGAGAUUGUCAUUAGAGAUCCAAUAACUGUUCCAGACCGUCCAGAAGACCUGGAAGUAAAAGCAGUUACGAAGAACUCUGUUACAUUAACUUGGAACCCUCCAAAAUAUAAUGGAGGCUCGGAUAUCACCAUGUACGUUCUAGAGAGCCGUCUUAUUGGAAAAGAGAAAUUCCAUAAAGUUACAAAGGAGAAAAUGCUUGAUAGGAAAUACACUGUAGAAGGCUUGAAAGAGGGUGACACCUAUGAGUAUCGUGUGAGUGCUUGCAAUAUUGUGGGGCAAGGCAAGCCAUCGUUUUGCACAAAACCAAUCACAUGCAAAGAUGAAAUUGCUCCUCCAACACUUGACCUUGACUUUAGAGACAAGCUUAUUGUUCGGGUUGGUGAAGCUUUCAGCCUGACUGGACGUUACUCAGGCAAGCCUGCACCAAAGGUUACUUGGCUAAAGGAUGAUAUUGUUGUGAAAGAAGAUGACCGUACAAAGAUCAAGACAACUCCUACAACUCUUUGCUUGGGGAUACUAAAAUCUGUCCGUGAAGACUCAGGCAAAUAUUGCGUUACUGUAGAGAACAGCACAGGAUCAAGAAAAGGAUUUUGUCAAGUUAAUGUUGUUGAUCGUCCAUCACCUCCAGUAGGCCCAGUUAUAUUUGAUGAAGUUCAUAAAGAUCAUAUGGUAGUUUCCUGGAAACCUCCAUUAGAUGAUGGAGGCAGUGAAAUUACAAAUUACAUUAUUGAGAAGAAGGAUGCACACAGAGACCUGUGGAUGCCAGUUACAUCUGCCACAGUUAAGACAACGUGCAAAAUUCCUAAGCUGCUUGAAGGAAGAGAAUAUCAAAUUCGAAUUUAUGCUGAAAAUCUUUACGGCAUAAGUGAUCCUCUCAUCUCUGAUGAGAUGAAAGCCAAGGACCGUUUCCGUGUUCCUGAUGCACCUGAGCAACCAAUCAUUAAGGAUGUUACCAAAGACUCUGCAGUAGUGGUUUGGAACAAACCAUAUGAUGGAGGCAAGCCAAUAACAAACUAUAUUGUAGAAAAGAAGGAAACAAUGGCUACAAGAUGGGUCAGAGUUACCAAAGACCCGAUUUUCCCCAGUACUCAGUUCAAAGUACCUGAUCUCCUUGAAGGCUGUCAAUAUGAAUUCCGUGUUUCAGCAGAAAAUGAAAUUGGUGUUGGUGAUCCUAGUCCACCAUCAAAGCCAAUUUUCGCUAGAGAUCCAAUCGCAAAACCAAGUCCACCUGUUAAUCCGGAAGCAGUAGAUAAAACUAAAAAUUCAGUUGAUUUAUCCUGGCAACCACCACGCCAUGAUGGUAAUGGCAAGAUAAUUGGCUACCUUGUUGAGUAUCAGAAAGUUGGAGAUGAAGAAUGGAAAAAGGCCAAUCUUACAGCAGAUUCUUGUCCGGAAACAAAAUACAAAGUCACUGGCCUUACUGAGGGUUUGACCUAUAAGUUCAGGGUCAAGGCAGUCAAUGCAGCAGGUGAAUCUGAACCAGCCUAUGUUCCUGAUCCAGUAGAAGUAAAGGACAGACUUGAACCUCCUGAGCUGAUACUUGAUGCUAAUAUGGCCCGAGAACAGCAUGUAAAAGCUGGUGAUACCCUGAGACUUAGUGCUGUUAUUAAAGGUGUUCCAUUCCCAAAAGUUUCUUGGAAGAAAGAAGAUCAUGAGGUCUCACCCAAAGCUGAUAUUGAGGUUACAGGAGUUGGCAGUAAGCUUGAAAUUCGUAACACUGUCCAUGAAGAUGGUGGAAUUUACUCCCUGACAGUUGAAAAUCCAGCUGGUUCAAAGACUGUUUCAGUAAAAGUUGUUGUCUUAGAUAAGCCUGGUCCACCCAGAAAUCUGCAAAUCAGUGAAGUUAGAAGCGAUUCUUGCUAUCUCACUUGGAUGGAACCAGAAGAUGAUGGUGGCUCUGUCAUUACCAACUAUGUGGUCGAAAGGAAAGAUGUAGCUUCUGCACAGUGGGUAGCCAUCUCAUCAUCCUCCAAGAAACGCAGUCACAUGGCUAAAUAUCUCAUGGAAGGCACUCAGUAUCUCUUCCGAGUUGCAGCUGAGAAUCAGUUUGGUAGAGGUCCAUAUGUGGAAACACUCAAGCCUAUUAAAGCUAUAGAUCCACUGCAUCCUCCGGGGCCACCAAAGAAUCUGCAUCAUGUAGAUGUUGACAAGACUGAAGUUUCCCUUGUUUGGAAUCGACCAGAUCGUGACGGUGGUGCUGAGAUAACUGGAUAUUUGGUGGAAUAUCAAGAAGAUGGUGCAGAUGAGUGGACAAAGUUCCAGACAGUCCCAAUGCUAGACUGUGUUGUUACAGGCCUACAAAAAGGAAAAAUAUACAAAUUCCGUGUGAAAGCUCAGAAUAUUGUUGGUCUUAGCCUUCCAGAUACAACUAUACCAAUAGAGUGUCAAGAAAAACUAGUACCUCCAUCUGUGGAACUAGAUGUGAAGUUAAUUGAAGGUCUUGUUGUUAAAGCUGGCACCACAGUGAGACUUCCUGCGAUUAUGAGAGGUGUGCCAGUUCCCACUGCAAAAUGGGUUACUGAUGGCAUUGAAAUUAAAACAGAUGGCAGACACAAGAUUGAGACGGACAAUUAUUCAACUGUACUUACCAUCAAAGACUGUAUAAGAAAAGAUACAGGAGAAUAUCUACUUACAGUAUCUAAUGCAGCUGGCAGCAAAACUGUUGCUCUACAUCUUACAGUUUUGGAUGUUCCUGGCCCACCAACUGGUCCUAUUAAUAUUCUUGAAGUAACACCAGAACAUAUGGUUAUUUCUUGGCGCCCUCCUAAAGAUGAUGGUGGGAGUCCUAUAAUAAAUUAUAUUGUUGAGAAGCGUCAAUCAAAGAAAGAAACUUGGGGCGUGGUUAGCUCUGGAACAAGUCACACAAAAAUUAAGAUUCCACGACUGCAGAAAGGCUGUGAAUAUAUUUUCCGUGUUCGGGCAGAAAAUAAGAUAGGCAUUGGUGCACCCCUUGAUUCAGAACCAACAGUUGCUAAACAUAUGUUUGAUCUACCAUCCCCACCUGGCAAACCAACUGUUUAUGAUAUUACAGAAAAUGCUGCAACAGUGUCUUGGACCCUACCAAAAUCUGAUGGUGGAACUCCAAUAACUGGUUAUAUACUUGAACGUCGGGAAGCAUCUGGUAAAUGGGUGCGUGUCAAUAAGGCACCAAUACUUGAUAUGAAAUAUAGAGUCACUGGUCUUUUUGAAGGCAACACAUAUGAAUUCAGAGUUUUUGCAGAAAACAUGGUGGGCUUAAGCAAACCAUCUCCAAGCUCUGAUCCAAUAAAAGCAUCACGUCCUAUCACUCCUCCUGGACCACCUAUAAAUCCAAAAUUAAAAGACAAAACCAAAGAAACAGCUGAUCUUGUGUGGACAAAGCCCCUCAAAGAUGGUGGCAGCCCCAUUCUGGGAUACAUUGUGGAAUGUCAGAAAACUGGAACUACGCAGUGGAACAGGAUUAAUAAGGAUGAACUCAUUAGACAGUGUGCUUUCAGAGUACCUGGGUUAAUAGAAGGAAAUGAAUAUAAAUUCCGAAUAAAAGCUGUCAACAUUGUGGGAGAGGGAGAACCACGAGAACUGGCAGAAACUGUGCUUGCAAAGGAUAUUCUUUCUCCUCCAGAAGUAAGCCUAGAUGUGACCUGUCGAGACUUAAUUACUGUCCGAGUAGGCCAAACAAUCCGUAUUACUGGUAAAGUAAAAGGCAGGCCAGAUCCUGACAUAACAUGGUCUAAAGAUGGCAAAGUACUAGUCCAAGAAAAGCGUGUUGAAAUAGUCCAUGAUCUACCUAAUGUUGAACUGCAAGUGAAAGAAGCCAAAAGAUCUGAUCAUGGCAAAUACAUAAUAGCAGCUAAGAACAGCUGUGGACAUGCACAAGCUUUUGCUGUUGUUAAUGUACUUGACAGACCUGGACCAUGUCAGAACCUGAAAAUAAGCUAUGUCACAAAAGAUUCUUGUAUGAUCGCUUGGGAGAGUCCAGUCGAUAAUGGUGGCUCUGAAAUUACAAAUUACAUAGUAGAGUACCGUCAACCAAACCAGAGGGGAUGGUCAAUUGUCUCUUCUGAUAUCACUAAACGAUUAGUAAAGGCAAAUCUUAUAGAGAACCGUGAAUACUUCUUCAGAGUUUGCGCAGAAAACAAAAUAGGUCCAGGUCCUUGCAUUGAGACCAAGACUCCCAUCCUUGCCAUCAAUCCUAUUGACAAGCCUGGAGAGCCAGAAAAUCUUCACAUUGCAGAGAAAGGAAAGACAUUUGUAUAUCUGAAAUGGAGAAGGCCAGAUUAUGAUGGUGGAAGUCCCAAUUUAAGUUAUCAUGUUGAGAGAAAACUGAAAGAUUCAGAUGAGUGGGAAAGGGUUCACAAAGGCAGCAUUAAGGAAACACACUACAUGGUAGAUAAAUGUGUUGAAAAUAAGAUUUACCAAUUCCGAGUUCAAACCAAGAAUGAAGCAGGUGAAAGUGACUGGGUAAAAACAGCUGAAGUUGUUGUGAAGGAAGAUCUGCAGAAACCGGUGCUAGACUUGAAGUUAAGUGGGGUGCUAACUGUGAAAGCAGGUGACACAAUUAGAAUUGAGGCUGGAGUCAGAGGAAAACCACAGCCUGAAGUUGUAUGGACAAAAGACAAAGAUGCCACAGAUCUAACCAGAUCUCCAAGAGUCAGUAUUGAAACAACUUCUGACACUUCUAAGUUUGUUCUCACAAAAUCAAGGCGUAGUGAUGGUGGGAAAUAUGUGAUUACUGCAACUAACACAGCUGGUAGUUUUGUAGCAUAUGCUACUGUUAUAGUCUUGGAUAAACCAGGUCCUGUAAGAAACUUGAAAGUCACUGACAUUUCAAGUGAUAGGUGUACUGUUACUUGGGACCCUCCAGAAGAUGAUGGUGGUUGUGAAAUACAGAACUACAUCCUGGAAAAAUGUGAAAGCAAGCGUAUGGUUUGGUCUACAUACUCUUCCUCUGUCCUAACAAACUAUGCAAAUGUGACACGCCUCAUUGAAGGUAAUGAAUAUAUAUUCAGAGUUCGUGCAGAAAAUAAAAUGGGCACUGGUCCACCAACAGAAACACACCCAAUUAUUGCAAAAACGAAAUAUGAUAGACCUGGACGCCCCGACCCUCCAGAUGUCACAAGAGUUAGCAAAGAAGAGAUGACUGUAGUUUGGAAUCCACCAGAAUAUGAUGGUGGAAAAUCAAUUACAGGAUACAUUUUAGAGAAGAAAGAGAAACGAUCACUAAGAUGGGUUCCUGUUACUAAGACUGCAAUCCCAGAGAGACGCAAGAAGGUUACUAAUCUCAUCCCUGGUCAUGAAUAUCAGUUCCGCGUCAGUGCUGAAAACGAAGUUGGACUUGGAGAACCAAGCUUGCCAUCAAGACCUGUAGUAGCAAAAGACCCAAUAGAACCACCUGGUCCUCCCACAAACUUAAGAGUGGUUGAUAGUACAAAGAGUUCCAUAACCCUUGGCUGGGGAAAACCAGUGUAUGAUGGUGGUGCUCCAAUUAUUGGAUAUGUUGUGGAAAUUAGACCAAAAGUUGAGGGUGCUGAUCCUGAAGCAGGAUGGAAACGAUGCAAUGUUGCUGCCCAAGUUAUUCACACAGAAUUUACAGCCACCAGCCUGGAUGAGAACCAAUUAUAUGAGUUCAGAGUUUCUGCCCAAAACCAGGUUGGCCUUGGCCGACCAGCUGAACUGAAAGAAGCUGUGUCUCCCAAAGAAAUACUUGAACCUCCUGAGAUUGAGUUGGAUGCAAGCAUGAGAAAGUUAGUCACUGUCAGGGCAGGAUGCCCUAUUAGGCUUUUUGCCAUUGUUAGGGGUCGCCCAGCACCAAAAGUCACAUGGAGGAGAAUGGGUGUUGAUAAUGUUAUCAGAAAAGGACAAAUUGAUCUGGUUGAUACUAUGGCCUUCUGUGUCAUCCCCGAUUCAACACGUGAUGACUCAGGCAAAUACUCAUUGACACUUGUUAAUGCAGCUGGAGAAAAGGCUGUAUUUGUGAAUGUCAGAGUCCUGGAUACUCCUGGACCUGUGUCGGACUUCAAGGUUUCAGAUGUCACCAAGAUGUCAUGCCAUCUUUCAUGGGCCCCUCCAGAGAAUGAUGGUGGUAGCCCAGUGACUCAUUACAUCCUACAGAAACGUGAGGCUGACAGGAAGACCUGGGGAACAGUCACUGCAGAACUAAAGAAAACUAGUUUCCAAAUAGCUAACCUUGUACCUGGAAAUGAAUAUUUCUUUAGAGUAACAGCAGUAAAUGAAUACGGGUCAGGUGUUCCGAGUGACAUACCAAAACCCGUUCUAGCAACAGAUCCCCUAAGUGAACCUGAUCCACCACGAAAACUUGAAGUUACUGAAAUUACAAAGAAUAGUGCUACUCUAGGUUGGCUGCCACCACUGCGUGAUGGAGGCUCUAAAGUUGAUGGGUACAUUGUUAGCUAUAAAGAAGAUGAUCAACCAGCAGAUCGCUGGACAGAAUAUUCAGUUGUUAAAGAUCUCUCCAUUGUUGUAGCUGGUCUUAAAGAAGGAAAGAAGUACAAGUUUAGAGUGGCAGCUAGAAAUGCUGUAGGAGUAAGUUUGCCAAGAGAAACUGAAGGAGUAUUUGAAAUUAAAGAACAACUCAUCCCACCUAAGAUCCUGAUGCCUGAUCAUGUUCACAUUAAAGCUGGAAAGAAACUGAGAAUUGAAGCUCAUGUGUAUGGGAAGCCUCAGCCAGUCUGUAAAUGGUUGAAAGGAGAUCAAGACGUAAUUACAUCCAGUCGCCUUGCUGUGCAUAAAGCAGAAAAGUCUUCUGUUCUUAUCAUUAAGGAUGUGACUAGAAAAGAUUCUGAUUUUUACACUCUUACUGCAGAAAAUAGCUCUGGUACUGAUAGUCAGAAAAUCAGAGUGAUAGUCAUGGAUAAACCAGGUCCACCACAGCCUCCAUUUGAUAUUUCUGAAAUAGAUGCUGAUGCUUGCACUCUUGCGUGGCAUAUACCUCUCGAAGAUGGUGGCAGCAACAUUACAAACUAUAUAGUUGAGAAAUGUGAUGUAAGCCGAGGAGACUGGGUAACAGCUUUAGCUUCAGUCACAAAGACAAGCUGCAGAAUUGGAAAACUGAUUCCUGGAGAAGAGUAUAUGUUCCGCGUUCGUGCUGAAAAUCGUUUUGGGAUUUCUGAGCCACUUACUUCUGGCAAGAUGAUUGCAAGGUUCCCAUUUGAUGUUCCUAGUGAACCAAAGAAUGCACGUAUUACCAAGGUCAAUAAGGACUGCAUUUUUGUUGCCUGGGAUAAACCAGACAGUGAUGGAGGUAGUCCAAUCACUGGUUAUCUCAUUGAGCGCAAAGAAAGGAACAGUUUACUGUGGGUGAAAGCUAAUGACACAGCUGUGCGCUCCACAGAAUACCCUUGUGUGGGGCUCAUCGAAGGUCUUGAGUAUACUUUCAGAAUUUAUGCAUUGAACAGAGCUGGAGCAAGUAAACCUAGUAAACCAACUGAGUUUGUCACAGCAAGAGCACCAGUUGAUCCCCCUGGAAAACCUGAAGUUAUUGAUGUCACUAAGAGUACUGUAUCACUUGUAUGGACAAGACCAAAGCAUGAUGGUGGUAGCAAGCUUAUUGGCUACUUUGUUGAAGCUUGCAAAUUACCUGGUGAUAAGUGGGUUCGGUGCAAUACAACUCCACAUCAAAUACCCCUAGAAGAGUACAUUGCUACUGAUUUGGAAGAAGAUGCUCAAUAUCAAUUUAGAGCAAUUGCCAAGACAGCAGUCAACAUAAGCCGACCUUCAGAACCUUCUGAUCCAGUGACCAUUCAUCCAGAAAACGUUCCCCCUAGAAUAGAGUUGGAUCUGUCUAUGCAAUCACAGCUUACAGUAAAAGCUGGAACUAAUGUGCGUCUGGAGGCAAAUGUAUAUGGCAAGCCAAUGCCAACAGUCACCUGGAAGAAAGAAGGAGAAGUUUUAAAGCCAUCUGAAGGUGUUAAGAUCACCACUAAGAGAAAUCUUGCUACAGUUGAGUUGUUCAGUGUUAACAGGAAACAAACAGGAGACUACACUAUUACUGCUGAAAAUGCAAGUGGAUCAAAGUCGGCAACCAUUAAGCUUAAAGUACUUGAUAAGCCUGGUCCACCGGCCUCCGUUAAAAUCAAACAUAUGUAUGCAGAUCGUGCAAUGCUUUCUUGGGAGCCUCCUCUGGAAGAUGGAGGUUCAGAAAUUACUAACUACAUUGUAGACAAGCGUGAAACAAGCAGACCAAACUGGGCCCAAGUCAGUGCCAAUGUACCCAUUACAAGCUGCACAGUGGAGAAGCUAAUAGAAGGACAUGAGUAUCAGUUCCGCAUAUGUGCUGAAAACAAAUAUGGUGUUGGAGACCCUAUCUUGACUGAACCAGCAGUUGCUAAGAAUCCAUAUGAUGUACCUGGACCUUGUGAUCCACCAAUAAUUAGCAAUGUGACGAAAGACUUUAUGACUGUUAGCUGGAAGCCACCAGCUAGUGAUGGUGGAUCGCCAAUAACUGGUUAUAUACUUGAGAAGCGUGAAACUAAGGCUCUUAACUGGACAAAGGUAAACAGAAAGCCUGUCAUUGAAAGAACUGUUAAGGCUACUGGACUCCAAGAAGGAACAGAAUAUGAGUUCCGGGUGAUAGCAUUGAAUAAGGCUGGACCUGGCAAGCCUAGCGCACCAUCUAAAGCAGUGUAUGCUCGUGAUCCUCAAUAUCCUCCUGGCCCACCUGCUUUCCCAAAAGUGGUUGAUACUACUCGUAAUUCGAUAAGCCUGUCAUGGAGCAAACCAGCAUAUGAUGGAGGAAGCCCUAUUAUUGGUUAUCUAGUGGAAGCAAAAAGAGCUGACACAGACAACUGGGUCAGAUGCAAUCUACCCAAGAACUUACAGGCUACGCGAUUUGUAGUAACAGGGCUGAUAGAAGAUACAGAGUACCAGUUCCGCGUUUAUGCUGUCAAUAAGAUUGGAUACAGUGAUCCAAGUGAUGUUCCCGAUAAACACACUGCCAAAGACAUUUUAAUUCCUCCUGAAGGAGAACUUGAUGCAGAACUAAGGAAAGUCCUUGUGUUGCGUGCUGGAGUCACAAUGAGACUUUACGUGCCAGUAAGAGGACGUCCACCUCCAAAGAUCACAUGGUCUAAAGUGGGUGCCAACCUAAGAGAUAGACAAGGAUUAGACAUCAAGUCAACUGAUUUUGACACCUUCCUGCGUUGUGAAAAUGUAAACAAAUAUGAUGCUGGAAAAUACGUCCUCAGUCUGGAGAACAGCUGUGGCAAAAAGGCAUACACCAUUGUUGUAAAAGUACUUGAUACUCCAGGCCCUCCAAUUAACCUGACUGUAAAGGAAGCAUCUAAGGAUUCUGCCUUCAUUACAUGGGAACCUCCACUAAUAGACGGUGGCAGUCCAAUCACAAAUUAUGUCGUUGAAAAACGUGAUGCAGAAAGAAAGUCAUGGUCCACAGUAACAACAGAAUGUCCAAAGACAAGCUGCAGGAUAACUAACUUAGAAGAAGGCAAAUCUUACUUCUUCAGGGUCUUUGCUGAAAAUGAAUAUGGUAUUGGUGACCCCUGUGAAACUCGUGAUGCUGUUAAAGCUUCUGAAACACCUGGGCCAGUUGUAGAUCUAAAAGCUUCAGCUGUAACGAAAUCAUCAUGCAAUUUAGUAUGGAAAAAACCUAUCAGUGAUGGUGGAAGCCGUAUUUUUGCAUAUGUUGUCGAGGUCCUGAUCGGUGAAGAUAAAUGGCAAGAAGUCAUGCAGGCAAAGAACCUCCAUUAUUCAAUGAGAGAUCUAAAAGAAGGACAAGAAUACACUUUCAGAGUGAGAGCCCAAAAUGAUGCUGGAUAUGGAACUCCAACAGAGCUCACAAUUGUGGCAAGAGAUGAUGUUGUGGUACCUGAUCUUGAUUUAAGAGAUCUACCUGAUUUGUGCUAUAUAGCUAAAGAGGGUAGCAAUUUCCGUCUUAAAAUCCCAAUUAAAGGGAAGCCUGUCCCAACUGUAACCUGGAAGAAAGAUGAAGACCAGGCACUUACUGAGAGUGGAAGAGUUGCAUUUGAAUCUACAGCAGUUAACACCACACUUGUAGUACAUGACUGUCAGAAAGCUGAUGCUGGAAAAUACACAAUAACUCUGAAGAAUGUUGUUGGCAGCAAGGAAGGCACACUUUCUGUGAAAGUUGUUGGCAAACCUGGCAUACCAACAGGUCCAGUGAAAUUUGAAGAAGUCACAGCUGAUGCCAUAACCUUAAAAUGGGGCCCUCCAAAAGAUGAUGGUGGUUCAGAAAUCACUAACUAUGUCCUAGAGAAGAGAGAUAAUGUAAACAAUAAGUGGGUGACUUGUGCCUCUGCAGUCCAGAAAACAACGUUCAGAGUUACAAGACUUCAUGAAGGAAAUGAAUAUACAUUCAGGAUCAGGGCUGAAAAUAAAUACGGAGUAGGCGAAGGUCUUAAAUCUGACCCUGUCAUUGCAAAACAUCCAUUUGAUGUGCCAGAUGCUCCCCCACCUCCCAACAUUGUUGGUGUUCGGCAUGAAUCUGUAGCUUUGACUUGGACUGAUCCCAGAAGAACUGGAGGUUCACCAAUCACAGGUUAUCACAUUGAAGUCAAAGAAAGAAAUAGUCUUUUGUGGAAAAGAGCAAAUAAAACACCAAUAAGAACGAAAGAUUUCAGAGUGACAGGGCUGACUGAAGGUCUGGAAUAUGAAUUCAGAGUAAUGGCAAUCAAUAUGGCUGGAGUAGGUAAACCAAGCCUGCCAUCUGAACCAGUUGUGGCACUUGAUCCUAUUGAUCCCCCUGGGAAACCUGAAGUUAUCAAUGUAACUAGGAACUCAGUAACACUCAUUUGGACAGAACCAAAAUAUGAUGGUGGACAUAAGUUAACUGGCUAUAUUGUUGAAAAGCGUGAUUUACCCUCAAAGACUUGGACAAAAGCUAAUCAUGUGAAUGUUCCAGACUGUGCAUUUACUGUAACUGACCUCACUGAAGGCUCCAAAUAUGAGUUCAGAAUUAGAGCAAAGAACACUGCUGGAGCUAUCAGUCCUCCAUCUGAAUCCACAGGAACCAUAAUAUGCAAGGAUGAGUAUGAGGCACCAAGCAUUGUUAUUGAUCCCACUUUGAAGGAAGGUUUAACAGUAAAAGCAGGAGACACCAUUACAGUGUCUGCUAUUAGUAUCCGUGGCAAACCACCUCCAACUUCAGCAUGGUCAAAAGCUGGAAAAGAUUUUAGACCUUCAGAGCUUGUGCACAUUGAAACCACACCAACUUCUUCUACUCUAACUGUCAAAUAUGCAGCCAGAAAAGAUUCUGGAGAAUACACAAUCACUGCAACCAAUCCUUUUGGCACUAAGCAGGAGAGCGUACAUGUGAAAGUUUUAGAUGUUCCAGGACCUCCGGGGCCUAUUGAGAUCAGCAAUGUUUCAGCAGAAAAAGCAACUCUUACAUGGACACCUCCUGCAGAAGAUGGUGGAUCACCAGUCAAAUCAUAUGUUCUUGAAAAGAGAGAAACUAGCCGACUACUCUGGACAUUGGUUGCUGAAAAUAUUGAAAGCUGUAGGCAUGUUGUUAGCAAGCUUAUUCAAGGAAAUGAAUAUGUUUUCCGUGUCUCAGCAGUAAAUCAAUAUGGCAAGGGUGAACCAGUACAAUCAGAACCAGUUAAGAUGGUGGAUAGAUUUGGUCCCCCAGGUCCUCCUGGAAAACCAGAAGUAACAAAUGUGACUAAAAAUACUGUCACAGUUACCUGGAAAAGGCCAGUAGAUGAUGGUGGAAGUGAAAUCACAGGUUACUAUGUGGAACGAAGAGAAAAGAAAGGUUUAAGAUGGGUCAGAGCAACAAAGAAACCAGUUUCAGAUCUUAGAUGUAAAGUAACUGGUCUCCUGGAAGGAAAUGAAUACGAAUUCCGUGUCAGUGCAGAAAAUAGAGCAGGAGUUGGACCACCAAGUGAUGCUUCAAACUCAGUCAUAUGCAAGGAUGUUGCAUACCCACCAGGUCCACCUGCAAAUCCAAGAGUGACUGAUACUACAAAGACAAGUGCAUCUUUAGCCUGGAGCAAGCCUCACUAUGAUGGUGGUCUUGACAUCAUUGGCUAUAUAGUCGAGCAUCAAAAGGAAGGAGAAGAGGAGUGGGUAAAAGACACAACAGGGACUGCUUUAAGAAUCACUCAGUUUGUUGUUGCUCAUCUGCAGACAGGAGCCAAAUACAAUUUCAGAAUCUCUGCCAUGAAUGCUGCAGGUGUCGGUGAACCAGCAAUAAUUCCAAGUGUGGAAAUCAAAGAUCGGGAAGAGAUUCCUGACUUUGAAUUAGAUGCUGAGCUAAGAAGAACACUUGUUGUUAGAGCUGGAUUAACUAUUCGGAUUUUUGUGCCAAUUAAAGGACGUCCAACUCCAGAAGUUACAUGGACAAAAGAUGAUGUUUCACUCAAAGGACGUGCCAGUAUUGAAAAUACAGACUCUUUUACGCUCUUGAUUGUCACAGAGUGCACCAGAUACGAUGCAGGAAAAUACGUAAUGACUCUUGAAAAUGCUGCUGGUAAGAAGACUGGUUUUGUAAAUGUAAAAGUCUUGGAUACACCAGGCCCACCAAUAAACCUUAAGCCUAGAGAAAUAACUAAAGACAGCAUCACCCUCCAAUGGGAUAUGCCUCUGAUAGAUGGCGGUUCACGUAUAACAAACUAUAUUGUCGAGAAACGUGAAUCAACUCGGAAAGCAUAUUCAACAGUCACAACCAACUGCCAGAAGUGUUCCUUCAGGAUUCCUAAUUUGGCUGAGGGGUGUGAAUACUAUUUCAGAGUGCUGGCUGAAAAUGAGUACGGUAUUGGUGAACCAGCUGAAACUGCAGAACCUGUAAGAGCUUCUGAGGCACCGUCCCCUCCUGAGAGCCUUAUUAUUAUGGAUGUAACACGGAACUCAGUUAGCCUGGCUUGGCCAAAACCAGAACAUGACGGUGGCAGCAAGAUCACUGGGUAUGUAAUUGAAGCACAGAGAAAAGGAACCAACCAGUGGGCACACAUCACCACUGUAAAAACAUUGGACUGUGUAGUAAAGAAUCUAACUGAAAAUGAAGAGUAUACUUUCCAGGUUAUGGCAGUUAACAGUGCUGGAAGAAGUGCCCCAAGAGAAAGCAGGCCAGUUAUUAUCAAGGAGCAAAUGAUGCUACCAGAGUUUGACCUCCGUGGUAUCUACCAGAAAACAGUCAUUGCCAAAGCUGGUGACAAUAUCAAGAUUGAAAUCCCUGUGCUUGGUCGUCCAAGGCCUACUGUGACUUGGAAGAAAGAAGACCAGAUACUUAAGCAAACACAAAGGGUAAAUUAUGAAAAUACUGCAACUGCAACCAUACUAACCAUCAAUGAAUGUAAACGAAGUGAUAGUGGUCAAUAUCCACUGUCAGCUAAAAAUAUUGUUGGAGAAGUUAGUGAAGUAAUCAUAGUUCAGGUUCAUGACAUACCUGGACCUCCUACUGGACCAAUAAAAUUUGAUGAAAUUUCAUCUGACUUUCUAACAUUUUCAUGGGAGCCUCCUUUGAAUGAUGGUGGAGUACCAAUAAGUAACUAUGUUGUAGAAAUGCGUCAAACUGACAGUACCACAUGGACUGAAUUGGCAACCACAGUGAUACGUACUACGUUUAAAGCCACUCGUCUUACUACUGGAGUUGAGUACCAGUUCCGUGUUAAAGCUCAAAACAGAUAUGGAAUUGGUCCAGCCAUUACCUCAGAGUCUGUAGUUGCCAACUACCCAUUUAAGGUACCUGGGCCUCCUGGCACUCCUCAGGUGAUUGCAGUCACCAAAGAAACCAUGACCAUUAGCUGGAAUGAGCCAGUUACUGAUGGUGGAAGCCCAAUUCUCGGAUAUCAUGUUGAAAGAAAAGAACGAAACAGCAUUCUUUGGCAGACUGUAAGUAAAAUGAUGGUAUCAGGCAAUAUCUUUAAAUCAACUGGACUUACCGAUGGCAUUGCAUAUGAAUUCCGUGUUAUAGCAGAAAAUCUGGCUGGGAAGAGUAAGCCAAGCAAGCCAUCUGAGCCUGUGUUUGCCCUAGACCCAAUAGAUCCACCUGGCAAGCCGAUACCUCUGAACAUCACAAGACAUGCAGUUACACUGAAGUGGACUAAACCAGAAUAUAAUGGAGGUUUUAAGAUAACUGGCUACACCGUUGAAAAAAGAGACCUUCCUAAUGGCCGUUGGCUGAAGGCUAAUUUCAGCAAUAUACUAGAGACUGAAUUCACUGUAAGUGGUUUGACAGAAGAUGCUGCCUAUGAAUUCCGUGUAAUUGCUAGGAAUGCUGGUGGUGCUGUCAGUCAGCCCUCUGAGCCAUCCGAUGCAAUAACUUGUAGAGAUGACAUUGAAGCACCAAAGAUAAGGGUGGAUGCUAAAUACAAAGACACCUUAGUGCUGAAAGCAGGUGAAGUUUUCAGACUUGAGGCUGAUGUUUCAGGUCGCCCUCCACCAACUAUGACAUGGACAAAAGGAGAAAAAGAACUGGAAGACACAGCAAAAUUAGAAAUAAAAAUAGCAGAUUUCUCUACUGUUCUUAUCAAUAAAGAUUCUUCAAGAAGAGAUGGUGGUGCCUAUACACUUACUGCAACAAAUCCUGGUGGCUUUGCCAAGCAUAUCUUCAAUGUUAAAGUUCUUGAUAGACCUGGUCCCCCAGAAGGGCCUUUGGCUGUGUCUGAAGUCACUGCAGAAAAAUGUGUGCUGUCAUGGCUACCUCCACUGGAUGAUGGAGGAGCAAAGAUUGACCAUUAUGUGGUUGAAAAACGUGAAACCAGUAGAUUGGCAUGGACAGCUGUAGCCACAGAAGUUCCAUUAACUAAAUUGAAGGUCACUAAGCUGUUGAAGGGCAAUGAGUACGUGUUCCGUGUUAUGGCUGUUAACAAAUAUGGAGUUGGUGAGCCUCUGGAAUCAGAGCCCAUUCUUGCAGUAAAUCCAUAUGUGCCACCUGAUCCACCUAAAACACCUGAAGUUACAGCAAUUACAAAAGAUUCUAUGGUUGUUUGUUGGGGCCAUCCUGAUUCUGAUGGUGGGAGCCCAAUAACUAACUAUAUUGUGGAACGUCGAGACAGGGCUGGUCUACGGUGGGUGAAAUGUAACAAACGGGUUGUUACUGACUUACGUUAUAAAGUGUCUGGACUGACAGAAGGCCACGAAUAUGAAUACAGAGUCAUGGCUGAAAAUGCUGCCGGAGUCAGUGAGCCAAGCCCAACCAGUCCUUUCUAUAAAGCUUGUGAUACUGUAUUUAAGCCUGGUCCCCCAGGUAAUCCUCGUGUUUUGGAUAGCAGCAAGUCCUCAAUUACAAUAGCAUGGAACAAACCAAUAUAUGAUGGUGGUUCAGAGAUCACAGGUUACAUGGUUGAGAUCGCACUACCUGAAGAAGACGAGUGGAAGAUUGUAACUCCACCCCUAGGCCUAAAGGCCACUUCUUUUACCAUCACUGACCUGAAAGAAAAUCAAGAGUAUAAAAUACGGAUAUAUGCUAUGAACUCUGAAGGUCUCGGAGAACCUGCUCUUGUUCCUGGGACUCCAAAAGCUGAAGAAAGAAUGCUACCUCCAGAGAUUGAACUUGAUGCAGAACUACGUAAAGUUGUCACUAUUAGAGCCUGCUGUACUCUAAGGCUCUUUGUCCCAAUUAAAGGAAGACCAGCACCUGAAGUAAAAUGGACAAGAGAGCAUGGGGAAUCUUUGGAUAGAGCGAGCAUUGAAUCAACAAGCUCUUAUACUCUACUUAUUGUUGAAAACGUAAAUAGAUUUGAUAGUGGCAAAUACAUUCUGACAAUCGAAAACAGCUCAGGUAGUAAGUCAGCAUUUGUGAAUGUCAGAGUUCUUGAUACCCCAGGGGCACCUCAAGAUUUGAAAAUAAAAGAAGUUACAAAAUCAUCAGUUACACUCGCAUGGGAGCCUCCUCUCAUAGAUGGUGGCUCUAAAAUAAAAAAUUACAUUGUUGAAAAGCGUGAAUCAACAAGAAAAGCUUAUUCAACUGUUAAUGCCAAUUGCCACAAGACCAGCUGGAAAGUUGAUUCACUGCAAGAAGGCUGCAACUACUACUUCCGAGUCCUAGCUGAAAAUGAGUAUGGAAUAGGCCUUCCAGUUGAAACUUCAGAAUCUGUAAAAGUAUCAGAAAGACCACUUCCACCAGGGAAAAUAACUUUGUUGGAUGUGACACGAAACAGUGUAUCCUUAUCUUGGGAAAAACCUGAACAUGAUGGUGGUAGCAGAAUUCUGGGCUACAUUGUAGAAAUGCAAAGCAAAGGCAGUGAAAAAUGGUCAACAUGCGCUACGGUAAAAGUUACUGAAGCCACUAUCACAGGAUUGAUCCAAGGUGAAGAAUAUACCUUCCGUGUUUCAGCUCAGAAUGAGAAAGGUAUCAGUGAUCCUCGCCACCUGGGUAUACCGGUUGUUGCAAAGGAUCUUGUGAUUCCACCAGCUUUCAAACUACUGUUUACCACUUUCAGUGUUUUAGCAGGCGAGGACUUAAAGGUUGAUGUUCCUUUUGUUGGUCGACCCAAACCAGCAGUGUUUUGGCAUAAAGAUAAUGUGGCAUUGAAGCAGACUACAAGAGUAAAUGCAGAAAGUUCAGAAAAUAACACAGUGUUAACAAUAAAAGAAGCAUGCAGAGAAGAUGUGGGGACAUAUUUAGUUAAACUUACAAACUCUGCAGGUGAAGCAACUGAGACCCUAAAUAUUGUUGUCCUUGACAAACCAGGACCUCCAACUGGACCAGUAAAAGUAGAUGAAGUAACAGCAGAUAGUAUUACUAUUUCCUGGGAACCACCCAAGUAUGAUGGUGGUAGCUCUAUCAAUAAUUACAUUGUAGAAAAAAGGGACACUUCCACGACCACUUGGCAGUCGGUGUCAGCUACUGUUGCAAGAACAACUAUAAAAGCAUGUCGAUUAAAGACUGGCUGUGAAUAUCAGUUCAGAAUUGCAGCUGAGAACAGAUACGGGAAGAGUACCUAUCUGACUUCAGAGCCAAUCAUAGCGCAAUACCCAUUUAAAGUUCCUGGUCCACCUGGAACACCUUUUGUAACAAAUGUCUCAAAAGACAGCAUGGUGGUACAAUGGAAUGAACCGGUCAAUGAUGGUGGUAGCAAGAUCAUUGGGUAUCACUUGGAGCGCAAAGAAAGAAACAGCAUUCUGUGGGCUAAACUGAAUAAAACACCUAUUCCAGAUACCAAAUUUAAGACAACUGGCCUUGAGGAAGGUCUUGAAUAUGAGUUCAGAGUUUAUGCAGAAAAUAUAGUGGGCAUUGGAAAGGCAAGUAAAGCAUCUGAAUGCUAUACUGCACAUGACCCAUGCGACCCUCCAGGUCGUCCAGAACCUAUAAUUGUCACAAGAAGCUCAGUAACACUUCAGUGGAAGAAACCUGUAUAUGAUGGUGGAAGUAAGAUCACAGGCUAUGUUGUUGAAAAGAAGGAGCUUCCUGAUGGUCGUUGGAUGAAAGCAAGCUUUACAAAUGUCAUUGAUACCCAAUUUGAAGUAACUGGUCUAGUUGAAAACCAGAGGUAUGAGUUCCGUGUUAUAGCACGAAAUGCUGCAGGUGUUUUUAGUGAACCAUCUGAGAGCUCAGGGGCAAUUACAGCAAGAGAUGAAGUAGAACCACCUCAUAUAAGUAUGGAUCCAAAAUACAGAGACACUGUUGUAGUGCAUGCUGGUGAGUCAUUCAAACUGGAUGCUGAUGUUCAUGGCAAACCGAUACCUUCCAUUCAGUGGUUAAAAGGUGAUCGUGAGCUGACAAACACUGCUCGUAUGGAAAUAAAAAGUACUGAUUUUGCAACAAGCCUUAGUGUGAAGGAAGCCAUUAGAGUUGACAGUGGUCAGUAUGUACUACUGGCAAAGAAUGUUGCAGGUGAAAAGAAAGUUCCUGUUAACAUCAAAGUUCUUGAUAGACCUGGACCACCAGAAGGACCUGUUGACAUUACAGGUGUUACUGCUGAAAAAUGCAUGCUGUCAUGGAAACCUCCACUACAAGAUGGUGGUAGUGAUAUUUCUCACUAUGUUGUAGAAAAAAGGGAAACCAGUCGCUUGGUGUGGACGAUCGUUGAAUCAAAUGUGCAAACCCUAAACUGCAAAGUUACAAAACUUUUAGAAGGAAAUGAAUAUGUUUUCCGCAUCAUGGCGGUAAAUAAAUAUGGCAUUGGUGAACCUCUUGAGUCUGAACCAGUACUCGCAAAGAACCCAUUUGUAGUGCCACUUCCACCAAAGGCACCAGAAGUCACAGCUGUUACCAAGGAUUCUAUGAUAGUUGUAUGGGAAAGGCCAGCCUCAGAUGGCGGUAGUGAAAUCUUAGGCUACAUCCUUGAAAAACGAGAUAAGGAAGGUAUUCGCUGGACAAGAUGUAACAAACGCCUGAUAAAUGAACUGCGAUACAGAGUGACUGGGCUUAUAGAAAAUCACGAUUAUGAGUACAGAGUUUCAGCUGAAAAUGCUGCUGGUCUUAGUGAACCAAGCCCACCUUCCACUUACUACAAAGCAUGUGAUCCUAUUUACAAGCCAGGUCCACCCAAUAAUCCUAAAGUUGUGGAUGUUACAAGAUCUUCAGUUUUCCUUUCAUGGGGUAAACCUAUCUAUGAUGGUGGCGCUGAAAUUCAGGGAUACAUUGUGGAAAAAUGUGAUGUAAGUGACAGUGAAUGGGCAAUUUGUACCCCUCCAACUGGAAUUAAGAAUACUCACAUGGAAGUAGAAAAAUUAGUGGAAAAACAUGAAUACAAAUUCCGCAUAUGUGCAGUUAAUAAAGCAGGAGUUGGAGAGCAUGCAGAUGUUCCUGGUUCUGUUAUUGUGGAAGAAAAGAUGGAGGCACCAGACAUUGACCUUGACAUGGAAUUAAGGAAGAUUGUAAAUGUGAGGGCAGGAGGUUCCUUAAGACUGUUUGUUCCCAUCAGAGGUCGUCCAACACCUGAAGUAAAAUGGGGUAAAAUGGAUGGUGACAUCAGGGAGGCAGCUAUUAUUGAUACCACUAGCAGCUUUACUUCCCUUGUUCUAGACAAUGUUAACAGAUUUGAUACUGGAAAGUAUACUCUGACUUUAGAAAACAGCAGUGGAACAAAGUCUGCCUUUGUCAGUGUAAGAGUACUGGACACCCCAAGUGCACCUGUUAAUUUAAAAAUCAGAGAGGUCACUAAAGACUCUGUUUCACUUUCAUGGGAGCCUCCUCUCUUGGAUGGUGGAGCAAAAAUAAAAAAUUACAUUAUUGAAAAGCGUGAAGCAACAAGAAAGGCAUAUGCAGCUGUUGUAACAAACUGCCACAAGACUUCAUGGAAAGUAGAUCAACUUCAGGAGGGCUGCUAUUACUUCUUUAGAAUCUCUGCUGAGAAUGAAUAUGGAAUUGGCCUCCCUGCGGAAACCAGUGACCCAAUUAAAGUUGCUGAAGUUCCACAGCCUCCUGGGAAAAUAACAGUGGAUGAUGUCACAAGAAACAGUGUCUCACUAAGCUGGGCAAAACCUGAACAUGAUGGUGGCAGCAAAAUCAUACAAUAUGUGGUUGAAAUGCAAGCAAAGGGUAGUGAGAAGUGGUCAGAGUGUGCUCAUGUAAAAACACUUGAAGCAGUUAUUACUAAUCUAACUCAAGGGGAAGAGUACCUUUUUAGAGUAAUGGCUGUAAAUGAAAAGGGUAAGAGUGAUCCUAGAGCACUUGCAGUUCCAGUAGUUGCCAAAGACCUGGUGAUUGAACCUGAUGUAAGACCUGCAUUUUACAGUUAUAGUAUCCAAGUGGGACAAGAUCUGAAAGUAGAGGUACCAAUUGCAGGUCGACCUAAACCAACUGUUACCUGGGUAAAAGAUGGCCAGCCAUUAAGGCAGACAACAAGAGUCAAUGUUAGUGAUUUGACUGAUCUCACUAUAUUGAAUAUUAAAGAAACUAGCAAAGAGGACAGUGGCACUUAUGAAAUCACUGUGGCUAAUGUUGUUGGGCAAAAGUCUGCCUCUGUUGAAAUUAUAACUCUAGACAAACCUGACCCUCCAGUAGGACCUGUGAAGUUUGAUGAAAUAAGUGCAGAAAGUAUUACCCUAUCAUGGAAUCCCCCAGCGUACACAGGUGGCUGUCAAAUCACCAACUACAUUGUUCACAAGAGAGAUACAACAACCACUGUAUGGGAAACAGUUUCUGCUACUGUUGCAAGAACUACACUGAAGGUGACUAAACUGAAAACUGGUUCAGAAUACCAGUUCAGAAUAUUUGCUGAGAACAGGUAUGGGCAGAGCUUUGCAUUGGAAUCUUCUCCAGUUGUAGCACAGUACCCCUACAAGGAACCAGGACCUCCUGGCACACCAUUUGUGACAACAGUUACAAAAGAAUCCAUGGUCGUACAGUGGCAUGAACCAAUAAAUGAUGGAGGCAGUAGAGUGUUGGGCUACCACCUUGAGAGAAAGGAGAAAAACAGCAUUUUAUGGGCUAAAGUGAACAAGACUAUUAUUCAGGACACAAGUUUUAAGACAACUAACCUUGAAGAAGGAAUUGAAUAUGAGUUUCGAGUUUCUGCAGAAAAUAUUGUUGGUGUAGGCAAAACAAGUAAAGUUUCUGAGUGCUAUGUAGCUCGCGACCCAUGUGAUCCUCCAGGUCGCCCAGAAGCUAUAAUAAUAAAAAGAAGCUCUAUUACUCUACAGUGGACCAAACCAGAAUAUGAUGGUGGAAGUAAGAUUACUGGUUAUAUUGUAGAGAAACGUGACUUACCAGAUGGUCGCUGGAUGAAAGCUAGCUUCACAAAUAUCAUUGAAACUCAGUUCACUGUAACAGGGCUUACUGAAGACCAAAGAUACGAAUUUAGAGUAAUUGCAAAGAAUGCUGCAGGUGCAAUAAGCAAACCAUCUGACAGUACAGGACCAAUAGCAGCAAGGGAUGAAGUUGAACUUCCACGAAUUUCAAUGGAUCCAAAGUACAAAGACACAAUUGUUGUAAAUGCUGGUGAAACAUUCAGACUUGAGGCUGAUGUUCACGGAAAGCCACUACCAACCAUUAAGUGGUACAAAGGAGAUAAAGAGCUUGAGGAAACUGCUAGAUAUGAAAUAAAGAACACAGAUUUCAGUGCAUUAAUAAUUGUAAAAGAUGCUAUUAGAGUUGAUGGUGGACAGUACAUUUUAGAAGCCUCUAAUGUUGCAGGAACAAAGACAGUACCAGUAAAUGUAAAAGUCCUGGACAGGCCAGGACCUCCAGAGGGCCCAGUCCAAGUGACAGGAGUUACAGCUGAAAAAUGUUCAUUGGCCUGGGCUCCUCCUCUUCAUGAUGGUGGCAGUGAUAUUUCUCAUUACAUUGUAGAGAAGAGAGAAACUAGUCGCCUAGCAUGGACUGUUGUUGCUUCAGAAGUUUUACCUACAAUGCUGAAAGUAACAAAACUCUUGGAAGGAAAUGAAUAUGUUUUCCGUAUUAUGGCAGUUAACAAAUAUGGGGUUGGUGAGCCAUUAGAAUCUGUGCCAGUAAUGAUGAAAAAUCCAUUUGUGGUUCCUGGACCACCAAAGGCCUUGGAAAUUACCAACAUCACAAAGGAUUCUAUGACUGUCUGCUGGAGCCGGCCAGAUAGUGAUGGAGGUAGUGAAAUUAUAGGCUACAUUGUAGAAAAGAGAGACCGAGCGGGCAUCAGAUGGAUAAAAUGCAAUAAACGACGAAUUACAGAUUUGCGAUUAAGAGUUACAGGAUUAACAGAGGAUCAUGAAUAUGAAUUCAGAGUUUCUGCUGAAAAUGCUGCCGGAGUGGGUGAACCAAGCCAAGUUUCUCCUUACUUUAGAGCUUGUGACCCCAUGUUUAAGCCUGGCCCACCUACAAAUGCCCAUGUUGUGGAUACCACCAAAAGUUCACUUACACUUGGUUGGAGUAAACCUAUUUAUGAUGGUGGUUGUGAAAUCCAGGGAUAUCUUGUAGAAAUCUGUAAAGCAGAUGAAGAUGAAUGGUCACUUGCUACUCCACAGACAGGUGUACGUGCCACUCGAUUUGAAAUCAAACAGCUUGCUGAGCAUCAAGAAUAUAAACUACGAGUGUGUGCCCUCAACAAGGUUGGUGUAGGAGAGGCUGCAUCAGUUCCUGGUACUAUUAAACCAGAAGAUAAACUUGAAGCUCCAGAACUUGAUAUUGAUUCAGAGCUAAGGAAAGGAAUAGUGGUAAGAGCUGGUGGGUCUGCUAGAAUUCACAUACCAUUCCGGGGACGACCAACACCUGACAUCACGUGGUCUCGAGAAGAAGGUGAAUUCACAGAAAAAGUUCAGAUUGAUAAAGGCAUAAACUACACACAACUUUCAAUUGACAACUGUGAUAGAAAUGAUGCUGGAAAGUACAUUCUUAAGUUGGAGAACAGCAGUGGUUCUAAAUCUGCAUUUGUUACAGUAAAAGUCUUGGACACACCAGGACCACCACAAAACUUAGUGGUAAAGGAGAUAAAGAAGGAUUCUGCUGUAUUAUCUUGGGAACCGCCCAUUAUCGAUGGUGGUGCAAAGGUAAAGAACUACGUAAUAGACAAGCGUGAGUCAACCAGGAAGGCAUUUGCAAAUGUGAGUGCUAAGUGUGGCAAGACAAGUUUUAAAGUUGAAAAUCUUACAGAAGGAGCAAUUUAUUACUUCAGAGUUAUGGCUGAAAAUGAAUUUGGAAUUGGUGUUCCAGCUGAAACCACGGAUGCUGUCAAAGCCUCAGAACCACCUCUGCCUCCUGGGAAAGUAACACUCACCGAUGUGACUCAGAGAAGUGCGUCACUUGCAUGGGAAAAACCUGAACAUGAUGGAGGUAGCAGAAUUUUGGGAUACAUUGUUGAAAUGCUGCCUAAAGGAACAGAAAAAUGGAGUGUUGUUAGUGAGACCAAAACAUGCAACGCAGUUGUGUCUGGUUUGAGUCCAGGACAGGAAUAUCAAUUUCAUGUGAUUGCCUACAAUGAAAAAGGCAAAAGCGAUCCCAGAGCACUUGGAAUUCCUGUGAUAGCUAAAGACUUGACAAUUGAGCCAAGUUUCAAACUGAUGUUUAAUACAUACAGUGUACAGGCUGGAGAAGAUCUGAAGGUAGAAGUACCAUUUAUAGGUAGACCCAAACCUACUAUUACUUGGACAAAAGAUGAGCAGCCACUGAAACAGACAACCAGAUUACAUAUUCAGGAUACAUCAACAUCAACUACUUUACAUAUUAAAGAAAGCAACAAGGAAGACUUCGGUAAAUAUACAGUAACAGCAACAAACACAGCUGGUACAGCAACAGAGCACCUGAGCAUAAUUGUACUGGAAAAGCCUGGCCCACCACAAGGACCCGUCCGUUUUGACGAAGUUAGUGCAGACUUUGUUGUUUUAUCAUGGGAUCCACCUAAUUAUGCUGGUGGCUGUCAGAUAAGCAACUAUAUAGUAGAAAAGCGUGACACAAGCACUACCACGUGGAGCAUCGUGUCAGCAACUGUUGCAAGAACAACUAUCAAAGCAACAAAGCUUAAAACUGGUUCUGAAUACCAGUUUAGGAUUUCUGCUGAAAACAGAUAUGGGAAGAGCUCUCCUUUGGAUUCUAAACCAGUCAUUGUGCAAUACCCCUACAAGGUGCCUGGGCCACCUGGAACCCCAUUUGUAACAGCAGCUUCCAAGGACCAUAUGAUCGUACAAUGGCAUGAACCAGUUAAUGAUGGAGGAAGCAAAGUUCUUGGCUACCAUCUUGAACGUAAAGAUAAGAACAGCAUUCUUUGGACAAAACAGAACAAGUCACUCAUUGCAGACACCAAAUAUAAAACAGAUGGCCUUGAAGAAGGUCUUGAAUAUGAGUUCAGAGUUUCUGCUGAAAACAUUGUUGGUAUUGGCAAAGUCAGCAAGGUAUCAGAAUUGUAUGUUGCCCGAGAUCCUUGUGACCCACCUGGCCGCCCAGAGGCCAUUGUUGUUACAAGAAAUAAUAUCACAUUGAAGUGGAAAAAACCAGAAUAUGAUGGUGGAAGCAAAAUAACUGGAUAUAUCAUAGAAAAGAAAGAACUACCAGAUGGUCGCUGGAUGAAAGCCAGCUUUACAAAUGUGUUGGAAACAGAAUUUACAGUAAGCGGUCUUGUUGAAGACCAACGAUAUGAAUUUAGAGUAAUUGCAAGAAAUGCAGCAGGUUGCUUGAGUGAACCAUCUGAAAGUACAGGGCCCAUUACUGCCAGAGAUGAAAUUGAAGCACCAGGGGCUUCACUGGAUCCUAAAUACAAAGAUGUCAUUGUUGUUCAUGCUGGAGAAACCUUUGUUCUUGAAGCUGAUAUCCACGGCAAACCUAUUCCUGACAUUACAUGGUCAAAAGAUGGUAAAGACCUUGAAGAAACAACUGCAAGAACGGAAAUUAAAUCUACCAUUCAGAAAACAACUCUUACUGUCAAAGACUGUAUAAGAGUAGAUGGAGGUCACUAUACUCUUAACCUCAGAAAUGUUGGUGGCACAAAAUCUAUACCAAUCACUGUAAAAGUGCUUGACAGGCCAGGACCUCCGGAAGGACCUUUGAAGGUUACAGGUGUCACUGCAGAAAAAUGCUACUUGGCAUGGGCUCCACCUUUACAUGACGGUGGUUCUAGUAUCUCACAUUAUAUCAUUGAGAAGAGAGAGACAAGCAGGCUUUCAUGGACACAAGUAGCAACAGAUGUGCAGGCUCUUAACCACAAAGUAACCAGACUACUUGCUGGCAAUGAAUACAUUUUCCGUGUAAUGGCAGUGAACAAAUAUGGAACUGGAGAACCCUUGGAAUCUGAGCCAAUUGUGGCUCGUAAUCCAUACAAACCCCCUGGUCCUCCUUCAACACCUGAAGUUUCAGCAAUCACGAAAGAUUCUAUGGUGGUAACAUGGGGUCGCCCAGAAGACAAUGGGGGAGCUGAAAUUGAAGGUUACAUACUUGAAAAACGAGACAAAGAUGGUAUCCGGUGGACCAAAUGCAAUAAGAAAAGUCUGACAGAGUUGCGAUUCAGAGUGACAGGUCUUACAGAUGGGCAUUUCUAUGAAUUUAGAGUUUCUGCUGAAAAUGCUGCAGGGGUAGGGGAACCCAGUGAGCCAUCCAUUUUCUAUCGUGCUUGUGAUGUAUUAUAUCCACCAGGUCCACCAAGCAAUCCAAAGGUUACAGACACAUCCAAGUCAUCAGUUUCCCUUGCCUGGAGUAAGCCCAUUUAUGAUGGCGGUGCUCCGGUUAAGGGAUAUGUAGUAGAAGUAAAAGAAGCUGCUGCUGACGAAUGGACUACCUGCACCCCACCAACAGGUCUACAAGCAAAACAGUUCACUGUAACAAAACUUAAAGAGAACCAGCAGUAUAACUUCCGCAUCUGUGCCAUCAACUCAGAAGGAGUAGGAGAACCUGCUACUAUACCUGGUACAGUCAUAGCAGCAGACAAGAUUGAACCUCCUGAAAUUGAACUUGAUGCAGAUCUCAGAAAAGUAGUCACUGUACGUGCUAGUGGUACAUUACGCCUGUUUGUCACCAUCAGAGGAAGACCAGAACCUGAAGUUAAAUGGGAGAAAGCAGAAGGAAUAAUUAGUGAGCGAGCUCAGAUUGAAGUCACCAGUUCCUAUACAAUGCUGGUCAUUGACAAUGUAAAUAGAUUUGAUAGUGGUAGAUACAAUCUUACUUUAGAGAACAACAGUGGCAAAAAAUCAGCCUUUGUUAACGUCAGAGUGCUUGAUACACCUAGUGCACCUAUAAACCUGACAAUCAGAGAAGUGAAGAAAGAUUUUGUAACAUUAGCCUGGGAACCGCCACUUAUUGAUGGUGGAGCUAAAAUUACCAACUAUGUAGUUGAAAAGCGAGAAUCCACAAGAAAGGCAUAUGCCACAAUUACAAACAACUGCACUAAGAAUUCCUUCAAAAUUACUCAACUGCAAGAAGGAUGUAGUUAUUACUUCCGUGUUCUAGCUGUAAAUGAAUAUGGGGUUGGCUUACCAGCAGAAACACCAGACCCAAUUAAGGUUUCUGAACCACCUGCUCCACCUGCAAAGGUUGUUCUUGUUGAUGUGACUCGCAACUCUGCUUCAAUUAAAUGGGAAAAGCCAGAGAGUGAUGGUGGUAGUAAAAUUACUGGUUAUAUAGUAGAAAUGCAAACUAAAGGAAGUAUAAAAUGGAGUGCAUGUACACAGGUGAAAACAUUAGAAGCAACAGUAACAGGCUUAAGUAUGGGAGAAGAGUACAGUUUCAGAGUAAUUGCUGUUAAUGAAAAAGGAAAAAGUGAUCCAAGAGAACUUGGUGUCCCAGUCAUUGCAAAAGAUAUUGAAAUCCAGCCAUCUGCUGAGCUCCUUUUCAACACAUUCACUGUGAAAGCUGGAGAUGAUCUUAAGAUUGAUGUGCCAUUCAGAGGGCGACCUCUUCCAACUGUUAGCUGGAAGAAGGAUGGGAAUCCCUUAAAAGAGACAACCAGGGUAAAUGUUCAGACAUCAAAGACUUCAACUUCACUGUCCAUCAAGGAAGCUUCAAAUGAAGAUUUGGGACAUUAUGAAUUACACCUUUCAAAUACUGCUGGAUCAACAACAGCUUCAUUAACUGUAGUUGUCCUUGACAGACCAGGACCACCAACUGAUGUGCAUAUUGAUGAAGUUAGUGCUGAUAGUGUAACUCUGUCUUGGAAACCUCCAGCAUAUGAUGGUGGGUGUCAUAUUAGCAAUUACAUUGUGGAGAAGCGAGAAACUACCACAACAACAUGGGAUGUAGUAUCUGCAGCAGUUGCAAGAACAUCAGUUAAAGUAUCUCGACUCACCACUGGCUCUGAAUAUCAGUUCCGUAUUUGUGCAGAAAACCGUUAUGGGAAAAGCACUUACACUAAUUCUCCUUCUGUUGUGGCAGAGUAUCCAUUUAAGCCUCCAGGACCACCUGGAACUCCUCAUGUGGCACAUGCAACUAAAGUUUUCAUGAUUGUAACUUGGCAGGUACCAGUUAAUGAUGGAGGUAGCAGAGUACUAGGAUAUCACUUGGAACGUAAAGAAAGAAGCAGCAUUCUUUGGACAAAAGUCAACAAGAGCCUUAUACCUGAUACGCAAAUGAAAGUUACAGGGCUUGAUGAAGGACUGCUGUAUGAAUAUCGUGUGUAUGCUGAAAAUAUUGCCGGAAUAGGCAAAUGCAGUAAAUCAUGUGAACCAGUUGCUGCAAGAGAUCCAUGUGAUCCUCCUGGUCAGCCAGAAGUUACUAAUAUUACAAGAACAUGUGUCUCACUGAAAUGGACUAAACCAGAAUAUGAUGGUGGAGCUAAAGUAACAGGAUAUAUUAUUGAACGCAGAGAGAUACCAGACGGUCGUUGGCUAAAGUGUAAUUUUACUAAUGUGCAAGAAACAUACUUUGACGUAGGUGGACUUACAGAAGACCAGCGAUAUGAAUUCCGUGUGAUUGCAAAGAACGCUGCUGGACUCUUCAGUCAGCCAUCUGAAUCAACUGGACCUGUGACUGUAAAAGAUGAUGUAGAGGCUCCAAGAAUUAUGAUGGAUGCCAAAUUCAGGGAUGUUGUAGUUGUGAAGGCUGGAGAAGUGUUUAAAGUCAAUGCUGAUAUUGCAGGACGGCCAAUACCAGUGAUUUCAUGGACAAAGGAUGGCAAGGAGCUUGAAGGAAAAGCUAGAGUUGAAAUAGCCUCAACAGAUCACACUACUGCAAUAACAAUUAAGGACUGUAUCCGAGGUGAUUCAGGACAGUAUGUGCUAACAUUACAAAACGUUGCAGGAACAAGAUCUUUGGCAAUUAAUUGCAAAGUACUUGAUAGACCUGGCCCACCUGCAGGCCCAUUAGAAAUAAAUGGCCUUACUGCUGAAAAGUGUCAUUUAUCAUGGGGACCCCCUCAAGAAAAUGGUGGUGCAGAUAUUGAUUAUUAUAUUGUAGAAAAGCGUGAGACCAGCAGAAUUGCAUGGACACUUUGUGAAGGAGAGCUUAGAACAACAUCCUGUAAAGUGACAAAACUACUGAAGGGUAAUGAGUAUAUUUUCAGAGUGAUGGGAGUUAACAAAUAUGGUGUUGGUGAGCCUCUAGAAAGUGUUGCUGUCAAAGCUCUAGACCCAUUUACAGUUCCAAGUCCACCUACAUCUUUAGAGAUCACCAGUGUGAGCAAAGAUUCAAUAACUCUGUGCUGGGCAAGACCUGAAUCUGAUGGAGGCAAUGAGAUCUCUGGCUAUGUAAUUGAAAGGCGUGAGAAAACUAGCCUAAGAUGGAUUCGUGUAAACAAAAAGCCAGUUUAUGAUUUAAGAGUGAAAUCAUCUGGUCUCCGUGAAGGAUGUGAAUAUGAAUUCCGGGUUUAUGCAGAAAAUGCUGCUGGCCUCAGUCUUCCGAGCGAAACCACACCAUUGAUUCGAGCAGAAGAUCCAAUCUUCUUGCCAUCUCCCCCAUCUAAACCUAAGAUUAUGGAUUCUACAAGGUCAAAUAUCACAAUUGGGUGGACAAAGCCACUGUUUGAUGGAGGUGCUCAAGUAACGGGGUACACAGUUGAAUACAAAAAAACUGAUGAAACUGACUGGACAACUGCUAUUCAGAACUUAAGAGGCACAGAAUACACCAUAACUGGAUUAGUGUCAGGCUCUGAGUACGUCUUUAGAGUGAAAUCCAUUAACAAAAUUGGUGUCAGUGAGCCAAGUGAUGUCUCAGAACCUCAAGUGGCAAAAGAAAGAGAAGAAGAACCUGCCUUUGAUAUUGACAGUGAAAUGCGGAAGACUUUAAUCGUAAAGGCUGGUGGAUCAUUCACAAUGACUGUUCCUUUCAGAGGCAAACCAGUCCCAAAUGUAACGUGGAACAAAGCAGACACUGAUCUCCGUACACGAGCAAGCAUUGAUACUUCACAUAAUUGCACAUCUCUUACUAUUGAAAAAGCAACAAGAAACGAUUCUGGAAAAUACACAUUAACAUUGCAAAACAUCUUGAACACUGCUACCCUGACUUUAAUUGUCAAAGUUCUUGAUACUCCUGGCCCACCAUCUAAUAUUGCAGCGAAAGAUGUAACUAAAGAAUCUGUUGUGUUAUCCUGGGAUGUUCCUGAAAAUGAUGGUGGAGCACCUGUAAAGAACUAUGUUAUUGAAAAACGAGAAGCUAGCAAAAAAGCGUGGGUCACUGUGACAAACAAUUGCCAUCGCCUGUCCUACAAAGUGACUGGCUUGCAAGAAGGUGCCAUUUACUACUUCCGGGUUUCUGGAGAAAAUGAGUAUGGUGUUGGAGUGCCUUCUGAGACCAAGGAGGGAACAAAAAUAACAGAAAAACCCAGCCCACCAGAAAAACUUGGAGUAACAAAUGUCACAAAGGACAGUGUUUCUCUUUCAUGGCUAAAACCAGAACAUGAUGGUGGAAGCAGAAUUUUGAGCUACCUCGUUGAAGCUCUUGAGAAAGGACAGCAAAAAUGGGUUAAGUGUGCAGUCGUAAAGACAACUCAUCAUGUUGUCCAUGGUCUUAAGGAGAAUGUUGACUAUUUCUUCAGGGUGUCUGCAGAAAACCAAGCUGGUUUAAGUGAUCCUAAGGAAUUACUGCUCCCUGUUACAGUUAAAGAACAAUUAGAAUCUCCUGAGGUUGACAUGAAGGGCUUCCCUCAUAACACUGUAUACAUUCGAGCGGGAUCAAACCUGAAAGUUGAAAUUCCAGUUUCUGGAAAACCAGUGCCAAAGGUGACAUUGUCUAGAGACGGUGUUCCACUGAAACCUACCAUGAGAUUUCACACAGAAACCACUGCAGAAAGUCUCAUCAUUAAUCUUAAAGAAAGUGUGGCUGCUGACGCUGGCAGAUAUGACAUUACUGCUGCCAACUCAAGUGGCACCACAAAAUCAUUUGUAAAUAUUGUUGUGCUGGAUAGACCAGGUCCUCCUGUUGGUCCUGUUGUCCUUAGUGAAAUCACCGAAGAGACUGUAACACUCAGAUGGCAGCCACCAGCUUAUGAUGGUGGAAGUCAAGUUACCAACUAUAUUGUACUGAAAAGAGAAACAAGUACUGCUGCUUGGUCCGAAGUGUCUGCAACCGUUGCUAGAACUGUUAUCAAAGUUAUGAAGCUCACAACAGGAGAAGAAUACCAAUUCCGCAUCAAAGCUGAGAACCGCUUUGGCAUCAGCGAUCACAUAGACUCACAAUGUGUGGUUGUCAAGCUUCCUUACACUACCCCUGGUCCUCCUUCCACACCAUGGAUCAUGAAUGUCACUCGAGAGAGUAUUACUGUUGGAUGGCAUGAACCAGUCACUAAUGGUGGCAGUGCAGUCAUUGGAUACCACCUGGAAAUGAAAGACAGGAAUAGCAUAUUAUGGCAGAAGGCUAACAAGACCGUCAUUCGCACAACUCAUUUCAAAGUCACCACUAUCAGCGCUGGCCUUAUCUAUGAAUUUAGAGUUUAUGCAGAAAAUGCAGCUGGCAUUGGAAAAGCAAGUCAUCCUUCUGAUCCAGUCCUUGCAAUUGAUGCUUGUGAACCACCAAGAAACGUUCGUGUCUCAGAUAUUUCCAAGACUGCAAUCACUCUGUCAUGGCAGAAGCCAGCAUUUGAUGGUGGUAGCAAGAUCACUGGAUACAUCGUAGAAAAACGUGAUCUUCCGGAUGGCAGAUGGACAAAAGCUAGCUUCACCAAUGUUAUUGAGACUCAGUUCACAGUAUCUGGUCUGACACAAAAUUCCCGGUAUGAAUUCCGGGUCUUUGCUAAGAAUGCCGUUGGUUCCAUUAGUAAUCCCUCAGAUGUUGUGGGUCCUAUCACAUGUGUUGAUACGUAUGGUGCACCUGAAAUCGAUGUGCCACCAGAAUAUACAGAAGUGGUGAAAUAUAAAGCAGGAUCUUCAGUUAAGCUAAAACUAGGCAUCUCAGGCAAGCCUAUACCCACAAUUGAGUGGCUCAAAAAUGGCAACGAGGUACAAACCAGUGCACUAAUGUCUGUUGAAAACACAACAGAAUUUGCCUCUAUACUCAUCAAGGAUGCAACUCGACUUAACAGUGGCACCUAUGAAUUAAAAUUGAAGAACGCCAUGGGUUCAGCAUCAGCCCAUGUUAGAGUACAGAUACUUGACAAGCCAGGACCCCCAAGUGGACCUAUACAAUUUAAGACAGUCACUGCUGAAAAGAUUACAAUAAUGUGGGACCCACCAGCAGAUGAUGGUGGUGCACCUGUAACACACUAUGUUGUUGAAAAGCGGGAGACAAGUCGGGUUGUAUGGUCGUUAAUUUCUGAAAAACUGGAGGGAUGUAUCAUAACUACAACAAAACUCAUCAAAGGAAAUGAAUAUGUGUUCCGUGUCCGUGGUGUGAACAAGUUUGGAGUUGGUGAUUCACUGGAGUCCGAACCUGUUAUAGCCAAAAAUUCAUUUGUUACACCUGGACCACCUAGUGUACCAGAAGUCACAAUGAUAACCAAGAAUUCUAUGACUGUUGUCUGGAAUAGGCCCACUGUUGAUGGAGGCAGUGAAAUAUCAGGAUAUUUUCUUGAGAAGCGUGACAAGAAGAGUCUGAGUUGGUUCAAGGUUACUAAAGAAACCAUUCGGGACACCAGACAGAAAGUAACUGGUCUGACUGAAAACAGCGAAUAUCAUUUCCGAGUUUGUGCUGUCAAUGCAGCUGGACAAGGUCCGUUCUCUGAAGCUUCUGACUUCUACAAAGCCGCAGAUCCUGUUGAUAAACCAGGCUCGCCAACAAAACUGAAGGUUGUGGAUACAACCAAGACAUCUGUCACCCUUGGCUGGAUUAAACCUGCUUAUGAUGGAGGAAGUCCAAUUACCAACUAUGUGGUGGAGAAAAGGGAAGGUGAAGAGCAAGAAUGGACUGUAGUCAGUACUAAGGGAGAAGUGAGAACAACUGAGUAUGUUGUAUCCCACCUUCAGCCAAGUGUUAAUUAUUAUUUCCGCGUGUCUGCUAUAAAUUGUGCUGGACAAGGAGAGCCUAUUGAAAUGACGGAACCCAUUCAAGCUAAAGAUGUUCUUGUGGCACCAGAGAUUGAUCUGGAUGUUGCUCUCCGGACCUCUAUUGUUGCUAAAGCAGGUGAAGAUGUGCAAAUAAUGAUUCCAUUCAAAGGAAGACCUCCUCCAACAGUCACAUGGAGAAAGGGUGACAAGAACCUUGGGAUUGAUGAAAGAUAUAUCAUCCAGAACACAGAAUCAUCUACACUACUUACUAUUCCUCAAGUUACCCGAAAUGAUACAGGAAAAUACAUUCUUACAAUUGAAAAUGGAGUUGGAGAAACAAAGUCAUCAUUUGUGAAUGUAAAAGUACUUGACACGCCAUCUGCCUGCCAGAAGCUGCAGCUUAAGCAUGUUUCUCGUGGCACAGUUACACUGGUAUGGGAGCCACCUCUCAUUAAUGGUGGUUCUGAAAUAACAAAUUAUGUUGUUGAAAAAAGAGAUGCUACAAAGAGGGCCUGGUCAACUGUAACAACAAAGUGUUCUCAUACCACCUUUAAGCUAACUAACCUGUCAGAGAAGACUGCAUUCUUCUUCCGUGUUCUUGCUGAAAAUGAAAUUGGACUGGGUGAACCUUGUGAGACAUCUGAACCAGUGAAAGCUGCGGACAUACCUGCACCUGUGAAAGACCUAGCCAUGAAAGAUUCUACAAAGACUUCUGUUAAAUUACAGUGGAGCAAACCUGACUAUGAUGGUGGUAGCAUUAUAUCAGACUAUGUUAUUGAAAAGAAACUGCAGGAAGAAAAAGAAUGGACAUAUGCAGGCACAAGCAAGAGCUGUGAAUUUGAAGUUGAAAAACUUAAAGAGCUUUCUGUCAUGGAAUUCAGAGUCUUUGCUAAAAAUGAGAAAGGCAUGAGUGACGGUGUUACUGUUGGACCCAUUACAGUGAAAGAACAUAUAAUAACACCUGAAGCUGACCUUUCUGAUAUUCCUGGAGGUCAAAUUGCAGUAAGAAUUGGACAUAACCUGCACAUAGAAUUGCCCUAUAAAGGUAAACCUAAGCCAUCAAUGAGCUGGCUCAAAGACAACCUUCCUCUUAAAGAAACUGAACAUCUUCGUUUCAAGAAAACUGAAAACAAGAUAAGCUUAAGCAUCAAGAACGUGAAAAAGGAGCAUGGUGGCAAAUAUACUUUAAUUCUUGAUAAUGUAGUUUGCAGAAAAACAUUCACAAUCACUGUCAUCACUCUUGGCCCUCCAUCUAAGCCAAAAGGACCUUUAAGACUAGAUGAAAUCAAGGCAGAUAGUGUAGUUUUGUCAUGGGAAUCUCCUGAAGAUGAUGGGGGAGGAGAAAUUACUGGCUACAGUAUCGAGAAGAGAGAAACUUCACAAAUGAACUGGAAGCUGGUGUGUUCGAGUGCCUCCAGAACAACUUUCAGAGUACCAAACCUUGUUAAAGACACUGAAUAUCAGUUUAGAGUUCGUGCGGAAAACAGAUAUGGAGUGAGCCCACCUCUUGUCUCAGCAGAUGUUGUGGCAAAGCAUCAGUUUAGACCACCAGGUGCCCCGGGCAAGCCUGUUGUAUACAACAUAACUGCUGAUGGAAUGACCAUAUCUUGGGAUGCUCCCGUUUAUGAUGGUGGUUCAGAGAUUAUUGGAUACCACGUUGAAAAGAAGGAAAGAAACAGUAUUUUGUGGCAGAAGGUUAAUGUUGCAUUAAUAUCUAACAGAGAAUACAGGAUUACCGGACUGCUUGAGGGCCUGGAAUACCAGUUCCAAGUAUAUGCUGAAAACACUGCAGGUCUAAGCCGAGCUAGCGAGCCGAGCAAAUUCACUUUGGCAGUCUCUCCAGUGGACCCACCUGGUACUCCUGAUUACAUUGAUGUCACCAGGGAAACAGUCACCCUUAAAUGGACACCCCCGCUGCGUGAUGGAGGCAGUAAGAUUGUGGCCUACAGCAUUGAGAAACGGCAAGGAAGUGAAGACCGUUGGCUCAGAUGUAACUUUACUGAUGUCAGUGAAUGCCAAUAUACAGUUACAGGACUCAGUUCAGGCGACCGAUAUGAAUUCAGAGUGCUUGCAAGAAAUGCUGUUGGUACAAUCAGCCCACCUUCACAAUCUUCAGGCUAUAUCAUGACCAGAGAUGAAAACAUUGCUCCAACAAUUGAAUUUGGCCCUGAGCACUUUGAAGGCCUUAAUGUUAAAGCUGGAGAAAGCAUUAGACUGAAAGCUCUAAUCAAAGGACGUCCAGUACCUAAAGUGACAUGGUUUAAGGAUGGUAAGGAGAUUGAGAAAAUAAUGAAUAUAGAAAUAACUACAGCUAUUGGAUACAGUACAAUCUUCAUUAGAGAUGCUACCCGGGAUCAUCGUGGAGUGUACACAGUAGAAGCCAAAAAUGCAUCAGGCACUAAACGAGAAGAUAUUACUUUCAGAGUACAAGACACACCAGGAAAAGUUGGUGGACCUAUACGAUUCACAAACAUUACUGGAGAAAAAGUCACAUUAUGGUGGGAGCCUCCGGCUAACGAUGGUUGUGCUUCUAUUUCCCACUACAUAAUUGAAAAACGUGAAACCAGCAGGAUUGCUUGGGCAUUAGUUGAAGAUAAAUGUGAAGCUUGCAGCUACACUGCACUUAAAUUAAUUAAGGGCAAUGAGUACCAGUUCCGUGUCUCUGCAGUGAACAAAUUUGGAGUUGGCAGACCAUUGGAGUCUGAUCCAGUUACUGCACAAAUACCUUACACUCUCCCUGAUGCACCAGGAACUCCAGAGCCUACCAAUGUAACAGGAGACAGUAUCACACUCACAUGGGCAAGACCAAAAUCAGAUGGCGGAAGCGAGAUAAAUGAGUAUAUUCUAGAAAGGAGAGAAAAGAAGAGUAUGCGCUGGGUUAAAGUAUCCAGUAAGAGGCCCAUUAUUGAGAACAGAUACAGAGUAACGGGCCUUAUUGAAGGCAAUGAGUAUGAAUUCCAUGUCAUGGCUGAAAACGCUGCAGGAGUUGGACCUCCAAGUGACGUUUCAAAGCUGAUUAAAUGUAGAGAACCAGUCAGCCCACCAAGUGCUCCUAAUGUUGUAAAGGUGACAGAUACAUCAAAGACUAGUGUAAGCUUAGAGUGGACCAAGCCAGUUUUUGAUGGAGGCAUGGAAAUAAUUGGGUACAUCAUUGAGAUGUGCAAAGCUGAUCUCGAAGCAUGGCAGAAAGUCAAUGCAGAGACUGUUCUUGCUACUAAAUAUACCGUUGUUGAUUUGGAGGCAGGAGAACACUAUAAAUUCAGAGUUAGUGCUGUCAAUGGUGCUGGCAAAGGAGAAAGUUGCGAAGUUCCUGCUUCAGUCCAAACCGUGGACAGGCUUUCUGCACCUGAAAUUGAUAUUGAUGCAAACUUCAAGCAGACUCAUAUUGUAAGAGCAGGUGCAAGCAUUCGUCUAUUUAUUGCCUUCUCUGGAAGACCUGUUCCUACUGCUGUGUGGUCCAAAGCAGAUGCUAAUCUUAGCUUGCGUGCUGACAUUCAAACAACUGAUUCAUUCAGCACGUUGACUGUGGAGGAAUGCAAUAGAAAUGAUGCUGGCAAGUAUGUCUUUACUGUGGAAAACAACAGUGGGAGUAAGGCUAUCACAUUUACUGUCAAGGUUUUAGACACGCCUGGUCCACCUGGUCCUAUUACAUUUAAAGAUGUUACUCGAGGAUCUAUUACUUUAAUGUGGGAUGCUCCUGUUCUGGAUGGAGGUUCACGUAUCCAUCACUACAUUGUGGAAAAACGGGAAGCAAGCCGUCGUAGCUGGCAAGUGGUGAGUUCAAAAUGCACUCGACAAAUCUUUAAGGUCACUGAUCUGGCAGAAGGUGUGCCGUAUUACUACCGAGUGUCAGCAGAAAAUGAAUAUGGUGUAGGUGAACCCUGUGAAUUAACAGAACCAGUUGUAGCCACGGAAGAACCUGCUCCACCUAAGAGACUAGAUAUUGUUGACACAACUAAAUCUUCUGUAGUUUUAGCUUGGCUUAAACCUGAUCAUGAUGGUGGUAGCCGUGUUACCGGAUACCUUCUUGAAAUGAAACAAAAAGGAUCUGACUCCUGGAUUGAAGCUGGACAAACCAAACAACUUACUUUCACUGUAGAAGGCCUUGUGGAGAACACUGAAUAUGAGUUCCGGGUCAAGGCAAAGAAUGAUGCUGGCUACAGUGAGCCAAGAGAAGCUUUCUCUUCUGUUAUCAUUAAGGAGCCACAGAUUGAACCAACAGCAGAUCUCAGUGAAAUAAGCAGACAGCUCAUAACAUGCAAGGCUGGAAGCACCUUUACUAUUGAUAUACCAAUUAGUGGGCGCCCAGCUCCAAAAGUGACAUGGAAACUUGAGGAGAUGAGGCUGAAGGAAACUGAGAGAGUGACCAUCAAGACAACAAAAGACAGAACCACACUGACUGUAAAGGACAGUAUGAGAGGUGACUCUGGUAAAUACUACCUCACACUUGAAAACUCUGCUGGUGUGAAAACAUUUACUGUCACAGUUGUAGUCAUAGGAAGGCCAGGUCCUGUCACUGGCCCAAUUGAAAUAUCAUCUGUCUCUGCUGAAUCCUGUGUGUUGACCUGGAAAGAACCUGAAGAUGAUGGUGGCAGUGACAUUACAAACUACAUUGUAGAGAAACGUGAAUCUGGCACAACAGCAUGGCAGCUGGUAAAUUCCAGUGUGAAACGUACACAGAUCACAGUCACUCGUCUCACAAAAUACCAGGAGUACAGUUUCCGAGUAAGCUCAGAAAACAGAUUUGGUGUCAGCAAACCUACUGAAUCAAAAACAAUUGUUGCUGAGCAUCCAUUCGUCCCACCAAGCCCACCUUCAAGGCCAGAAGUCUAUUCUGUGUCUGCAACUGCCAUGGCCAUUCGCUGGGAGGAACCCUAUCAUGACGGUGGCAGCAAAGUCAUUGGAUAUUGGGUUGAAAAGAAGGAGCGCAACACUAUCCUUUGGGUGAAGGAAAACAAAGUGCCAUGCUGUGAAUGCAGCUACAAAGUCAUGGGAUUGGUGGAAGGCCUAGAAUAUCAAUUCAGAACCUAUGCUCUAAAUGCUGCAGGUGUUAGCAAAGCUAGUGAAGCUUCCAGACCUGUAGUGGCUCAAAAUCCAGUUGAUCCACCAGGAAGACCAGAAGUAACAGAUGUCACCAGAUCUACAGUGUCACUGAGCUGGUCAGCACCCCUUUAUGAUGGUGGAAGUAAAAUUAUUGGAUAUAUUAUAGAGCGCAAACCAUAUAAUGAAUCUGGUGACGGACGCUGGCUGAAAUGCAAUUAUACCAUUGUCUCAGAAAACUUUUUUACUGUGACAGCUCUUAGUGAAGAUGAAGCAUACGAAUUCCGUGUACUAGCAAAGAAUGCUGCUGGUGUGAUUAGCAAAGGAUCUGAAUCGACUGGUGCUGUCAUUUGCAAAGAUGAAUACUCACCACCAAAAGCUGAACUCGAUGCCAGACUGCAGGGAGAAAUUGUGACAAUUAGGGCUGGAUCGGAUCUUGUUCUCGAUGCGGCUGUUGGUGGGAAACCAGAACCAAAAGUCUUCUGGUCCAAAGGUGAAAGGGAAUUGGAUCUAUGUGAAAAGAUAUCUCUGCAAUACACCAGCAAACGAGCCAUUGCAAUUAUCAAGUUCUGUGACAGAAGUGAUAGUGGAAAAUAUACUCUAACAGUUAAAAAUGCCAGUGGGAUGAAACAAAUUUCUGUUCUUGUCAAAGUGCUUGAUUCACCAGGUCCAUGUGCAGGCAAAAUCACUGUUAGCAGAGUAACGGAAGAGAAAUGUACUCUGGCAUGGAACAUUCCUGAGGAAGAUGGAGGUGCACAAAUCACUCACUAUAUCAUAGAAAGGCGUGAAACCAGCAGGCUUCACUGGGUUAUUGUUGAGGCUGAAUGCCAGACUUUAUCAUGUGUGGUAACAAAACUUAUUAAAAAUAACGAAUACAUCUUCCGUGUGAGAGCUGUCAACAAAUACGGACCAGGUGUUCCACUUGAAACAGAACCUGUGAUUGCCAGGAAUGCUUUCACGAUCCCAACACAGCCUGGUGCUCCUGAAGAAGUGAGUGUCGGCAAGGAACAUAUCAUUAUUCAAUGGACAAAACCAGAAUCAGAUGGUGGCAGUGAGAUUAAAGACUAUCUUGUGGACAAACGUGAAAGGAAAAGUCUGCGCUGGACACGAGUGAACAGAGAUUACACUGUUUAUGAUACCAGACUGAAAGUCACUGGUCUCAUGGAAGGCAGCCAGUACCAGUUCCGUGUCACUGCAGUGAAUGCUGCUGGGAACAGUGAGCCUAGUGAAGCUUCACAAUACAUGUUAUGUAAAGAACCAUCAUAUACUCCUGCACCACCUUCAGCUCCAAGAGUUGUGGAUACCACUAAGCACAGUAUAAGUUUAGCAUGGUCAAAGCCCACAUAUGAUGGUGGUGCUGACAUCUUAGGUUAUGUUCUCGAAAUGAAAGAAGAAGGUGCUGAACAGUGGUAUCGACCACAUACAACUGCCACUCUGAGGAAUGCAGAGUUCACCGUGACUAGUCUUAAAACAACCCAGAAAUACCAAUUCAGAGUUGCUGCUACAAAUGUGAAUGGUAUGAGUGAAUUUAGUGAAUCAUCAGCAGAAAUAGAACCUGUGGAAAGAAUAGAAAUGCCUGAGCUUGAGCUUGCUGAUGAUCUGAAGAAGACAGUUACAGUCAGAGCUGGUGGUUCCCUGCGCCUAAUGGUCUCUGUAUCUGGCAGACCUGCUCCUGUGAUCACAUGGAGCAAGCAGGGUGUUGACCUUGUAAGUCGAGCGAUUAUUGAUACUACAGACAGCUACACUCUGCUUAUUGUGGAUAAAGUUAAUCGGUACGAUGCUGGAAAAUACGUCAUUGAGGCUGAAAAUCAAUCAGGAAAAAAAUCUGCAACUAUUUCUGUAAAAGUGUAUGAUACACCUGGUCCACCAGCUGCAGUGAGAAUUAAGGAAGUAUCAAAAGAUUCUGUGACACUUACUUGGGAUAUUCCAACCAUUGACGGUGGAGCCCCAGUCAACAAUUAUAUAAUUGAGAAACGUGAAGCUUCCAUGAGAGCUUACAAGACUGUCACUACCAAAUGCAGCAAGACAUUUUAUAGAAUUACUGGACUUCUAGAAGGAGCUUUGUAUUAUUUCAGAGUACUACCAGAAAAUAUUUACGGCAUUGGUGAAGCUUGUGAAACAUCAGAUGCAGUAUUAGUAUCUGAUGUCCCCAUGGUACCACAAAAACUCGAAGUGAUUGACACCACGAAAUCAACUGUUACUCUUGCAUGGGAGAAACCACCACAUGAUGGUGGCAGCAGAUUGACUGGCUAUGUUAUCGAGGCCAGCAAAGCUGGAACAGAAAGAUGGUUGAAGGUAGUGACACUGAAGCCUACCGUUUACGAGCAUACAAUUAUCUCUCUCAAUGAAGGUGAACAGUACUUGUUCAGGGUCAGAGCACAGAAUCAGAAGGGCGUGUCAGAACCACGAGAGAUUGUCACAGCAGUGACAGUACAAGACCAAAAAGUUCUACCAACAAUUGACUUCACUGGAAUACCUCAGAAGACAAUUCACGUACCUGCUGGCAAGCCCAUUGAGUUAGCUAUUCCAAUUGAAGGACGACCACCUCCAGCUGCAUCUUGGUUCUUUGCUGGUUCUAAACUAAAAGAAUCAGAACGCAUCAAAAUGGAGACUGUUGCCAAAAUGGCUAAAUUAACUGUGCGUGAGACCACCAUACAUGACACUGGAGAGUAUACGCUUGAACUGAAGAACUCAACUGGAACAGUUACUGAUACAAUAAAGGUUAUAAUCCUUGACAAACCUGGACCACCUGUUGGACCUAUCCGAAUUGAUGAAAUUGAUUCAAAUUAUGUAACCAUCUCCUGGGACCCACCUGAGCUGGAUGGUGGAGCUACCCUUAGCGGCUAUGUGGUAGAACAGCGCGAUGCUCACCGUCCUGGAUGGCUGCCAGUUUCAGAGUCAGUAACCAGGACAAUGUUUAAGUUCACCAGGCUUGUUGAAGGUGCAGAAUACGUGUUCCGUGUGGCUGCUACAAACCGCUUUGGAAUCGGAUCUUACCUGCAGUCUGAAAUUAUAGAAUGCAAGAGCAGAAUCCGUAUUCCUGGUCCUCCUGGCACUCCAGAAGUGUUUGACAUCUCUCGAGAUGGUAUGACAUUAACUUGGUAUCCUCCAGAAGAUGAUGGUGACUCACAGAUUACUGGUUAUAUUGUGGAACGCAAAGAAGUUAGAGCAGAUAGAUGGAUCCGUGUAAAUAAAGUUCCAGUCACUAUGACUCGUUACCGUUCCACUGGGUUGGUUGAAGGAUUAGAAUAUGAACACCGAGUCACAGCAAUCAAUGCCAGAGGCACUGGGAAACCCAGCCGUCCUUCUAAGCCUGCUGUCGCCAGGGAUCCAAUUGCUCCUCCAGGUAAACCUCAGAACCCAAGAGUCACUGAUACUACAAGAACAUCUGUCUCCCUGGCUUGGAGUCCACCAGAAGAUGAAGGUGGUUCUAAAGUUACUGGCUACUUAAUUGAGAUGCAGAAGGUUGAUCAAUUUGAAUGGACCAAAUGCAAUACCACGCCAACUAAGAUUCGUGAAUACACCUUGACACAUCUCCCCCAGGGCGCAGAGUACAGAUUCCGUGUGCUAGCUUGUAAUGCUGGUGGGCCAGGAGAACCUGCUGAAGUGCCAGGAACAGUCAAAAUCACAGAAAUGCUUGAAUAUCCUGACUAUGAACUUGAUGAAAAAUACCAGGAAGGUCUCAUGGUGAGACAAGGAGGAGUUAUCAGGCUUACAAUACCCAUUAAGGGUAAGCCCAUCCCAAUAUGCAAAUGGACGAAAGAAGGUCAUGACAUCAGCAAGAGGGCCAUGAUUGCGACUUCUGACACUCACACAGAACUUGUGAUCAAAGAUGCAGAAAGAGAAGAUUCAGGCACCUAUGAUUUGGCACUUGAAAACAAGUGUGGCAAAAAAGCCGUGUAUAUUAAAGUCAGAGUGAUUGGCAUUCCAAAUCCACCAGAAGGGCCACUUGAGUAUGAUGAUAUACAAGCUCGUUCUGUCAGAGUAAGCUGGAGACCUCCUACAGAUGACGGUGGUGCAGAUAUCCUAGGUUAUAUUGUUGAGAGACGAGAAGUACCGAAGACUGCCUGGUACACUGUUGACUCUAGAGUGAAAGGGACAUCACUAGUGGUGAAAGGGCUCAAAGAAAAUGUGGAAUAUCACUUCCGUGUUUCUGCUGAAAACCAUUUCGGUAUUAGCAAAUCUCUCAAAUCUGAAGAACCAGCAGUACCAAAGACACCUCUAAAUCCUCCAGAACCUCCAAACAACCCACCUGAAGUGCUUGAUGUUACAAAGAGUUCUGUCAACUUGUCCUGGUCCAGACCUAAAGAUGACGGUGGUUCUCGUGUAACUGGCUACUACAUUGAACGUAAAGAGACAUCUACAGAAAAAUGGGUCCGGCAUAAUAAGACACAGAUUACCACUACAAUGUACACAGUCACAGGACUUGUUCCAGAUGCUGAAUAUCAAUUCCGUAUCAUUGCUCAAAAUGACAUUGGUGAAAGUGAAGCAAGUCCUGCUUCUGAACCAGUUGUAUGCAAGGAUCCAUUUGACAAACCAAGCCAACCUGGAGAAAUUGAGAUCACUUCUAUAUUUAAGGACAGCAUUACGUUAGAAUGGGAACGACCUGAAAGCGAUGGUGGCAAAGAAAUCCUUGGCUAUUGGGUUGAAUAUCGCCAGUCUGGAGAAAGCACCUGGAAAAAAUGCAAUAAAGAACGCAUCAAGGACAGGCAGUUUACCGCAGGAGGUUUACUAGAGGCUACAGAAUACGAGUUCCGUGUUUUUGCAGAAAAUCAGACUGGCCUCAGCAGACCUCGAAGGACUGCUAUGGCAGUGAAAACUAAAUUAACAUCUGGAGAAGCACCUGCCAUAAAAAAAGAAAUGCAGGAUGUUACAACUAAACUGGGUGAAGCAGCUCAGCUGACAUGCCAGAUUGUUGGGAGACCUUUGCCUGAUAUUAAAUGGUACCGCUUUGGCAAAGAACUGGUGCAAAGCCGAAAAUACAAGAUGUCGUCUGAUGGACGCAACCAUGCACUGACAGUAAUAACAGAUGAACAGGAGGAUGAAGGUCUCUACACUUGUAUGGCUACCAAUGAUGUCGGAGAAAUUGAAACUAGUGGCAAGCUGUUAUUACAGGCUCCUCCUCAGUUCCAUCCUGGCUUCCCAUUGAAAGAGAAAUACUAUGCAGGUGCAGGUGGCACCCUCCGCCUUCACAUUGUGUAUAUUGGCCGACCAGUACCAGCAAUAACUUGGUUCCACGGCAACAAACCUUUGAGAGGAUCUGAAACAGUUACUAUUGAGAACACAGAGCAUUAUACUCAUCUUGCUAUUAAGAACGUCCAGCACAAGACUCAUGCUGGGAAGUACAAAGUGCAACUCAGUAACACAUUUGGAACAGUUGACACUGUACUUAAUGUGGAAAUACAAGAUAAGCCUGAUAAACCAGUAGGACCAAUUAUUAUAGAGUCUAUACUGAAGAAUUCUGUGGUCAUAAGCUGGAAACCUCCAGAGGAUGAUGGAGGUGCUAUGAUAACCAAUUACAUCAUAGAGAAAUGUGAAGCCAAGGAAGGAGCAGAAUGGCAACUUGUAUCUUCAAGCAUUUCAGGCACAACCUGUAGGAUUGUUAACCUAACUGAAAAUGCAGGCUAUUAUUUCCGUGUUUCUGCUCAGAAUACAUAUGGCAUUAGUGAAGCACUGGAGGUUUCAUCAGUUGUUGUUAUGAAGCCUCCAUUUGAAAAACCAGGACAACCUGGUCAGCCAGUAGCAAGUGCUGUCACAAAGGAUUCUUGUGUUGUCUCAUGGAAGCCACCUGCAAGUGAUGGCGGUGCAAAGAUUAGAACUUAUUAUCUGGAGAAGCGUGAGAAAAAACAAAACAAGUGGAUUUCUGUAACAACAGAUGAAAUUCGUGAAACUGUCUAUUCUGUGAAAGAUCUUAUUGAAGGUCUUGAAUACGAGUUCCGUGUAAAAUGUGAAAAUCUUGGUGGUGAAAGCGAGUGGAGUGAGAUAUCACAACCAGUCAUUCCAAAAUCUGAUGUACCAAUUCAAGCUCCACAUUUCAAGGAAGAACUAAGGAAUCUGAAUGUGAAAUUUCAAGCUAAUGCCACAUUUGUCUGUAAAGUCACCGGUCAUCCUAAACCAGUUGUCAAGUGGUACAGACAGGGCAAAGAAAUCAUGCCAGAUGGUGAAAAGAUCAAGAUACAGGAAUUCAAGGGUGGAUAUCAUCAGCUGGUCAUCACAAAUGUAACAGAUGAUGAUGCCACAGUAUAUCAAGUUAGAGCUACCAACCAAGGAGGAUCUGUGUCUGGCACUGCCUCUUUGGACGUUGAAGUUCCUGCAAAGAUUCACUUGCCCAAAAACCUGGAAGGCAUGGGAGCUGUUCAUGCCCUCCGAGGGGAAGUAGUGAGCAUCAAGAUUCCGUUUAGUGGCAAGCCUCAUCCUGUGAUCACAUGGCAGAAGGGACAAGACCUAAUCGAUACUAACGGACACUAUCAAGUCAUUGUUACGCGAUCAUUCACAUCUCUUGUUUUCCCAAAUGGUGUUGACAGAAAAGAUGCAGGUUUUUACAUUGUUUGUGCCAAAAACAGAUUUGGAAUUGAUCAAAAAACAGUUGAAUUAGAUGUGGCUGAUGUGCCUGAUCCACCAAGAGGUCUGAAGGUAACAGAUGUUUCAAGGGAUUCUGUCAACUUAACCUGGAAUGAACCAGCUACUGAUGGUGGAAGCAGAAUCAUAAACUACAUUAUUGAGAAACGUGCUACAACAGCAGAGCGAUGGAUUCGUGUUGCACAAGCUCGUGAUACACGAUACACAGUGGUGAACCUAUUUGGCAAAACCACCUACCAGUUCCGUGUAAUUGCAGAAAACAAGUUUGGCCAAAGCCAGCCUUCUGAACCUACUGAUCCAAUUAUAACAAAGGAAGAUAAGACCAGAGUAAUGAACUACGAUGAAGAAGUUGAUGAGACCAGAGAAGUCACCACAGUUAAAGCAGCUCACUAUUCUACAAAGGAACUCUAUGACAAAUAUAUGAUUGCAGAAGAGCUUGGACGUGGGCAGUUUGGCAUUGCACACCGCUGUGUUGAGGCAGUUUCAAAAAAGACUUACCUGGCCAAGUUUGUCAAAGUAAAGGGUGCUGACCAAGUUUUGGUAAAGAAAGAGAUUUCCAUUCUGAACAUUGCUAGGCACCAAAAUAUCCUGUAUCUUCAUGAAUCAUUUGAGAGCCUAGAAGAAUUGGUCAUGAUCUUUGAAUUCAUUUCUGGAGUUGACAUCUUUGAAAGAAUCAGUACAGCUUCAUUUGAACUAAAUGAAAGAGAAAUAGUAAGUUACGUACGCCAGGUCUGCGAUGCAUUAGAAUUUUUACAUCGUCACAGCAUCGGACAUUUUGAUAUUAAACCAGACAAUAUUAUUUACUUCACAAGAAGAAGCUCUGUAGUUAAAAUUGUUGAAUUUGGUCAAGCCAGACAACUGAAGCCUGGAGACAGCUUUAGACUCCAGUUCACGUCUCCUGAAUAUUAUGCACCUGAAGUACAUCAUCAUGACUUAGUUAGCACAGCUACUGACAUGUGGUCAGUUGGUGCUCUAACAUAUAUACUUCUCAGUGGCAUUAAUCCUUUCAUUGCUGAAACAAACCAACAAGUUAUUGAAAAUAUUCUAAAUGCUGAAUACAACUUUGAUGAUGAAGCAUUCAAAGACAUAAGCAUUGAGGCCAUGGACUUCAUUGAUCGCCUACUAGUAAAGGAAAGAAAAGCUCGAAUGACAGCUGCUGAAGCGCUUAAUCAUGUGUGGCUAAAACAGCAGACAGAAAAGACCAGCACUAAAGUCAUCAAGACCUUGAGGCACAGGCGUUACUACCAAACUCUAGUAAAGAAGGAGUGGAACACAGUUGUGUCAGUAGCCCGCAUUUCCUGUGGAGGCGCGAUUAGAUCUCAGAAAGGCGUAACGGUGGCUAAAGUUAAAGUUGCACCAAUAGACAUAGGUCCCAUUGCUGGGCAGAUAAAGCAUGCUGUUACAGAAGAAGGAGGGCAUGCCAAAUAUGUAUGUAGGAUUGAAAACUAUGAUCAGUCCACACAAGUCACAUGGUACUUUGGUAUGAGGCAAUUAGAAAGCAAUGAGAAAUAUGAAAUCAAAUACGAAGAAGGUGUGACAACCAUGUAUGUCAAAGAUGUUUCUAAAUCCGAUGAUGGUACCUACAGAUGCAAGGUAGUAAAUGACUAUGGUGAAGACAGCUCUUAUGCAGAACUUUUUGUUAAAGGUGUGAGAGAAAUUUCUGAGCACUACAGAUGUAGAACUGUUAGGAAAGUGAAACGACGGGUUGAUACCAUGAGACUAUUAGAGCGUCCACCAGAAUUUACUCUGCCUUUGUAUAACCGUACUGCAUACGUUGGAGAAAAUGUCAGGUUCGGAGUAACUAUAACAGUUCACCCAGAACCUCGCUUAACAUGGUUCAAAUCAGGCCAGAAAAUCAAACCUGGUGAUGAUGAUAAGAAGUACACUUUCGAAUCAGACAAGGGUCUUUAUCAACUCGUCAUCAAUAAUGUCACUGAAGAGGACGAUGCUGAAUACAGUAUUGUGGCACGCAAUAAAUAUGGUGAAGACAGCUGCAAAGCUAAGCUGACUGUGAUUCCGCAUCCACCUCCAGCAGAUGCCACUCUAAGGCCAAUGUUUAAAAGACUGCUGGCAAACGCUGAAUGUCAAGAAGGCCAAAACGUCAGUUUUGAGAUCAGGGUAUCUGGUGUACCAAAACCAACACUGAAGUGGGAGAAAGAUGGUCAACCUCUAUCCUUUGGUCCUAACUUUGAUAUAAUUCAUGAAGGUUUAGAUUACUAUGCUUUGCAUAUCAGAGACACUUUACCAGAAGACAGUGGUUAUUACAGAGUUACUGCUACAAACAGUGCUGGAUCUACAAGCUGUCAGGCUUAUCUAAAAGUUGAACGUUUGAAAUAUGUCAAGCGCGAGUACAAGACUGAAGAAGAGCGGGAGAAGCAUGUACAGAGACAAAUUGACAAGACUUUACGAAUGGCAGAAAUCCUUUCUGGGGUUGAAGCUGUUCCACUGACACAAACUGCACAAGAGGCUCUCAGAGAAGCUGCCAUCUUAUAUAAACCAGCUGUUAGCACUAAGACCGUCAAAGGUGAAUAUGAAAUUAAGAAAGAAGAAAAGAAGGAAGAAAGAAGACUUCGUAUGCCGUAUGAGGUCCCAGAGCCUCGCAAACAUGUGCGCGCUACUCUUGAGGAAGAUCAGAACAUUAAACACUUCGUGCCUCUGUCAGACAUGAAGUGGUACAAGAGGCUGCGAGACCAGUAUGAAAUGCCAGGAAAACUUGAGAGAACUGUUCAGAAACGCCAGAAACGCAUUCGUCUUUCCAGGUGGGAGCAAUUCUACGUGAUGCCACUGCCACGCAUUUCUGAUCAGUAUAAGCCUAAAUGGCGCAUACCAAAGCUAACACAAGAUGAUCUUGAAAUUGUGAGACCAGCACGUCGGCAUACCCCAUCUCCAGACUAUGAAUAUUACUAUAGACCAAGAAGGCGAUCGCUUGGUGACUUGUCUGAUGAGGAAUUACUCCUGCCUAUUGAUGACUAUUUAGCCAUGAAGAGAACUGAAGAGGAAAGACUGCGCCUUGAAGAAGAGCUGGAGUUAGGCUUUUCUGCUUCCCCACCAAGUAGAAGCCCCCCACGCUUUGAACUGUCUGCCCUUCGGUAUUCUACUGCAGGAGCACAGGUCAGUUCAGAGGAAGAAAGAAAAAGAGAGCUGAGGUAUUCAACCUAUCACAUCCCAACUAAAGCUGAGACCAGUGCAAGCUAUGCAGAGCUUCGUCAACGCCAUGACAGGGCUACCUACAGACCACCUAAACAAAAGCAAAGAAUAAUGGACGAAAGAGAGGAUGAAGAAUUGCUCCGUCCUGUGGGCACUGCUCAACGACUCUCUGAAUACAGGAGUGAACUCGAAUACAUGGCAGAGGAGGAAAAGAGUAGACUCAGGAGAAGGAGGGAAAGAGAAAUAACUGAGAUCACAUCAGAAGAAGAAGAAGAAAUAGAAAUGGUGCAACACGUUCACAGGGAAUAUUCACCUCCCUCUAGAUUACUAGGGAGAAGAAGAUCUCUUUCUCCAACUUACAUUGAGUUGAUGCGUCCUGUAUCUGAAUUAAUUCGACCACGAUCACGGCCUCCUGAAGAAAGUGAGAGAAGAUCCCCAACACCAGAGAGAACUCGACCACGCUCACCUAGCCCAGUUUCUAGUGAAAGAUCACUCUCUCGGUUUGAGAGGAUGGCAAGAUUUGAUAUAUUUUCCAGAUAUGAGUCCAUGAAAUCUGCUUUGAAAACUCAGAAAACUAUGGAAAGGAAAUAUGAAGUUCUGACUCAGCAGCCUUUCACCCUUGACCAUGCUCCUCGCAUUACCCUGAGAAUGCGCUCACACCGAGUACCAUGUGGCCAUAAUACCAGGUUCAUUUUAAAUGUUCAGUCAAAACCAACUGCUGAAGUGAAGUGGUACCAUAAUGGUAUUGAGCUCCAGGAGAGCAGUAAGAUACAUUUUACUAAUACGAGCGGAGUAUUAACUCUGGAGAUUCUCGACUGCCACAUUGAUGACAGUGGAACAUACCGGGCUGUAUGCACAAACUACAAAGGGGAAUGCUCUGAUUAUGCAACACUAGAUGUUACUGGAGGAGAUUACACUACAUACUCUUCCCAGCGGAAAGAUGAAGAAGUACCAAGGUCAAUUUUACCUGACUUGACAAAAACAGAGGCAUAUGCAGUCUCCUCAUUUAAGAAAGCAUCUGCUACAGAAGCAAGUUCCUCAGUAAGAGAGGUCAAAUCAGAAAUGUCAGCAACAAGAGAAUCACUAUUAUCAUAUGAACACUAUGCUUCUUCUGAAGAAAAAAUCACUGCAGCUGAAGAAAAAUCAUUGGAAGAAAGGACUGUACACAAGGCAUUUAAAAGCACUCUACCAGCAACAAUCCUUACAAAACCACGGUCAAUCACAGUUUCUGAAGGGGAGACUGCAAGAUUUUCCUGUGAUGUUGAUGGUGAACCAGCACCAACAAUAACAUGGUUCCGUGCAGGUCAACCCAUUGUUUCUUCGAGGCGCUUCCAAGUAACACGAACACAGUACAAGUCUACCUUUGAAAUUUCUUUGGUCCAGAUGUCAGAUGAAGGAAGUUACACUGUUGUGGUGGAAAACUCUGAAGGAAGACAGGAAGCGCAUUUUACUUUGACCAUUCAAAGAACAAAAAUUCCUGAAAAAACAAUUACAUCACCACCAACAAUCAAAUCUCCUGAGCCUCGUGUAAAGUCUCCAGAGCCAGUUAAGUCUCCUAAACGAGUGAAAUCUCCUGAACCCAUCAGCGGCCCCCCAAAAGCAAAGUCACCACCUGGAGACAAAACAGUACCAGCAGAGAAAGUACAAUUACCAACUCCUUCUCCACCAAAGAUAAAACAGCAUCUGAAAGCAGAAACUCUUGGAGAUAAGGUAAAGUUAUCCUGUGCAGUUGAAAGCAGUGUUUUAAGCGUCAGAGAAGUGGCUUGGUAUAAGGAUGGCAAAAAACUGAAAGACGACCAUCAUUUCAAGUUUCAUUAUGCAGCAGAUGGCACCUAUGAGCUCAAAAUCCAUGAGCUCAUGGAAUCUGAUAAAGGAGAAUACACCUGUGAAAUUAUUGGGGAAGGAGGUGUUUCAAAAAGUAACUUCCAGUUUACUGGCCAAGUAUUUAAAAAUAUCCAUUCCCAGGUAAGAGGUGUAUCUGAAACUCAUAAAUCAGUUCAGAAAGAAGAUGAGGUGCUUACAGUUUCUACCCAGAAGAAAUCAGCAAUGGCAACUGAAGAAAAAGCAGCAGUUGAAGAAGUCAUUAGUAAGUCAAUUGUUACUGAAGACAUCAAACAAUUGAAAGCAGAAAUUAAAACUUCUUCAACUAAAAUGACAGUGUCCGAAGGGCAGAAAGUGACGUUGAAAGCCAACAUUCCUGGUGCCUCUGAAGUAAAAUGGGUGCUGAAUGGAAUGGAGCUGAGAAAUUCAGAUGAUUACAGAUACGGUGUUUCUGGAAGUGAUCACACACUAACUAUCAAAAAGGCCAGUAAUAAAGAUGAAGGUAUACUCACCUGUGAGGGUAAAACUGAUGAAGGCAUUAUUAAAUGCCAGUAUGUUCUGACCUUUUCUAAAGAACGCUCCAAAGAACCAGCAUUUAUCAUGCAGCCUAAGUCUCAAAAUGUCAAUGAAGGACAAGAUGUAUUGUUCACCUGUGAAGUUUCUGGGGAUCCUUCUCCUGAAAUUGAGUGGUUUAAGAAUAAUCAACCUAUUGCUGUUUCAUCGCAUAUCAGAGUAACACGCUCUAAAAACAUAUAUUCUCUUGAGAUUCAAAAUGCAGUAGUGAGUGACACUGGAAAAUACACAGUCAAAGCAAAAAAUUACCACGGGCAGUGCUCUGCUACAGCAUCUUUGACUGUACUCCCUCUAAUAGAAGAACCUCCAAAAGAGGUAGUAUUGAAGACAAGUGGCGACGCAAGCAUGCACGAAAGUUUUUCUUCUCAGUCCUUUCAAAUGGCUUCUUCUAAACAAGAGGCUUCAUUCAGCAGUUUCAGCAGUAGCAGCAUGACUGAAAUGAAAUUUGCAAGCAUGUCUGCCAAAAGCAUGUCCUCCGUGAAAGAAUCCUUUGUAGAGAUGAGCUCCAGCAGUACUAUGGGGAAAUCUAGUAUGGCUCAACUGGAGAGUUCAACUAGUAAAAUGCUUAAAUCAGGUCUGAGAGGAGUACCACCCAAAAUUGAAGCUCUCCCAUCUGAUAUCAGCAUUGAUGAAGGAAAAGUUCUCACACUAUCUUGCGCCUUUUCGGGUGAACCUGCUCCCGAAAUAACAUGGUACUGCAGAGGAAGAAAAAUUACCAGUCAGGAGCAGCAAGGUAGAUUCCACAUUGAAACCAGUGAAGAUCUAACCACCCUGAUCAUCAUGGAUGUCCAGAAGAACGACAGUGGACUUUAUACCCUGAAUUUAGGAAAUGAAUUUGGUACCGAUUCUGCCACUGUGAAUAUUAAUAUUCGAUCAAUUUAGAGAGCUUGAUCUGUAUUAUUUACACUUGUCUUUUUACAAGUGAUUCAUAUAUGGACUGAAAUAUCUGAUCUGUAAAUAUAAAAAAAAAUAUUUUUGUACCUACCUGAAUGAGACAAAGUGCAGAGCUAUACAUUAUGACUUAUAGUCAUUAUUGACCUAAGAAUUUUAAACACUUUUUUCACUGACUUGUACAUACUGUAUAUAGCCGAAGUUAACGGUUAUGAAGUUUUGUACCAUUUAUUUUACGACAUUUUGAAAUGUAACUUUUGGAACUAACGGUUGGUAGGAGAAAGUUUCCUAGCAAACGACUACCCUGCUCAACAUUUAACUAAUUUUUGUGCCUCAACUCGUUGUUGAUGUCUAAGAAUGCCUCAACAGGUAGAGAGGCUCCCUGUUGAAGAUUACCUACACCUAAGAGAUGAUACUGUGCAUAGUAUUUCAUACAUGCACGAAUAUUUAUGUUGAAUCAGAAAUGUAAGGCAUUGGUGAUGUUUGCAUUUACCCUCCUGUAAGCAUUGCUUUAAUGUUUUACAUUGGAUCUGAUUACGUCAUAAUUUUCAUACCUGACUGACAAUUUUUGGACAAAGUGCAAGCGGCCAGCACUUUGUUCACCCAGUGUCUGUGUACUGUUUCUGACAUACUGACUGCCUAAAUAGCUUUAAAAAAGUAACACCACCUGGCCAUCCCCUUAAUCAACAAAGCUAUUUAGGUACUCAAGUGCAGCAGCAGUACCCCUCUUGGAGGUUCAUAGGGUGCAGUGAUUGAGUUUGUGUGGUAGUAGUAGACAUCCAGUAGUCACUUCCAGGCAACUAAGGAAUGAACCACAGUUUAAAAACAAACUGUUGUAGCAACAUCAAAUACCACCCUGCACUUCAAUUUGCUUUAGUUCUGCUAAUGUAGUAAUAAAUCUUGUUAGCUGUUGAACCUCCUUCAAAUAGAAUUGUUCACUUGAAAUAAAGCAUGCUUUCUGCACC